This is a messenger RNA of Podarcis lilfordi (Lilford's wall lizard), 94865 nucleotides long. The record is from the annotation of a GenBank genome assembly. NCBI's taxonomy places the organism in Eukaryota, Metazoa, Chordata, Lepidosauria, Squamata, Lacertidae.
AUGGAUGUAUGGUCCAGAAUAGCCAUAUGGAUCCUUUGCGGCUUCCUUCUGCACCAUGGACAGGGAGAGAGGCCCCCAGGCACCUACCUAGACGAUGCCACAAUAGCAGGUAAGGAAAAAGUUGUGGGUAAGGAGCCGGUUUUGCCUUUUCUUAAUCCUUUGGGGUAUAAAAUAAUGUUCUUUCAGGCUGCUGGCAGUGGGCUCUUUUCAUCCCUGGGACUCUGCUUUGAAGUUGAAGUUGUGAAUUGUUCUUCCCUUCUUGGAGGUUCGGAAAAGAAACUUGUAAAGUAUUUUGAAGCUCCCUUCUCGCCAACCUGCGUUCUGGUGUCUGCUUAAAUCCUAGCUAUUUUUGGUGGUCUUAUACUGGUGUUUUUUCCUAGCGUGCCUGAGAGUUUCCCCUCCCCAACUCUGCAAUGGUUCUUUCUGUAGGCAAUUUCAGGCUAGGAAACAAAAAACACUACGCAUCUUGAAAUAGCCUCCCAGAAAGGCAGCUAGCUUGAAGUAAAAGUGGUUAUUUCCUGCUUUACAUAGAGGAGAGAGAAAAAGAGCAGCUUUUUUGUGGAAGAAGUGUGCUUUCUAUCUGAAACCUGCUGAUUUUUUUCAGAAGAAAGAUUUGACUGUUUCAGGCUUGAGGUUUAGCUGUUGAGUGUCAACUGUCCUCUUUCCGUUGAGUUAAAGAAUGUGACUGUAGGUGCAAACAGUGCACUCUUAUCAGGCAUUGGGUAAAACAGAAAAGUAUUUAGAACACAUCUACUGUAUCAUAUCUGAGCUCCAGAAUAUAGUAAAGGAGAAUCCACUGUUCCCUGCUUGUUUGUGGUGUCAGAGAAUUCCUGAAGAUCUAGGGAAGCCCCAUGCAGGAGAUUGAUUUGCGAAGUGAUGACCAGGAUGCACCAUUGCCAGUUUCUCAUGUUGAAACUUCCCAUAACUGCAUCGCAGGUCUUUAAAAUAGCUGCAUGUCAGCAUAACCUUAACUAACGUAGGUUUAUCAAGUGGCUUGGCAGAGGGAGAGAAAGGGGGGGAGAGGGGGGAGGUUGUAAGAGUGUCAGAGUUGGAAUCUUUGCACACCAGUUUCUAAGUGGUUUUUCUUGUUGGAAUUCCCAAGAGGAGUGGGGAAUGUCCUUGUUGACCUCUGAUUGAGGGGACCCUGAGUUUCUCUCUCCUCAGUUGACAAUAGCACAAAUAAGUGUUGAGGAAGAGGCAGCCUGUUGCCAUUUCCUGAGCACUGGACUGUGGAAUUCACUGCCACAAGGAAUAGAUACUGUUUAUGGAGAGGAGGGUGACAGUUCUAGCAUCCACUGUUAGACUUCAUAUAAAAGAGGAAUGAAAACUAGAUGCUGGCAAACAAAUGACAGGUUGAGAUUAUCGCGUUAGUAGUAACCUACAUGUGAGCGCAUGAUCCAGUGUGGCAGUUCUUAUGGUGCAUUACACAUGUUGCCAGUACUGAACCUCACUUGCAUCCUGUAUUACUGCCACAGAGAGGUGAGCAGUUAUUUUUACAUAACGUGACUUCCACUGGGUGUGGGCAAAUAUUAGCGAACCAGCAGCAGUAAUUUCCUUGGCAUUUCUAAGGCUUCCCAGCGGCAACCACAUUUCUGGAAACACUAGUUUUCCAAUAUGAAAACCCUUAGCGGCUGGUUCUUCUAGUAGUGUCUGCGGGCCUUACUGGCAAACCGAAACUCCUUUAUCUCAGGUGCCAGAACUUUGAACGAGCUGGAAGGCCAAAGCCUUCAGCCACAGCCACAUAAAAAACUUGUUAGUCCUAUUCUGUGCAGAACAUGCCUAGCUUAAUUUGGUUUCAAAGUUUUCCUGCUUGCCAAAUUUGGACUUUUGCAGGCGUUUGCUUGUUGAAAGUGACAGCUGUUGUUUGGAGAAGCAGAUGUGGAGAGGUGCUGGAGGGCUUCUGUAGGAAGGAUGUUCUCUCUUGAUCAAUGGAUAUCUCAAGCAACUUCCUUCUUGGGGUGCUAAACACUCAGCAGAAAUACAAUUUGUUUCAGAUGAUUUUUCUGUGAGGACUAGAGAGCUAACUAGCAUGUGUAGUUUUUAGAGCAGAGCUUUCCAAACUGUGUGUCACAGCACGUUAGUGUGUCAUCGUGCGAACACUCCCCACACUCCUCCCAGGGCUGGAAAGGGGUUAGCUUAACCUCUGGUUUGCUAGUAAAACUGAAUUGCUGUGUCACGAAAUGAUGCAUGUAAUAAUAAUUUAUUAUUUAUUCCCCACCCAUCUGGCUGGGCCUCCCCAGCCACUCUGGGCGGCUUCCAAGAAAUAUUAAAAUACUGUAAUAUAUCAAACAUUAAAAGCCUCCCUAAACAGGGCUGCCUUCAGAUGUCUUCUAAAAGUCAGGUAGUUCUUGUUCUCUUUGACAUCUGGUGGGAGGGCGUUCCACAGGGAGGGCGCUACUACCGAGAAGGCCCUCUGCCUGGUUCUCAAAAGUGUCUCACAAGUGUGUCACCAGCAUGAAAAGUUUGGUAAGCUCUGGGUUAGAGUGUUUGGACCAAAACCUGAGAGAUCAGGGCUCAAAUCCCCCACUCAGCCAUGAAGCUCACUGGGUGUGGGUGACCUGGGGCCAGCCACUGCCUCUCAGCCUAGCCUACCUCACAGGAUUGUUGUGGGGAUUCAGGGAGAACCAUGUACACCACCUUGAGCGCCUUGGAGAAAAAUGUGGGCUAUAAUACCGUGCGGGUUUGCAGCGAUCAGCCUGCCAGUUGAUGUGCGAUAAAUGCUGACUUCCUUUCCUAACCAUGUGCAGAUCUGGUCAUGUGCCCUUCCCCUUCCAAGUCUUGUUGAGUCUCACUUAGCUCAUCUCUCGUGUCGGAAAAGGACCUGCAGGAGCAGUGAUGAAUUUCAGCUCUACGGGAUAAUCGCUUUUUUACAGCUGGCCAUAAACCUGUUGCUUGGGCUUCUGAUACUUAGCAUGACAGCCAGUUACCACACCUGCUUCUUUACCCUGCCCCAGAUCAAAUGUUUAUCCAGCAUGUUUUAAAAUAAUUACAAUUGUCAGGACUGUGGCCUCGCUUGGCAACUUGUAACGUUCAGGCUGUCAAAAGUACUCAAUGUCCCCAUUGCCCCCUCAUUGUCAAUACCUGCUGCGAGAGGCCAGCAGGAAGGAGGUUGUGGUCAGGUGUUGCCCUUUUCAAGUGCAUAAAGAGCUGCCAUUCUGGUUACCCGUGCCUCCUCUAAGCUGAAAACACCUAUUUUUUUCUUCUCCUUCUCCUUCUCCUUCUGUUGUUUUCUAUCCUCUUCGUCUUGUGUGGAUUUCCUUGGGCUUUUCAAUAUUGCAAGUAAAUUCUGAAGCCCGGAAGUUAACGCAAGUUGGGCAGACUCCAGGGCAGAAGCAGAAUACGCAGAAUAGGCCUGUUAGGUGCUUCCUAGUGGGGUUGCACUUGCUUGAACAAACUGUCAUGGACAUGCGUCUAUAUCUGCUCAGCGUUUAGGACCACAAGAAGUAUGCAUACUGCCUGGAGUAUCCAUUGCUCGAGGGAGGCCUUCAGUGGACAUUGCAGGGACACUGCAUGUGGAGACGUGGUAAGAGUUCCUGAAGAAGCUGUUCCUCAAAAAGUGCCGUGCUACCCGUGCUUGGUCUUUUGAGGGUAGAAAAACUUUUUGUGGCAAGAUGCAGCUUCAUUAUAUAUCUCCAGAGGGUUGCAUAACAUUUAACCAGUUUUUUACCUUGUGCAAAGCCUCCCCCCCCUUAUUCAGUUGGUGAAUAAAAAUACUGUAGGCCUUACUGCUUUUGUGAAAAUCUCUUUGACUAAUUCUGUGCCACCUUCAGGUUGCAGGAGAGUCUAAAAGAGUGCACUAUGGCAUAAUAAAUAUUUCCAUACCACAUUGAAGACAUCUAAGCAGCUAAAUUUGGCAGAUUUGUCAAUGCUUUCAAAAGGCCUUCCUGUAGCUGCACUUGUGCCUGCUGGCUUACUCUGAGUCAUGUUUUGGGGCUUGUGACGCAACAGGUGGGCUCUGCAUGAGGAAGUGGUGAGAGUAUCUUGAUGCUGGCACUGAAGGACCCGGACUUCCCUCCAUCCUGUGCAGGGCUGUUUCCUUGGAAGUUGAUGCUGGGUUUUAAAAGCAUGAUGCCCUGAAGUCGGAAGUAUACUGUCCCAGCCUUUAGCCAUGGCAGGCAGGAAAGCUGCAGUGAACAGGAAGAGUCCAGACUCUCUGGCUUGCUCAGCUUUUCGCAGGGACUACAGACUCUCAACCCCGUUCCUGCUGUGAUGCUCCUUUGAACAGAAGCUGCAGCAGCAGUUGCUGGAGGUCAAAAGAGUCAUGCUUCCCGCUCAUCUUCUUAAGCUCAGCAGCAUCAGCUCAGAAAGUGAUUUUGAGUUAACUUCUCACUGCCCCCACUCAGCCCCAGAAAUCAUCAUCAGGCCAUACUGAAAGUCAUCUAUUGCUUCUGGAGAAGAGAAGAUUCAUUCUCUUUGUGCCCUGAGGGGAUAACUCCUGUGAGUUAUCCUGAAAAGGGCUGCAACAGCUCUGUGGAAGUCGUAGACAUUGAAGUAGCAGUGAUACUACUGUUCUUUUUACUUUAUAAGAACUACAUCUUGAACUCUAGGCAGAGCUUUAAAAGACCUGAAGGUUUUCUAGUUCGUCCCCUAACUUGAGUAGGAUUCUUUGAAUCUUAGACUGCUAACAGCUCAGUUCUUUAAAAUGUAGAAGAAAGGUCAGGUCGGCACCUUGAAUUGAGCCUGGAAGCAAAUUGGCAGCAAGUAUAGCUGCAUCGAAUUGGAAGCAAUGUGGUCUCUUCUCUGUGCUCUAGUUGAAAGAAGAGUUGCUGCUUUCUGUGAUAGUGAAAGUUUCCGAGCCGUCUUCAAGGGCGGUUCAAUGUAGAACACAUGUCUGUUGUGUGCAUGAUGGAAAGGAAGUCUCAUUCAGUGAGGAAGGGCUGCAGAAACCCAGCACAAGGAUUUGCAGCAGGGCUAGGGAGCAACCAAGGCUGCCAAGCCACUCUUUCAGGGAGAGCUGGACCCAACAAGUGGUUGCCGUAACUCCACACAUUUGUAGCUGUGAUUCCUGCGUUGCAGGGACAGGUGUAAGGACCCUCUGGGUCCCUUCCAGCUCUACAGCUCUAUAAUUCUGUGAUCUCUUGAUCAGCUCUCAGAUCAGAGGAUACUGGAAAAUAAAGUAAGGUGGCACCAGCAUAUUGAUGACCUUGUUCUUUCACACAGGGCUGCUUAAUUGUGGCAGGUCCGUAGUUCAGAUCAGCAGGAUUCAGGGAGGACUUUUCAGAACGGCUCAGACCGCAGCCUCCUUCAAUGGUAGCAUCAUUUCACCCAGCUGCAGAGUUUUGUUUAUGGCUGCUGGUCCAUGUGGCCCUCACCAGCCACAAAGGUCAAGGGUCAAGAAAGCAAGUGGGUGGACACAAGUCCCCAAAGACUUUGCCCAUGUCCUCAGGAACCAAUAAAUGGAAUGGAUUCAAUUGUUACUAUUAAAUUUAUUCCCUGCCCUUCAUCAACAGGUCCCAUUGGGGGUUACAACAAUUUAAAAUUCAGAGUUAAAAACAGUUAAAACAUUGCUGCCUCCAGCUGUGGAGGCAGAACAUGGCCAUAUUGGCUAAUCAGCCUUUGAUAGCACUCUCCUCCAAUUAUUUGCCUAUGCCUCUCUUAAAGCCAUCCAAGAUGCUGGCCACGACAGCCUCCUGUGGGAGGGAGUUCCAUAGUUUAACUGUGCACUGCAUGAAGCUGUAUUUUCUUUUAUCUGUCCCAAAUCUUCCAACAUUCAGCUUGGUUGGAUAUCCAUGAGUUCUGGUGUUAUAUGACAGAGGAAGAAACACUUCUCUAUCCACUCACUCCAUGCUAAGCAUUGUUUUAUCAACAUUGUUUUACUCUCCUUUUCUCUAAACUGAGAGUACUUUCUGGCACGAUUCCACCAGAAGCAAACAAAUUAAAUGCUGCCCUGUAGAAUAAGGAUGUUCACACAGUUGUAGUUUGCUAAGAGGCGUAACCUCAGCCUCGAGGUGAACUUUGCAUUCCUUUAAGUUCUCUUCUUGCAGUUAAACUUGGUUUGUGGCCGUCACUCAUUCCCCGGAUCUAGUGCAGAAGUUUCCUGCUUGCCGCUAACAAACCCCGAAAAACAAUUCAGAGGCUCUGGAACUGCAGCCUGUGUUUGUUGGUGCUGAGAACCACGACUGAAUUCUUUUCAUUAAUCAGCUUUGCUGCAGAAAUAAAGCUUGAUGCUGGAUAAAUUAAUUCACGCACACUAAAGACCAAGCUCAUUCUGCUUCAAAUGAGGUUAUUCUGGUGAAGGAGUCCCAGGAUGACCUUCUGACAUGAUGGGCCAGAUUACUGCGCUUUCUUGAUUUAAUUAGCCUCCCCCAAAGUAGUUCAUUUAGGCUGGCUAGGAAGAUCAAAGAAAGUUAAAUGGCUUGCGUGACUCUGCAUCAAACACAUCCACCCUUGUGGUGACAACGAAGUGCAGAGCCCAGGCGUUGAAAACACGUUCUGAACUUUGUAUAUUUAAAGCUGUAAAUCAUGCAGUUGGCUAUAUUCUGCUCUACCUGAAUCUUGUUUAUGAGGCCUGGAUUUGGUGGAACAUUUUGCUGGGCUGGUGUGUACCUCCUGGCACUUCUGGGGAGCCUUGCUCUGAUCAUUAGCGAUCUGCCUUGUUCCAGUUGAGGUUUACAUGUCCAUCUAGCCGGCCCACUGCUAUGCGUUAAGGACAUAAGAAGAGCUGGACCAGCACAGUGGCCGACCAGAUACCCCAAAGGCAAGGCCAAAACCAGGAUUUGAGUACAGUGGUACCUCGGGUUAAGAACUUAAUUUGUUCUGGAGGUCCGUUCUUCACCUGAAACUGUUCUUAACCUCAGGUACCACUUUAGCUAAUGGGGCCUGCCGCUGCUGCCAUGCUGCUGGCGAGCAAUUUCUGUUCUCAUCCUGAAGCAAAGUUCUUAACCCGAUGUACUAUUUCUGGGUUAGCAGAGUCUGUAACCUGAAGUGUCUGUAACCCGAGGUACCACUGUACAAGAGUAACUCUCUCCUCCUGCGGCUUCCAGCAACUGGUAUUCAGAAGCAUUGCUUCCCCGACUGUGCUGGCAGAGCCCUCUACUCCACUGAUUUGCCAGUGUGGUGUAGUGGUUAAGAGCGGUAGUCUCCUAAUCUGGUGAACUGGGUUCGAUUCCCCGCUCCUCCACCUGCAGCUGCUGGGUGACCUUGGGCCAGUCACACUUCUCUGAAGUCUCUCAGCCUCACUCACCUCUCAGAGUGUUUGUUGUGGGGGAGGAAGGGAAAGGAGAAUGUUAGCCGCUUUGAGACUCCUGAAGGGGAGUGAAAGGCGGGAUAUCAAAUCCAAACUCUUCUUCUUCUUCUUCUCUUCUAAAGCCAUCUGGAUUGGCAGCUGUCACUGUCUCCUGUGGGAGCGAGUUCCAUAGUUUACCUAAGCACUGCAUGAAGAAGGACUUUCUUCAGAUUGGCACCAGCUCUCCAGCUUCUAAGGUUGAGGAAAGCCUCUCCUGUCAACUGUUACUUGACAGGGAUUGAACCGGAGACAUUCUCAAUGAAAAGAGCUGUGCCCAGCUUGAAAAAUCUCCUGGGUUUUUUUGUAAAUGAACUGUGGGCAGCACGCUUCAUUCUUUCCAAUACAGUGGUACCUCGGGUUACAGACGCUUCAGGUUACAGACUCCACUAACCCAGAAAUAGUACCUCGGGUUAAGAACUUUGCUUCAGGAUGAGAACAGAAAUCGUGUUCCAGCGGUAGCGGGAGGCCCCAUUAGCUAAAGUGGUACCUCAGGCUAAGAACAGUUUCAGGUUAAGAACGGACCUCCAUAACGAAUUAAGUUCUUAACCCGAGGUACCACUGUAGCUGCUCUUGAGUCUUUCUUCUACAUGGAUUUUCAGUUUCCAUGUCAUGUUUUCCCAUAGCUAUAUGUCUCAUUCACAGGAAUCAUUCCAAAACUACUACUAUGGAACGUCUGCAGAAUUUGCAGAGGUGUUUUUGUUUGUGCUUUUCUAAAUAAUUUUUUUUAAAAGACAUUUUAAACAUGAUCUGAGCCAGAAAGGCUGGCUAAAUUCACAGUUUACUUCUGAGUCAUCAUACAUUAAAAUCGUAGCUCUAAUGCACGUAGCACAAAUAAAAACAUCAAAUCCCAAAACUUGUGCUAUAAAUUAUUAUUAUUUUUUUUAAAAGAUUGUUCAUUAUUACAGUAUUGCAAAAUUUGGGUAGGAUGGGAUACAGGAACACGGAGGUAAAAGCAGGUUAAUAGCUAAGAGGAGAGUAGCAAUGGAUGAGGAUGAGUGAUGGAUCUGACUGAAACUGCAGGCGCAGAGCAAUUCACACAUUCCAUCAGAGCAUGCAUUGAAAAAAGGUGAAGGAGAGAUGCUUGGAGCCCUUACUAGGGGGAGUUGAAUGAACAUAUGAGUUGGGCAGUUGGUCCAUUAAGCAGCAGCCCCCGCCCCCCCAGCAGCAGCUCUUUCCAAUCCCCCCCAUUAGAAAAAGGAGGGAAGAGCACUGCUGUGCUUGAAUCCCACUUGUGGGUUUCCCGCAGACAUCUUUUCUGCUCCUGAGAGAACAGGUUGUUGGACUAGAUGGGCCAUUGGCCUGAUCCUAAAGGCUCUUCUUAGCUUCUUAUGCAACAUUCUCUCAUCUUUGCUGUCUGAGAUCCUUAGAAGUAGAGGGGUUGGGGGCUGGAUCUGCGACCUGCAGAGUAUAGACCCCCCCUCCCUCAGGACUGCAGGGCUGAGGUAGGUUUGUAAUACAGAUUUUGCACCAAAUGGAAAUAAGUUGUUUAAAUUCUUCUAAUCUCCGAAUGAUCUGGGCUCUUUUCAAGCAUUCUCUGCCCAGUGUGGAUGAGUACACAGGAGGGCAUGUAAUGUUAGAACGGUAAAGGAGCUACUUUCUUGAUGAGUUUGCUUGUGUUUGUCCUGCACAAUGGGAGGAAGUUUUUUUCUGACAUGGACAAUGGACACGGUUAGGUCUGCCAUCUUCUCCCUUGGAAUUGUGACUUGGCAAAACGUCCUGCAUUCCCUUCUGUUGGGAUGGGAGGGGAAGAGGCAGGAUGUGAUGGGUUUUGCUGGUCUGCUAAAUGGUAGGUGUGUAGUUGAAAUCUGCCAAUCCUGCUGUGCCAUUUUUGCAGUUCAAACAGGGCAUUUGCAAAUUGAGAAGUGUUUGUGGGAAACCUGCAAAGAUAAUUGAGCUGUUUUGAAGGUAAAUCAUGAAAUCUGAUUACUUCUGGUGAAGAGGAGAAUUACAUGUUGAUAUAACAACAACUUUCAAAUAUUGUAAGAGGAAAAGGAACACAAAAAUGCAUACCACUGGGCAGAUGACCGGAAGCAUUAGGUUUAAAAGAGAAACUGCAGGGAAGCUGAAGUCAGUUGUCAGGAAAGCCUUCCUACCUUUUGCCCAAUUCCGCAAUGACAGAAACCGGUAAAAAAAUACUGUGAAAUUUUCUGGACAAAUUUGACUGGUCUGGGUGGAUAUUUCAAAAAUAUUAGAGAAGUGAACUCUGGGAAACCUGCAUGUGACAUAUGUAUGUGUGAGAGAGGCAUGGAGGCAUAAAUGUGCAUAAGUUUUGUUUGUGAACAGGAGUGAAAUGAGGCACUCCACUUCUCAGUGAUGCCAGAAGAGAGAGAUGCCUGAUGCUUUUAUCCCGUGGCCUUUAGAUGAUGCUCUCCAACCCACCUAUAGCUUGUGGUUGCCCAGUGUUCCCUACUCCAUUAUAGUGAAGUGGUCCCAUUUGGUCCCCCCCCCCCACCUCGGGUCAAUUUCUGGUCCAUCGGCCAAGCAAAGUGACAUGGCUGGGAUGUCUGGUGUUCUCUGGGACUCUGCUAGAAAGGACCACAGCUGAUAGGAGAGCCAAUUGCAUGAGCAGCUUGUUAUUUAUUUAGCCUAUUUUUAACCUAAUUUAAACGCAGGCAAUUAAAUCCACAGGCAAAGCAGCAGGAUUUGGUACUGCUCUUUGACACUUUCUUUUGGAAUUGUUUUCCAGCGCAACAGAUUGUCAUGUCAUUGUCACUUUUUGUCCUUGUGCGCUUUGCUAGGUUUAUGCUUCCGUUUCAAGGAAGUUGUGUUGUGCAAACCCUUUCAGCGAAAUUUGAGGCUCAUGUUGUGGUGUGAGAGGGUGCAAAUCCUCGUCAGGACACCCUCUAAGAUUGCUGAGAACCCAACCGUGAGCAAGCAUUGUGAUUGGCAGCACUGUGCGGAAUGGGAUUCAUGCGUGUCAGAGGCACGUUCUGGGUAUUAUUUGGGACUGCUUUUUAAGUGAUGAGAGACACAAGUCCUCACGGUGGGCUCUUCUUCCCCUUCCUCUUUUGGGGAAGAGAUGUGUCUCAGUAGUAGAGUGCAUGCUUUGCAUUCGAAAGGUCCCAGGUUCAGUCUGAAACCCUGGAAAGCCACUGCUGACAACACUGAGCCAGAUGAGCCAAUGCAUUGUAAGGCAGUUUCCUGUGUUCCUGUUGGGCCUCAAACCUGAGGCCUCUUCAGAUGAGGGGCACAGGGACCUGGACUCGGCAGCAAAUCUCCAAACUGCUCAAGGAUCCCGAGGAGCCAUCAGACGUGGGCAUUCCUGCCCCGAGACUGGCAGUCUCUCAGACCAUUUGGGGCAACAGCCCUGUGUUUUGGGUGUUUAAUUCUAUCCAGAGACUGGCAAGAAAGAAGCCUUAGCAUCUAGGCAAAAAGGGGUCCCUCUUUACAUAGCACAUAGUUAAACUAUGGAAUUCACUCCCACAAGCUGCAGUGAUGACCACCAACUUGGAGGGCUUUAAAAGGGGAUUAGACCAAUUCAUGGAGAAUAGGAUUGUCAGUGGCUACUAGUCUUGAUGGCUCUGUUCUCCCUCUACAGCUGGAGGCGUUAUGCCUGAGAAUGCCAGUUGCUGGGGGAGAGUGCUGCUGUCCUCUGACUUUGCUUCUGGACUUCCCAGUACAGACAUCUGGUUGGCCACUGUGAGAACAGGAUGCUGCUGGGCCCCUUUGGUCUGAUCCAGCAGCCAGGCUUUUCUUACGGAUUUGGCCCACAACCUGCAUUUCUUCGCUGUCGGUGUCGGAAGUUGGCUGCCUUUCCAUGGUAUAUGUCAGCAGAGCCGAAAACCAGGAGAGUUGAGCUUCGCAUGCCAGACUACUAAAUAAAUACCUGCUUCUCUGCUUGGGCACAGAAGUUGGUUGUCCUGGAUAUAGGAAGCAAAGCCACAGUGAGUGGCUGGCAUUUGCAUCCAAUUUCAACUUCCUGUUUAUUUCAGGUUUUAAACGCUGGUACCUCCAAAACAAGAGCUCAUAAAAAGGUUUCCCCCUUUCUACUCUUAUGCCCUGUGCAGUGUUAGAAACUAGGACAGAAAAGCUAGGAGCCAAAUGGCUCCUGGGACCUGGGCUGUGGGUGCCAAAACAGAAUGUCUACUCGCCAUGGGGGUGUCAGCAGCACCUUUUAUUUAUUAUUUUGGAAACCAUGAACUAAUACACAGUUCACAUAAGUGACACAUUGUUAAUAGCAAAUUUUUAACAGAAAUUGUUAAUACAUUUUAUUGGUGUUUACAAUAAAAAUAUUGGUACCAUAUUUCAGUUUUCAAAACACUCUACUCUUUAUUGUUAAACUCCUUAACGUAUUAUCUAUCUUUAACAUAUACUUCGAGGCUUCAAAGCACAUACAUUUUAGUAAUCCUUGAGUGUCAGACAGGUGCAAAAAAUGUCACUCAGACUUUUUGAGGCGCUCACAAAUGGAGAAUCUUAAGGUGCAAAAUGCACCUGGCGCCCUGCUAAUUUCGAACUCUGGCCCUGCAUCCUUCAGCAUAGACCUCACCCACAAUGACUACACCCCUGAGCAGUUGCUUGCUGUGUGCAAUUAAGGAGGCCUAUAUUUUCCAUGUCUACAUCUGCUUGCCUGGUUGCUAGAGCGGUUGAGAACAGGAAGUGAUGGUGUAAAUUCUAUCCUAUACUUAAAUAGUCCAGCCCAACAUAUAUAAGAACAUAAGAAGAGCCUGCUGCAUCAGGUCGAUGGCUCACCUAGCAUCCUAUUCUCACAGUGACCAACCAAAUGUGUGUGUGAGAAACCCACAAGCAGGAUCCAGGCAGAAGCGCCCUCUUGCCUCACUUGGCUUCUAGCAACUGGCAUUCAGAAGCAUUGCAGCCUCUGACUGUGGAGGCAGAGCAUAGCCAUCACGGCUAGUAGCCAUUGGUAGCCCUCUCCUCGUUCAUGAAUUUGUCUAAUCCUCCUUUAAAGCCACCCAAGCUGGUGGCCAUCACUGCCUCCUGCAGGAGGGAGUUCCACAGUUUAACAAUGUGUUGAACUAUAUUAGAAGGCUGCUUCCCUUCGUGCUCUGUCUUGGCGUGGAGGUUGAGGGACAGGCCUUCAGGUUGUCUUCAAAAUCCUUCACUGAUAGGACUGUGUAUCCUACAUGGAUUGCAUGUUUUGCUAGAACAGCCAGCGGUCAGCUGAUUCUUCAUGUUAAUAAUCAGAAGUCGAGAGAAGCUUUGUGUGAAGGGACAUAACUGUGCUUAAUUAACAGAGAUGAUCAUGGUAUGUUUGGGGUGGUGACCCAUGCUCUGUGGAUCAGGAAAAGGUGGUGACAAUAAGGAAAACCUCCCCUUCCCUUCUAAUAUUUUAUUCUGUGCAUUUUGUGAGGAGCAGAGAUCACUGGAAAAGGAUGCCUUGGGAAUGCUGCACUCCUGUGAAGUUAAAGAAUGUGUGCUUUGUUGUUUACAUUUAUGUCCCACAUUUCCUUUAAGAGACUCGUGUGGUAUGCAAGGCACUUCUCCACCCCCCACCCCAGUAUCCCCACAGCAACCUUGUAUGGUAGGUUAGGCUGAGAUGCAAGGUCAACAAGUGAGCUUGGUGUCUGAGUGGGGAUUUGAACGCAGAUCUCCCCAGUCCUGACCUAGAAUCAUAGAAUUGUAGAGUUCAGCUGGAGUGCACAAUCUGCUUUCAUGGGCCAUCAUUCUGAUAUGAAAAUUCUUGACUCUUACUUAAGCCUCUGAGAGGUGCUUUGGACUUUAUGUGGCAAUAAACCCAAGCGAGUCUGGGUGGCAGAAACGUUCUCCUUAAAUGAGCAGUGGGCACGUGUUGGGGAGCACAGCCAUUCGGCCAACUGGGACUCCCUGGAGACUGUUCCCAGCUGUGCUGGAAUGCCUGCCUGCUCUUCACUGUUUACAAAUGUUAUGCAGAGAACUCUAGCUUAGCUCUGCCAAACCCAGCAGCUAUAUAAUAAGAGUUGCUUUGGCUUGGUUAGGCAAUUUCUAGCAUUGCACCCUCCUAAAAAUCACAAAAGCAGGUCCUUCCCACAUGCUUGCUCUCUUAAAACAGCCAGGUACGAGGCCCAAGCAGAAGAGUUCAUAAUUUCAUAGGCCACCUCCCAUUCGCUGGCCUGUAAACCGUAGCAGGAUGGGUACCUGGCAAAGUGGGAUCUAAUCCAUACAAAAACCUGAUAACGAAAGCAUACUUACUGUGCUAUCACAGAAAUGAAGGUGGGUCACUUCUGGAACAGAAGCAGACCUUUGUGGACUUGGUUCAAAGUCUGCUGUGCAAAUAAUUGUUUUGUUUACCUUUAACGGGGUCAUUCCAUACAGACCCAUUUUUCAUUUUCAUGUGUAGUUAACGUGUUCUAUAUCAUUUUAAAGACAAUUUUCCAAAGUCCUUUAUCUGUUUUCCAAAGUCAAUUUUCCAUUAUCCGGCAACGGUUUUUCAAAAUGGCAUUUUGCACGUGAGUAAAACAGCCAGAAGCAUGAUGUGCAAAUGACUCAGAAGUGCUCUCAUCUUUUUCUGAAGUUCGUUUAACGACCUCUCCAAGAAGACAGACAAGCAGCUUCAGUGCUUCAGAGCACAUUGCUCUCCCCACAAUUGAUACACAGCUAUAUCUUACCAUGCCACCCUCUUCCAGAGCAGCUGUGUUAGGAUAUCUCUGAAGUUCUUCCCAUUUUGUUUUUCUAGAAAGUGGUUCCCUCUCUGGUGUACAGACCCCCUCCCCCAUGUGAGUUGAAUGAAUGCUAAUCUGACACCAUUCACAAGACCAACCAGCCAAAAAAAUAGUUGGGGUGCUUAGUGCGGCCUGUUCCUCCUGACAGUCACUUAUAUCCAGCGAUCCCAAACUUCUUUGGACCACUGCCCCCUUAGUUCCGUAAACUCAUCCCCAAUGCCCACUAUCCUACCUUAUAAAAAACAUUACUCAGAAUAGAAUACAGUCAUACCUCAUGUUACGUUUGCUUCCAGUUGAACGUUUUCAGGUUGUGUCCUACGGCAACCUGGAAGUACUGGAAAGGGUUACUUCUGGGUUUCGCCGCAUGCACAGACGCGCAAAAUGACGUUACGCGCAUGCGCAGAAGUCGCGAAUCGCAACCCGCGGACGUGCAGACGAGGGUUGCGUUCUGCUCAUGUUGCGAACGGGCCUCCGGAACAGAUCCCGUUCGUAACCAGUGGUACCACUGUAUCUUUAAUAAAAACAAUUUUAAAAAACAGCAGUUUGCACGACCCACUAAGGAAGAUAAUACAACAAAAUUCAAAGAAGUAACAAUGAUUUGCACAUUUGUUCAAAAUCCAUUUAAAGGUAAAGGUACCCCUGCUCGUACGGGCCAGUCUUGACAGACUCUAGGGUUGUGCGCUCAUCUCACUCUAUAGGCCGGGAGCCAGCGCUGUCCGCAGACACUUCCGGGUCACGUGGCCAUCGUGACAAGCUGUAUCUGGCGAGCCAGCGCAGCACACGGAACGCCGUUUACCUUCCCGCUGGUAAGCGGUCCCUAUUUAUCUACUUGCACCCAGGGGUGCUUUCGAACUGCUAGGUUGGCAGUUUAAUUAAUUCGACAAAACAGAUGGGCUUGAUCGAGUGAUACCAGCUUUUCAGAGUCUGAUAGCCAUUUACACCUCCUGGGUCUCCCCUCUUGCUUCUUUGCGCCCCUCUAGGCACUCCCACUGCCCCCAGGGUGUUGGCCUCACCCCCUUUGGGAACCGCUGCUCAUAUCCAGCCACAACAGUCCAUUACUACCACCUCUUGUAGAAAUGCUUUUCUCACUGGCGGAGAAAAAGCAAAUCGCAGUGUGAAUGGGAUGAAAAGCUUCAAGGCGAUUCCUGUGGUUUGUCUCCAUUAACACACUUCGUGCGCCUGACCUUUGCCUGAGUGGCACUUGCCUUUUCUCUUGACUUCCCCCUGAACUGUAGCUCCUCUUUUGCUUGGUGGCAACGCAGGGCAUUUUGGUGCGAUUUCUCUGCAAUGCCCUAGUAAGGAAAAUGUUUUUGCUUUUUAAUUAUGAGUCGUGGAAGUGGGUGGCGGGGGAGAGGAGGAGGGAGUGGGAAGAGGAAUUUAGUUUCCCUUCAGGAAUCCCUUAUCGUUCCUAUCUGCAGCUCUGCUGGGGAUCUGGAUUCUUCUGCGCACUCGGUUCUCCGGGACCAAAUCGACACCAACCGGCCCCCACCAGAAUCAAGCCGCAGGGCUGAUUCCUUGAAUGCUGGCAGCUGCGUUCCAAGGAUUUAUACCCUGCGGGUUGCAUUCCUCAGUCUGGACAUGCAGGCUGUGGGCUGGUUGUGGAGAAGGAGUUAAGAUGAGCCCUUCUGGAUCAGGCCGAAGUCUCUCUCCUGCCUGGCAUCCUGCUUCUCAAGCUGCCAAGCCAGAUGCCUCUGGGCAGCCCAAAAGCACGGCAAGUAAGAAGGCAGAGACACUCUGGUUCCUUUUAGCCAUUGCAAGAUAGGAAAGGGAUCUUGGAGGCCGCACAGUCCAAUGCUAGCUGAUAGUAGUAGUAGUAGUAGUAGUAGUAGUAGUAGUAGUAAAUAAUUACUUACUUACUUACUUACUUACUUAUUUAUUUAUUAAUACCCUGCCUGUCCGGCUGGGUUUCCCCAGCCACUCUGGGCGGCUCCCAACAGAAUAUUAAUAACUCAAUAAAGCAUCAAACAUUAAAAAUUUCCCUAAACAAGGCUGCCUUCGGAUGCCUUCUAAAAGUCAGAUAGUUGUUUACUUCCUUGACAUCUGAUGGGAGGGCGUCCCACAGGGCAGGCACCACGACCAAGAAGGCCCUCUGCCUGGUUCCCUGCAACCUCACUUCUUGCAGGGAGGGAACCAGCAGAAGGCCCUCAUAGUUAGACCUCAGUGUCCGGGCUGAACGAUGGGGGUGGAGACACUCCUUCAGGUAUACUGUUAGGGCCUGUUAAUAGUCCUCUCCACCUCCUCAGAUUUGUCUCAUCUCCUGUUAACAUGUUUUGUGUUGCAACUCGCUUUGAUAAUGGACUCCGUAAAUUAAGAGUUCUCCAUAAUCAUCAGAAGCACGUUGGUGGCUCAAUCCUCAAAGCCGAUCACACGAGCGAGAUCACUGGCAUGUACACGGAGCGAGUGGAUGAAUGUCAAAUCUAAAUAAACUCUUUUACAAAUUCUGGUUCAAGCCCUUGCCCAGCCAGGAGAGUUCUUGUGGCUUUGACCAAGAAACCCUCUCUCUCUCUCUCUGGCGUUGUAGGUGAAAUACGAACACUGUUGAACUGAGGACACACACACCUGAUUAAUCUUGAAGGCUUUGAAUGAGACAGGAAAGAAAUAUUUCUCCAAAUGCUGCAGACUGUAGUUAGGCCUAUAUGGAGACCAGAAAAGGGCUUGAGUCCAGGGGGGCUUCCCCCUUUUACAAUGUUCUCGUUCUUCUGGAUUCCAGCAGCAGCUUGUUCUGCAAAGGCCUUUUGGCAGGGACUGAUGGUCUUCUUGAUAGUUGCCCUGGCGCCAAAUUGCAGAGGCAGUUCAGCCAGCAGGAAGGCAGCCCAUCCCCCUCUGGGCAUUUUUAAAGGGUGUAGAAAGAGAUGUAGGGACGUGGGUGGUGCUGUGGUCUAAACCACUGAGCCUAGGGCUUGCCGAUUGGAAGGUUGGCGGUUUGAAUCCCUGCGAUGGGGUGAGCUCCUGUUGCUUGGCCCCUGCUCCUCCCAACCUAGCAGUUCAAAAGCACGUCAAAGUGCAAGUAGAUAAAUAGAUACCGCUCCAACGGGAAGGUAAUGGCGUUUCCGUGCGCUGCUCUGGUUUUGCCAGAAGUGGCUUAGUCAUGCUGGCCACAUGACCUGUCUGCAGACAAACGUCGGCUCCCUCGGCCAGUAAAGUGAGAUGAGCGCCGCAACCCCAGAGUCGUUCGUGACUGGACUUAACUGUCAGGGGUCCCUUUACCUUUAAAAUGAGAUGUGGGUCUUGUCCCUAAUAUUUCAUUUCAUCUGUUUAUUUCAUAAAAUUUAUACACUGCUUGAUUAACAAAAAAACCCUCGGAGUGGUUUGCAAAGAGAAUAAAACACUAAAAUUGGUAGUAAAAACAGCUCUUUAAUGCAGUCAAAAGAUAAAAUCAGCCAUAAACUAAAAACAAAUUGAAACAUACUCCAACCUUCUACAUGUCUGGGUAGGCUUGUCUAAGCAAGAAUGUUUUCAGGGUACAGAGAAGGCACCCACCCGAUGUCAAGAGGCAGAGAGUUGCAGAGUGCGAUUGCUGCCACCUUAAAAAAAGAUUUCAUACACAUGCAUAAUGGGUAUUGUGUGGCACCCGUAGCAAUGCCAGUGAUGCAGAUAAAAGCACUGGAGUGGGCGCAUAUGGGGUCAGGCCAUCUUGCAGGUAUAUUCUCCCAAAGGGAGAAGGUUUGAGGCUGCUGGAAGUACAGUACCUCAUUGCAGUGGUGAUUUGCUGAGAGGAUGGAGGCAUUUCCAUGCCCCUGCCUACGGGAAUGAGUCUGAUCAUGUGGAGUGUCUUCAUAUCAGCCCUGAACCUUCUGAGUUGGCACUGAAUUAGUGCCUCUCCAUGUGGUUGGGCUGAUACUCCUGACAAGCAAGCAAACAAGCAUUUAUUUAUCUCCUAGGUUUCUUUCCUGCCCUUCACCACAAUGUUCCAACAAUAAAAUACGCAACUAUAGAAGAAACGGUUGCAGUCACAAAACAAGAAAGCCUAAAAACAGUUAAGAUCAGCCCCACAUAUAAAUACAAUACAAACGCUUAAAAGCAACUCCAUAUAUAAACACAGUUUUCAAAGGUCCCAGUAGCGAUGCGGGAGUGAGAUAAAUUCCUCCAGGCGUUGCAGCCGCUGUGAAUUAUUCUCAAGAAGAAGCAUUUCCAGCAGCUUCCCAUCUGGGGGCUGCAACAGGAGGUGUGGUUAAAAAUAAAUAGUUGAGCACACUCCCAGAGUUGAUGGGAGCUGAUCCUGAAUGAGAAUGAAUGAAUGAAUGAAUGGCCUAGCCUGCGUCCCUUGGAUUCAGAUCCCCCCUCAGUAGAUGAGAUUUGCAGUCCAGUUAUCUCCGGAGGGCAACAGGCCCUGCCGCAGCAGAUGCCAUUGUGGCUACCAGGCAACCUCUUUCUUCGCUGGCAUCAGAGCCGCGUGUUUUUGCCCAGUGGCUUUGCAUCACACCUCAGUGGCCUGGGCCGAUUCUUCCAAGAAGUCAGGAAGCCCAGUCCAUGUGAAAUGUACACAGAGAUCGGAGGCUUGAGUUGUCUUGCUUGUUCUGAAAAUGGCCACGUUGCUUUGAUUUGCUUUCCGUGUCUCAUUCUGGGAAAUAUCAGAGGGCACGCAGAGCUCCCUGAGUUUUAUCGGUGCUGAAAGGCUCCCCGUGAAAACAAAGAGCCUUUUGUUCUUUUAACCGCUUGAAACUUGUCUGUGGAUCAAAACAAUUGUUCUCACUUGGCACACUUGUCUGGCUAAGUUGAUUUUUUAAAAGAAAUAAACAAAAAGCUUUUACACCUUGAAGGGAUAUGUAGAGAUGAUCUUUCCAGAUAAAAUACAGUCUUUGAUCGCACUGUAGUGCACAUAUUGUUCAUAAUAGAAUGAUGCAAUGGAAAACCUACACCUGGAUCCAUAAUUGUCUAACGGUGGACCAUCAUAAUGGCAUUUUUUAAUCUGUGUUUUCCGGAAACGGUGGAAUACAUGUUUGCUUUUACAAAAUUUUCCAGCUGUACAAAAAGAUCUCUGCCUUAGAUGUGCUAUUUGUAAACCUGUGACCAGUGGUUUUUUGCUGUUUUUAAGGAUAUGACUGUAAAUUGCAUUGGGACAUAGAAUCAAAGAAUUGUAGAGCUGGAAGUAAUCUAAAGGGUCACGUAGUCUAACCCCCUGCAAUGCUGGAAUAUGUGUGGAAGGCAACUAAUUAAUUACUGUAACUGUAAUACAGUCAUACCUCUAGUUGCGUUUGCUUCAUGUCGUGGAUUUUUGGGUUGUAAAUGCAGCAAACCCAGAAGUGUAUGCUACCGUGGUUUGCUGCGUGCGCAUGAGCGCAGAAGCAUUCUGCACGCUUCGCACAUGCACAGAAGCACUCUAUUGCACUCUGUGCUUGUGCAGAAGCGCUGCUUUAGUUGCGGACUUUUUGGGGUGCGAACGGCACCCCGGAACGGAUCGUGUCCGCAACUAGAGGUACCACUGUACACCCUGCUCCCCUGUGGAAAACUAAGGCAGCAUGCCACCCAGGGCUGACCAGAGGUGUGGGCUCCCUCUGAAUUUCCAAAGCAUCUGCCACAAUAAAUCUGUCUAAGAUGCCCUCUAUCAAAAAAAUGUUCAUUUAAUAAUAAUAAUAAUAAUAAUUAAUAAUAAUAUUUUAUUAUUUAUACCCCGCCCAUCUGGCUGGGUUUCCCCAGCCACUCUGGGCGGCUUCCAACAAAAUAUUAAAAUACAAUAGUCUGUUAAACUUUAAAAGCUUCCCUAAACAGGGCUGCCUUCAGAUGUCUUCUAAAAGUCUGGUAGUUGUUUUUCUCUUUGACAUCCAGAAGGCCCUCGGCACUGGACCUCAGUGUCCGAGCAGAACGAUGGGGGUGAAGACGCUCCUUCAGGUAUACUGGACCGAGGUAUAAUAAUAAUAUUUAUACCCCGCCCAUCUGGGCGACUUGCAGCGUAUCUAAAAACAUAAUAAAAUUUCAAACAUUAAAAACCUCCCAAUACAGGGCUGGCUUCAGAUGUCUUCUAAAAGUCAGAUAGUUGUUUAUUUCCUUGACAUCUGAUGGGAGGGCAUUUCGCAGUGCAGGCGCCACCACUGAGAAGGCCCUCUGCCUGGUUCCCUGUAACCUCAUUUAUCGCAGGGAGGGAACAGCCAGAAGGCCCUCAGAGGGCUAGAUGAGCUUGUUCCCUUACCUGUUGGUAUUCUACUUUGGGGCUUUAUUUUAUUAUAAAAAAGAAUCACACACUUUUAACUGAGCUGAAUAUUGUAAGGAAGACAACAACAACAACAGAGAAGUAAAAAGCUGGCAUUCUGUGUCCAAAGUUUAGUAAUUUAUGUUUUGUUUGAAAAUGAGAGUAAGCGUUUUGGAAAUGUUGGGCUUCUGCAGAUGAAGUGCCACUUCCAACUGGCAACGUUUAAAAGCAGAAUUUUGCUCCAGAUGUUUUUAUAUGACUCGCCAGAGAGAUAAAAAAAAGGGGGGGCAAAGCAGUUCCUUGGCUAUAAAUGUGACGGGGUCUGCUGAACAGACAGGUGAAGAGAUGAAAGUAUGUGCUUGUUAGCUGUGCUCUGACAGAACUGAAGGCCUGAUGUGUGGGGCAGAGACCCAUGGAGGGUUUGCACAAUGAUGCUUCGAAAUCAAACAUAAUUUGGGCUUGGACUGCGGAACCCUUUCCACUUCAGUGGGGACGGGUGACGUCUCUUGAAUACCUCCCUCCUUAGAGCUUUUAACAGACGUGAUCGCCUCCUCUUUCUCCUCCCCUCCAUGCCAAACAAAGACCCACCUGGCCCAGCAGCAUCCCUCUCCUUCUUCCCAGUGGGAAACCCUUUCGUUCUUGCGCUGCUUCCUUUCUGCCUUCUUGGACAGACCCCAGUGUACUUCUGAAGCACUGCAGGAAAAGAGAACAUGCACUUUGUAUUAGGGUGCCUUUGAAACCUAGACACGUAGAAAUUGUACAAAUGAAGCCAUGAUAAACCGGACAAACGAGUUGAAGGGAAGAGUGUUGUUGUUGUUUAGUCGUUUAGUCAUGUCCAACUCUUCGUGACCCCCUGGACCAGAGCACGCCAGGCACUCCUGUCUUCCACUGCCUCCCGCAGUUUGGUCAGACUCAUGCUGGUAGCUUCGAGAACACUGUCCCACCAUCUCGUCCUCUGUCGUCCCCUUCUCCUUGUGCCCUCCAUCUUUCCCAACAUCAGGGUCUUUUCCAGGGAGUCUUCUCUUCUCAUGAGGUGGCCAAAGUAUUGGAGCCUCAGCUUCAGGAUCUGUCCUUCCAGUGAGCACUCAGGGCUAAUUUCCUUCAGAAUGGACGUUUGAUCUUCUUGCAGUCCAUGGGACUCUCAAGAGUCUCCUCCAGCACCAUAAUUCAAAAGCAUCAAUUCUUCGGCGAUCAGCCUUCUUUAUGGUCCAGCUCUCACUUCCAUACAUCACUACUGGGAAAACCAUAGCUUUAACAGUGAUCCAUGAAGGGGGGAAGAGUGUUAAAUGGUCUAAAACCUACCUCUCUAAAAAAAAAAGAGUAUAAAUUUCACCACCACCCCUCCUUUCUCCCCACUUCUUCCUGACAUUAUACUGUACUCAACCCAAAUGUCUCAUAACAAAUGUAACUGAUCUGUGUAAAAAACUUUACAACUCUACUAGGGCCUGGAGAUCCAGGGGGGUCCCACCCAAACUUCAACCACGUUACCAUUGGGGGGAGGAAUUUGUCAAAUUUGCAGAUCAUUUCUGAGCAUAUUUAAGGGAACUUAUUAUUUCCCUGUAUGCAUUAGUGUGGUGCCAUUUUUUCCGUAACUUUUUACAACAUUUGAGAAAAGAAAUGGCAUUAAGGAAUUUUCAAAGUGACAGGGUAUAAAGCACAUUGCAAACUGUGAAACUCUCCUACGAGAAGCCGUGGUGGCCACCAACCAGGGAGGCUUGAAGAAAGGACUAAGCAGAUUCAUGGCUACGUUUUGCCUCCGCUGUCAGAGGCCAGAUUCCUCUGAGUUCUGGUUGCUUGGAAUCACAGUUGAGUGGGGCAUUAAGUAAUCACUUGUAGGCUUGCAAGAGCCAAGGGGGAGGAGAAGGGCAUGUGAGUCCUGGAGAUGCACAAAGUCUUUAUAAACUAAUCAGUGUUCUUGUAAACUGUUCGGAGAUCAGAUGACAGAUGUCAGAGAAAUGCCAGGGUGCGCUGAAAUCUGAUUAAAGGCAUACUUUUCUGCGUUCCAGAGUCGGUUUUUCUUUUAAAAUGUACAUUCACUCUGCGUGUACAUCUGAUGUUAAUUCUUUUCUGGCCUUCUAUGAUAGCGAAUAUUUUUCUUUUUAUGUAGUGCCUGUAAUCGGCAAAGAUUCCCCAAAUGCUUUGACAGUUGUAUAAUCGUGUUGUCGUGCUGUUGUGGGCAGCUAGCCCUGUACGCGAGGGGAAAGAUAUCUUAGUUUGGAAAGCUCUAAGCUCUCCACCAGAGAGAAUCCUAAGUUGUUAAGAGGGAGGUGAGCCAUUGACCAUGGCUUUAAACUACAGCUGCCUCUGCCAUCUUUGGGCGUAGAUGUCUUAAUCCAGGAGGGUUGGAUUCCAGGUGCUUUUGUGUGCAGAUGUGUUUCAUACUUUCAGUUCCUUGCACAAAGGAUCCUGGUCACUGCAGGUGGGGCUACCAUAGCACCGUGAAUCUUUUGAUUGCCAUUUGGGAUAAAAUCCUAGUUGGUGUGCUUGUUUUUAUGCUCAGUUCAGCGCAGGGGGACCAGGUCACAACCAAGUGGAAAGAGCAGGUCAGAGAGUAAAUGAAUUGAGCUGGGGAAAGUAGCUCCAAUGAAGUGAGGCAGGUGGGACUUACUGCUGCUGGCAACCCAGGCAGCUUCUGGGAGUGGUAAACUCCUGGAGCUUCCCUCUGACCCACCCCUCAUUUGUGCUAAUGCAGCACAACUAACGCAGGAGCAUCACAGGCUGAGGCCCAUCUCAUGUGCCUCUUAGCUGGGGAUGCAGCGGCCUGGACUCUCCCCAUCUUUGCAUGCAAACAGACCCUGUUUUGUGCAUGUAGUCUCUUUGGCGAUCACUUGUAGCUGAGUAAGAUUGUCUUCCAUAAACACAGUUUUGAGUCCAUAAGUGACAGUGGAGCCAAUUCUGGGGACAUAGGUUUCUGGGUGAGAGUUGCUCACGGUGAGGGUUUUCCAAGCAUGCCUUCCUCUUAGCACGUUUCUCCCUUUCAUCCUGAGUUUGAACUCUGAACUUAAACUGCAUGUAAUAAGGUCCAGGUAUCCAGUCCAGGUAUCCUUGCAGGCAGCCUGCAAGCCAGCUCUUAAUUCAAACUUUCUGACGGUAAGAGCUACUCAGCAGUGGAGGUGGUGGACUUUUCUUCCUUAGAGGUUUUUAAGCAGAGGAUGGAUGCUGUGGUUGCUUUCGUUGAGAUCCCUGCAUUGCAGGGGGUUGGACUAGAUGACCCUCGGGGUCCCUUUCAACUCUGUGAUUCUAUGAAAUGACAAGAAAAGAGAUUCCAACUGAAACAUUGGGAGGAACUUUUUGAGGGUAAGAGCUGUUUGACAGACUCCCACUGGAAGGUGGUGAGCUCUCCUUCACUGGAGGUUUUAAAACAGAGAUUGGGGGCCCAUUUGCCAGGGUUUCUUUUGUUGAGAUUCCUGCCUUGCAGAGAGUUGGACCAGAGGACCAACUCUACAGUUCUGUGAUUCUUUUUGUUGUUGUUAAAUAAUUUUUAUUCAUUUUCAGUUACAAAAGUCCAAUAUAAGCCAUAUUAUAUCAAUACCAAAUUACAAUGCCAAUUCAAAUACAGAUCAAUCACAUAGCCAAAUAUAAAAUUUAAGUGGCCCUACAGUUCUAUGAUUCUUAUUGGGGUGGGGCUGGAAAGGUAGACUUUUCACAGAGCAAAUAAUCACUGCCUGGGUGUUGCUGCCCUGCUGAUCUGCUUGCUUUCCUGGGGGCCUGGGUCUCUCUCCUCCUCCUGCCCCUUAGCAAGGCAACCUCUUCUCUUAACAGGGGCUGUGGCAAGACCAUGGCCCGUUCCUUUGCACCUGCACUGUCUUGUCAUGCCCUCCUUGGAUUUUGCCCUCCUUCCAUUGCUUUCAUUCUAAGCUAAAGAUCAGAGCCACACAGGAUAUUUUUAGUUUCAUUACUCUAUUUAUAGGCUGCCUUUCAUCCACAGCCACACCCAAGAUAGUUUGCAAUGAAAACAAAAGCCUAGUUCUUGCUUUGUGUGGGCAGACACGCCUCCUGGCCGUCCUCAUUCAAAAUGUCCCUCUUCCCAUUCCUCAAAGUUCAAGGUGAUCACCUCACGGCUUCUUCAUAAUUCAGCCGUCUUCCAGCUCAGGGUUUGGAGGUUGGCAUAUCGCACUUAUUUUACAGAUGUGUAUGGAAAUUUUAUUGGUCUUCAGACCCUUGCCCCAAGGCACCUUGAAUGGUGAAGUCUGGCAGGAGUUUCACCCGCAGAGUUUAUUAGUGGCUUUCAGCAAAAGUGUGUCUUGUUUAAAUAGCAUCCAGUUGGCUUCCGCGGUUCGUCUUUGCCUCUCUUCACGUUAAAGGCAUGGGCUAUGUGCCAUAUGCUAAGGCCAUCCGAAGAAACUGCAAAAUGUGGUGCAUCUCAAAAGGUGCUGGCAAACUAGAAAACUGGCUGCACCCAGUGCACAUUGAUUCCAACAUCUGCCAACCUAGCAUUUCGAAAGCAUACCAGUUCAAGUAGGAAGGUACCACUGUGGUGGGAAGGUAGGCAGCAUUUCCGUGCGCUCUGGCUUCUGUCACAGUGUCCUGUUGCGCCAGAAGCGGUUUAGUCAUGCCGACCACAUGACCUGGAAAGCUGUCUGUGGACAAACGCCGGCUCCCUUGGCCUGAAAGCGAGAGGAGCGCCGCAACCCCAUAGUCCUCUUUGUCUAAACUGCCCAGGGGUCCUUUUCAUUUACCUUACCUAUAUUGAUUGCUGCAAUACUCUCUUCUUGAGAGACAAUUACUUUCUUCUAUGAUUCCCAGGCUGUGCCAUUCAAGCAGCUGACUUAGUAAGAGCUGGAAGUUGUGGGGCUUGAGGAGCUGACCCCCUGGCAAGUCAAAGGGGGCCACAAGCCCUCUUUGAUGGAUUUCACUGCCUCAUGAGUUCAUCUAGCAAGAGAGGGACUACACAGAAAGUGGUGCCUUUCCUCCUGAGGAAAUUUACAUCUGAAGAAAGGUUGCAGCGUUCGGGACCUUAUUAGAGAAAAGACGAGUAAAGAGGUGGAAUAAUAAAAGUUUAUAAAAAUGAGAGGCAGGACUGAGAUUUGGAUACGUUUCGAGGUUCAGACUGUGGGAAGCUGUAAAAUCAAAAUUACAAUUCAGAAGACAAUUUGAUCUUUUUUUUAUUUUAGUUUGUUAUUUUCAUUGGAUAAUUAUUUGAUAUGUUAAUUGGAUGUUUUUUAUUGGAAAAUUAAUAAAUGCUCUAACAAAAAAUAAUAAUAAAAGUUUAUAAAAUUAUGUGUUGCAUGGCAGAAGCAGGUAGAGAAAAGUUUUAGUUCUCUUAUAACACUAGAGCUUGUGGACAUCCUAUGAAGCUGAAUGUUGGAAGAUUCAGGAAAAAUAAAAGGAAGUCCUUCUUCAUGCAGCACGUAGAUAAACUAUGGAACUCACUCCCACAGGAGGCAGUGACAGCUACUUGGGUGGCUUUAAAAGAGGAUUACAUGAAUGCAUGGAGGAGGAGAGGGCUAUUGAUCACUACUAGCCAUGGCACCAAGCUCUGCCUCCAGAGUUGGAGACAGCAAUGCCUCUGAAUCCUGGUUGCCAGAAACCACAGGAGGCGAGAUCCUACUUGGAUCCUGCUUGCGGAUUUCCCUUUGGGGCAGCUGGGCAGCCUUUGUGAGAACAGGAUACUGGACUAGAUGGGCCAUUGGCCUGAUCCGGCAAGCCCUUCUUAUGUUCUUAUUGUGCUGCUUGGCAAGAAGGGUUUGUACCGUUGAGAAAUACUUGGUGACCAGCCCAUUGGGCACAGUCAUGACUGCUCACAGGGGGUUUUUUGGCCUCUAUUUUGUUCAGAUCCACCAGGCCCAAUGGAUGACCCAACAAGGCACCCCACCAUCCAUGAACUGUGACCUGAGCCCUCCUAUUUUGCAGCCCCCAGACAAGCAGCGACAGCACCAGGUCUGCGAAGCUGCAGGGGGUUCCACCAUGUACGAUGCUAGCUGUAUUUCUCUUGGCGUGUUGCAAGUUGCACAGUCUGGUUUUGUGGGUUGUGGUGCUUUGUUUGAGACCUCUAGAAGGAACAAGGCAAGCACCCAAAAGACAUGCAGAGGAGGGGGAAUAGGAGAGGGCUGUCUGAUGCCCUCAGCUGGGGAGUCCUCAGAUGUUAUAUUUUUAUAUGCUUGCAAAGAGAGAGAGAGAGAGAGAGAGAGAGACUUUCUGCCUCUGCUGAACCAGAGCAGGAGGGACUGCAUAGUUUUUGUGUUGGGCUAUGAAUAGAUCUAUAUAAAUCUUGCCAUAAAUGUAGAACUAUAAAUACUAUAAAAAGAGAGUUUCCGGCCAGUCCGCCUGUGAGGAAAUGGCUCUGUUGGUGUGGCCAGAAAGUGUUUGGCCAACAAUACUCAUCUCCAGGAAUGUGUGCUUGGCCACCCUCCUUUCGUAGCUGGGCUCUGCCGGGCAGGCUAGCGUGCUCUUUCGAGGUGGGACGUCCAAAGGGUUCGAGCCUUGGGUGCGAUUCCUAAGAAGAGCAAAGGAACGACGGCUGCCACAAGCAAGAAUGGAUUCAUACCUGUCGUUCUGUUUCUCGGUUGAAAGUGAUCCCUUACAGCCCUUGCGUUUGUUCUGUUUUGAGAAAGCUGAAACCCUUUGUCCACCUCUAAACGCUUUUGAGCCCCGGCUCCUGCUGUUUUUAGCUAGAUUAUAUUAACUGGAGCAUGAGAACCAGGAAGCGAAACGGGUAGCACAAAGUGGGCAAAAUUGAGAUAAGUUGCCUGACUCAAUUAGAUUAAUUUGUCAAUUAGAUUCCCGCCCCCUCCAAGGUCCAAUGAGUUAGGCUCAGAGUACACAGCCAAGCAAGACAAUUCUUUUAAUAAAUGCAAAUUGUAUUCUGACAAACCAAGGUGAGAUACCCCGAAAUGCAUGAACAAGAUUAGGAACACUCCCCAGCCCAGCGCUCUAGUAAUCAGUUCGCAAACAAAACUGUUUAUUAGCAAGGUGAAAUUGUGGCCCCCACAUGUACUUAAAUGAACCAGUUUUGCAUUGCUCUUUGCACUAUUCUUGCUGAUUUGCUACCGGUCCAGGUUCAAGGUGUUGCUAGUAGCAUGCAAAGCCCUUAACAACUUGGGAUAGGUUUAGCUGCAAGAUCCCCUUACCCUCAUGUAUGCCCACUUGACCGCUUUAGUCUUUGGAACUGGCACUGUUGUUACAAGUGCCACAUAAUACUCAUUCCACAUUUGUAAGAAUUCAAUGUUUUAGUGUGGCAGCUCCUGCACUUUGGAACUCCCUGCCUGUUGAUGUCAGGCAGGCGCUAUCACUGUACUCUCUUCAGUGCCUGCUAAAAGCAUUCUUGUUUAGGCAAGGCUACUAGAUAUUUAGAAAGUUGAUGCAAGUUCAGUCUGUUUUUAGGCUAUUGCUGUCUUAACUUUUUGAAAGUCAUAAAUUAUUGUUUAUUGUUAUUAAUGAUAAUUUUAUUUUACUUUUUUGCACAUUGCAUUAUUAUUUUUUUUUACAAUCAAGCAGAGUAUAAAUUUCAUGAAAAUAAUAAUUGCAAGGGGUUGGGCUAGGUUACUGCUUGGGUCCCUUCCAACUCUGCUAUUCUAUUAAUCUAUUAAAUAAAUAAAUCUAUUAAUUAAAUAAAUUAAUACUUGCCAGGGAGCUGUAGGUGGGGCACAAGUCCCCCCCUCCUCUUUUAAUCCCCAUAGCAGCCCUGUGUUGUGGCUGAGAGACAGUGACUUGCUCAAGGUUUAUGUGGGGGGGGGGAUUUGGGGGGGACGUGUGUUGGGAUCCACAGUGUGAAAGAAAUGCCCUUCUUCCAGGGGCCUGACACUUUCUCACCCUUGCAUUGGCAGCUGCUCUUUAGCAAGUUUGGCAACUGGUUCAUUCAGCUCAGUAUUGUCAACUCUGACUGGCAGGGCUCUUUCCCAGCCCUAUGUGAGAUGCCAGCAGGGAGACUUUCCGCAUGCAGCUGAGCCGCAGCCCCCCCUCCCCCCCGCUAACACUUUUCUAAGCAGCUACCAUUGUUUUGGCCGGUGGGCAGAUUACCCUGCAGAAAAGGUGAAAAUAUUUUGAACACUCCAAGGAAUGUAUAUGGGCAAGCCUGUGGGCUGGGCUUUGUUGACCUUAGGGCUCCGCUCCUCUCGCUGCUCUUGCCAAAGCACAAAGCAGACGCUGGCCUGUUUUUCCUAGGUUAAGUCUGCAUUGCGCUCAGCAGCCAUUGCUGAGAAGCACUCUUCAGGUGGAACUCUGCAUGUGCCCCAUAACUGUUUGUCGGUUUCGGCUUUGCUCUGAUCAGUGGUGCCAUUGCAGACAAUUAGAGAAUGCCUCACUAGUCAGCGCAAGGUAUUUUCACACACUGGCAGCUGUGCAUAGAAUUGAAUGUUCAUAUGGAAUCCUAUGAAGCAGUUCAAGGGGUCCACAGAAAACAAUUUAGUAAUGGCAGACAAGUGUCCAGAAUGUGUGGUUUCCUUGGGGCUGAAGCCUUGGGAUGUGCAUGCACUGCUCUGGCCAUUGUCCUAGAAGCCCCCCUCCCCUUCUUUCCACCCCUCACAGUGCUUUCCACAUGCCUGGCAUGGAGAACGUGGAUGGAGAGAGGUUUAUCUCCCUAUCUCAUGACACUAGAAGCUGAAUGUUGGAAGAUUCAGGGGAAAAGAAAGAACUUCUUCAUGCAGCACAUUGUUAAAAUUAGGAAACUCUCUCCCACAGGACGCAGUGAUUGCCACCAACCUGGAUGGCUUUAAAAGAGGAUUAGACAAAUUCAUGGAGGAGUUGAGGGCUACUGAUGGCUCCUAGCCCUGAUGCCUAUGCUCUUCCUCCCUGGUCAGAAACUGCAACGCUCCUGAAUGUCACUUGCUGGAAACCAUAGGAGGGAAGAGGGCUCUUGUGCUCAGAUCCUGCUUGUUGGUUUCUCACAGGCCUCUGGCUGGCCACCGUGAGAAUAGGAUGCUGGAUGUAGAAGGCAUUGACACAAAUUUCGAGAAUCCUUUUGGUCCACAGUUGCACAGUUUUGGCAUACAGUCGUACCUCGUUUUGCAGCUGGGAUCCGUUCCGGAGCCCCGGCUGCUAGCCGAAAAGGAUGCAGGGCAAAGAGCUGUGUCUGCGUACGCGCGGGGGAGCGGUUUGCGCUUCUGCGCAUGUGCGAGUGGCAAACCCGGAAGUAACCCAUUCUGGUACUUCCAGGUUUGCUGCGGAUGUUCGCCGGAAUGGAUGCUAGACGAGGCGGACGUAUUACUGUACUGUGGAAGCUAAGAUUAAUCUUUAUUUUGCAUUGAAGCUUGUUUUUAAGACCUAGUGACACUCACACAAACAUCCCAGAAAGGUCCUCUAAUUCUGGGGUUCAUGCUAGACUUUCUGGGUUGAUCAAAAUUUUAAAAAGCAGAAAUUUGAAGUGGAUGCUACACUCAAGUUCUUGUAGUGCCUUCUGUCUGAGAUCGCAAGACAGGAGGGUGACAGAUAUUGCACCCCUUCAGAAAGGCAGAAUAUAUGAACUGUGUUACUUCCCUCUGAGGAAUGAAAUGUGCUGGCCUUGUGUGAUAUAUAUGGGUGGAAUGAGUUUCCUUUUAAGUUCUUCUAAAUCCUCUUCAGACAUUAGGUAAAGCUGCAAGGAGCUUGCUUUAAUGGAGUCAGGUCAGUGGUCAGUCUAGCGGCAUAAGACUUCACCAGGUCUAAGCCUCCGCUGCUUUCAUGGGAGGUUUGGCUGCUUACAGCUGAAACUGUGCAGAUUAAAACCUUGCGCUCUCACACUUUUGCCUUGACCCAAGGCCCUAAAACCCCCUGCAGUUCCGCAGGAGGGCAAGUUUGAGCUUCAGCCAAGAUCCAGAGGCAAAACCGCAUUUGCUUUUGCAAGUUUCUCCUGAGUGAUUCAUCAGAUGCUGUUAUGUGGUUCCUUGGCUUUCUUCACUUUUCCUUCUUCUCGUUACCUUUUCAAAUGAUUAUUAGCUCCUCAUGGCUUUGGCUUUUUACGUGGGCUGUGGCUGACAGGAGCUGCUGACUCACUAAAGGCUGCUGAAGUCUCUCCCCCUGCCACCGGUUUCCACCCACCUCUGGCUUUCCAUCUCUGACAUUCAGGUGUAAAAGUGUUUAUACAACAUUUCCCUGCAGAUUGAGCAAGAACCGGUCCAUUUGCCCCAGUCCUUGUUUCUGGGUUCUGGCUAUGGGAUAUGUCAGGAGGUCCCAGCUUCUUUCCACUGUGUGGUCUUGGGCAACCCAGUCAGAUGGGCGGCAUUUAAAUGAUAAAAUAAUAAUAACAAUAAACAAUGCCACUUAUUGAUAGCUUUUCCAGUAGUGCAAAGUCACCAACAACAAAUCAUGCAGGAGGUUGGACUUGAUUAUUACCCUUGGAAUCUCCUCCAGCUUUGGGAUUGUAUGAAAAACACUAGACAACAGUUUCUCCAUUCCAUGCAUAAUUUUACAAACUUCUAUCAUGUCACUUCUCACUUGCCUUUUCUCUAAACUAAAAAGCGCUAAACGCUACAACCUUUGGGGAGAGGGGAGUGUCGCUCCAGCCCCUUGACCAUUUGGGUGGCCCUUUCUUGAACCCUUUCCAGCGCUGAAUCGUGCCCCUGCUGGCCUGCUCCCUGCUUCCCUGUUUGCAGGGGAACUCACAAGACUCCAUUUAACAUGGAGCAGCUCAGGCCGAAAAUAUUUUAGAAAUGAAAUCGGAUCCCUGGAUGACAGGAGGAAAGGCUUGGUGCAGAAGCCUGCGGGGCACAUUCCUGGUUCUGUGACCAGGCCCUGUCUUCCCAGGCUUGCGUUGUGGUGGAAUUGCAGGAGUCGGAGCUUGCCAGGUGAUUGAAACAGAAAGGUUAUGUGAGUCAGAAGAAAGCAGCCAGAGGAGGGGCUGCAAGAGACGUGGGUUUAUAAUGGCACUCUGAGACAUGGUCUGGUAUGGGGAGGUUUCAGGCGUGGCUGUUCUUGUUUGGACAGGAGACGGCAUUAGAAGUUGCCUCUGGGCAGCAAAACUGGGGCUCUGUCAUUCUAGAGAAGAUGGCCUGGUUUAAGGCUGCCAAGAGACCCAAAUUAUUCCCUCCACUAUAACGCCGCUGAAUACAUCCCACCUUUGACAGGGAAGUGCAGAUCUUUGUGACACCUCUUUGCCGGUUGUUCUUCUGUUUUUUAUAUAUUUUAAGUGGCUCUUGUUACCUAACAUCUCCCUUCAGAGAGCUCAGGGUGGCUUAAGUAUAGUGCUUGGGUGGUCUUUUAUCUUUAGCUAGACUUUCAGCAAUAAGAACAUAAGAAUUUGUCCUAUCCUCUUAUAAAGUCAUCUUGGGCACUGGUCAUCAUUACUUCCUGUGGGAGCAAGUUCCACAGUUUAACUAUGUGGUGUGGAACGAUGCGUAGAAAUUCGUCAUGUGUCCACAAGUCAUCCUGAAAGGCCAUCUCCUCGCCUAACAGUUCUAGUGGCCGAAACAAACAUUCCUGGACGUUCCUGGGUUGCAACUCUUUGAAAGAGCUGGAGGAAGGUGUUUGGUGAGAGAUGGGGAGGAAAUCUGGCGGGGUGCCGGGCUUUGUAUAUACAUAGCAUUCUGCUUUUGUGUGGCUGUGUACUUAAAAACCACAUGCGCAAACAAAGCCCUUCUCCAGUCCAGCGUACAGGAGGUCCUGCGCAUGAAGUUCUGCCGCUUGGGGGGUGGAGAUCCUAGCGUGUUUGUUCUUUCUGGCUAUACAAAUUGUACCGCUGGGGGCGGGAGAAGAAGGGGAGGAAAUGGCUGGGUGAUUCAAGGAAAGCAUAACUCUGCUCUUAAACCUGCCUGCACGGCUUCCCUUCCAUCCCUUUUCUUUCUUGGCUUUUGCACCAGAGAAAGGCUCCCCUGCAGCGCCGAUCUGCUUUGCCAGGCUCAGAGCUCAGGGAGCUUUUGACGGAAGUGGAUUGUGCUUGAGCUGGAGCAAAGUGGCACUUGCCGAUAACGCGGCGAAAACCCUUGGACGGGCUCCAGUUGUUCCUGUGUCAGCACAGCGUGCUCUGGGCGAGGCUGGCAUUUUCUGUUUCCUCUGCAGAAGAUGACGGCGAGGCGGUUUGUUCCUGCUUUCCCUGCCCAGUUGUCACAUGGGGGGGGUGUUCUUUGGAGCUUCGUGGGUGGGAACCAAAAGGCACACAGCCGUUAAAACAGUGAGGAUGCAUGCAGAAGGACCCAGGGUUUAGUCCCUGGCAACUCCAAGUGAUGAGGUCUGAGACUUUGGGCAGCUGCUGAUGCCAGUCAGCAUAGACCGUUCUGGGAGAGAUGGGAUGGUGGUCAAGCGCAGUGUGUGUCAGCAUUGUAGGUUUUGGGGUACAUGAUUCGAUUCUGUAGCUUAGAAUAAUAGAAUCGCAGAAUUGUAGAGCUGGAAGGGUACCCAAGGGGCAUCUAGUCGCAGCUCCCUGAAAGGCAGACAUCACAGCUCAAGAAUCCGUGACUGGUGGCCACCCCAACCUCUGCUUAAAAGCCUGCAAGCAGGGAGAGUCCACCACCUUCUGAGGAUGUUAAGCAGCUCUUGUCUUUGGGGUCACGAAGAGUUAGACACGACUAAUCGACUAAACAGCAACAACCACCAGAAAGUUCCUCCUAAUGUUUAGUCAGGACCUCCUUUCUUGUAAGUUGAAUCCAUUGGUUUGGGUCCUCCCUCCUGGAGCAGCAGAAAACCAGCUUGCAUCCUUUAAAUUGGUGACCCUCAGUUGUUUCUGUGUUUACCCUCUGGAGGCUGUACACCCACGUCAGUGUUAGAAAUUCAGAUAUGAAAGCUAGGAGCUAAAUGGCACCUUCAACCUAGGUUAUGGGCGCAGCAACGGAAUGUCUAGGCGCAUCUUUUUACAACAAGAACACAAAGCUGAAAAUAAAUGAACUGCAGCUAAAAUAUUAUGUUCAUUUCCCCUGCCCACCCCCCUAAUAUUCUUAAGAGGGUCUCUUCUCCAGUCUUCAGAGAGUAACUGGAAGUGGGGAGGCAGAAAAAGGUCCUCUUUUCCUUCCACUCUGCAGUUUUACUCUGAAAUCUUAGGCGCUGUAUUGCACCCAGAGCUCAGAAACUGCUCGCACUGAUGAAAUUCCCUGUCACAAAAUGCGCCUAGAGCAAUGAGAGUUUCGAACUCUGGCCUAUGUGGAAUAUGUGACUGCACUGAGUGAGACAGUGACCCUGGUUGCUCAGUCCCUAAAGAGUCCCAAACAUAGGUGGGACCUAGAAACUCUUGGGUGUUGCCUGCAAAGGAGCAUUGCUCUUGUGCUUGCCUUGGCCUUUCCCCUGCUUUGCUGCCAAGGAGCCUUCGUGUCUCCAAUCACUCUCUGUGCAGCCUGGUGCUCUCUGGCUCUUACCUGCUUAAUUUAGAAUGGCUUCCAGCCAGUUCCUUGGGCCCUUUUGCAGCAGAAAUAGCCAAAUGGACUACUUUGUCAUGAAAUAUGCCCAACCUUCAUGCUUCCAGAUGUAUCAAGGAUUUCUUCCCCUGCGUGUAAAUGAGUGGCACUUGUGCAAGAGCAGAUGGAGGCCGUGUGGGACUUGAGCCGGAAAUCCCUAGUUGGGGAAGGGGCUGUAGCUCCUGGGAGAGCAAUUGCUUUGCAUGCAGGAGGUCCCUUGUUCAAUUCUUGACAUCUUCAGGUAGAAUCGUAGAGUUGGAAGGGACCCCAGAGGCAUCUAGUUCAACCUUGUGCAAUGCAGGAAUCUCAACCAUUAUUAUUAUUAUUUAUUGAAUUUGUAUAUUGCCCUAUACCCAGAGGUCUCUAAACUAAAGCAUCAAUAACAGAUGACCAUUCCAACCUCUGCUUAAAAACCUCCAAGCAAGGAGAGCCCACCACCUUCCGAGGGAGUCCAUUCCUCUGUCAAAUAGCUCUUACUGUCAGAAAGUUCUUUCUAAUGGUUAUUCAGAAUCUCCUUUCUUGUCAUUUGAAUCAACUAGUUUGGGUCUUGCCAUCUGGACCAGCGGAAAACAAGCUUGCUCCCUCUUGCAUGUGACAGCCCCCUUGAUAUGUGAAGAUGGCUAUCAUAUCUCCUCUCAGUCUCGGUCUCGGUCUCUUUUCCAGGCUAAACAUACCCAGCUCCUUCAACAGUUUCUCUUAAGGCUCGGUUUCCAGACCCUUAGUCAUUUUGGUCGCCCUCCUCUGCACACCUUCCAGCUUGUCAACACCCUUCUUCAAUUUUGGUGCCCAGAACUGGACACAGUAUUCCAGGUGUGAUCUGACCAAGGCAGAAGUGAGUGGUACUAUGACUUCCCUUGAUCUGGACCCUAUACUUCUGUUGACGCAGCCUAGAAUAGCAUUAGCCUCUUUUGCGGCUGCAUCACAUUGUCAGCUUGUGUUCAGCUUGUGGUCUUCUAAGACCCCUGGAUUUUUUCCGCAAGUCAGGUGUCCCUCAUCUUAUAUUUGUGCAUCUGGUUCUUCCUGCCUGAGUGCAGAACCUUACAUUUGUCCCUAUUGAAAUUCACUUCAGAUAUUCAGCAGGUGCCUUUUGUGCCAACUUCUAAAUGCCUACUGAAAACUUUGCUAUUCUACCAGACCUAUGCAGGCAAUUAAGAACACACAAUGCUAAAGUGAUGUCUGUUUUUAACUCUCUUUAUGGCUUUUAGCGUAUGGUUUUAUUGCUGUAAACUGCUUUGGUGUAUUUUUUUAUGGCACAGUGGUAUGCAGAUUUUUAAAAAUAUAUAAAUAAGGAGUGGGUGGCACAUGCCUUGAGAGCUGCUUGGGGUUGCAACAGCUCUCAAGUCACGCCUAGAGAAUUUGGGGUGCAGAUUUUUAAUUCCCAUGAAUCCACAGCUGUGUUUGCACGGGUGCUCUUAGCUGUGGUUCUAUGAUUUAGUUCUGUGAUUCUACCUCCAGGAGAUUCUGCCUUAAUACACAGAUGCACAUUAGAGCUCAGAUAAAUUGAAGACUCCAUCCCCCAAAAAAAGCUUAGCAUUUUUGUGUGCCCUUCUUGGAAUUUUUUUUUUUUUAAUGUUUGGUUUUGCUCUCUCCCCACCCCCUUCUACCUCACUUUGUUUUUCUGGGAUUCUAUAACAAGUUUUAACUUUUUGAGAUAAGUUUCCCUCUUGGCCGCCUUUCCAGAAUGAAUAAACCAAGACACCAAGGGUGGUGCUUCAGCCCAAGCUUCGCUGCUUCCUCCCGGCCUCCUUUUAUUAUUCUGAAGUACCUCUUGGGGUAGCUGGCUGUGAAGGAUUUAAGGCAGCCCUUUUCGAGUGCUGAUAAAGAUAAUAUCAAAGGGAAUUAAGACUGCCUGCAAUCUGAGACACUGAGGACAAAAUCCAUCUGAAACCAGUAAGCCAGAAAGGAAACGCUAGGCGUUGUGCAACCGUGGAUUGUGCCCCAGCUAAGGAGAAGAAAUUUGAAUAAUGGGCACAUAAUGUUUUGAUGGCAUUGAUAGUUGCCAUGUGAGCUGUGCGACAACAGUAUGGUGCCUGGCUGCCCUGGGGUGCUACGGAAUGGGUGGGGGCCCCCCAGAGACUUGGUCCACUUCCAUGGGGGGUCACUUAACCGUUGCUCAGCCCUUUCUUAAAACCGUUGCUCAUUCUGCCUCUUUGCUGACAGUCAGGAUGGUUAAAAAGCCAUUGAAAGAUGGAUUGGUUUCAGCCUUUCACGGCAUGCACUCGUGUCUGUUGGAUUUCUAGUCUGCCUGAGCGGUGUGUCUCAAGCUCCUGGUUUUGUAACUGUACAGAUGUGACCGCAAUAGCAAGGCAGCACGCCCCCAGAUAGAAGGAUCCCACGCUGCUUUUGAAUAAUUCCUGCGCGGAGGUUCCUCAAGUGCAAGGCAGCCACUGGAAAUGAUCUCUGCUCUCAGCUGGUCUUCCCCUCUUAUUUAUUUGUUUUAAACCACAGUGGCCCACCACACAGCCAAACCAUAAAUUAAAUUUUUUAACAACACAGUUUACAAAAAAAACAAUCAAUCACCAAAACAGCAGUAGGAAAAGCAGCAGCAAUUCUCCAGCUGCAACUCCGGUCAAAGGGAGAGAGUAAGAAAGAGAGACAAUGAAAGCAGCCAGCACAAUAAAACUCCCACCUGCACACAAUAAGCCACACUGAAAAGAAAAGGCUUUACAGCAUGGAAGGUGGGGCAAGCUUGUUUUCUGCUGCUCCAGAGCGGAGGACCUGAACCAGUGGAUCCAAAUGACAAGAAAGGGGAUUUCAGCUAAACACGAGAAAGAACUUGACCGAGGAACGGACUCCCUCAGAAGGUGGUAGAGGAUUUCAAACAGGGUUAGAUGCCCAACUGUCGAGGAUUAUUGAGCUGUGAUUCCUGCAUUGCAGGAAGUUGGACUAGAUGACCCUUGGGAUCCCUUCCAGCGCUACAGUUCUGUGAUUCUAUGAACAGUAACAUUACAACCAUACAAACAGAAGGUAAAAAACCAAAGAAAUGGGUCCCCAAAUGCUUUUACUGUAUGAUUUUGGUUUUAUUGCUGUAAACCGAUUUGAUAUAUUUUUAUCAUACAGUGCUGUGCAUUUUUUAAAACAAAUAAAAUAAUGGAUACCCGCCAGCUUUGCCCCCCACCCAUUUCUUUCCCAUUGCACCUGCUUCCUCUAUGGUUGCCACCCCCUUCCCCACCUACCAAAUAAUUACCGCCCAGUCAGUCUGACAUCAAUACCAGGGAAGAUUCUGGAGCAGAUCAUUAAGCAAACAGUCUGUGAGCACCUAGAAAGGAAUGCUGUGAUCACCAAUAGUCAGCAUGGAUUUCUGAAAAAUAAGUCAUGUCAGACUAACCUGAUCUCGUUUUUGACAGAAUUACAAGCCUGGUAGAUGAAGGGAACGCAGUGGAUGUAGCCUACCUUGACUUCAGCAAGGCAUUUGACAAGGUGCCCCAUGAUAUUCUUGUAAAGAAGCUGGUAAAAUGUGGUCUUGACUAUGCUACCACUCAGUGGAUUUGUAACUGGCUGACUGACCGAACCCAAAGGGUGCUCAUCAAUGGUUCCUCUUCAUCCUGGAGAAGAGUGACUAGUGGGGUGCCACAGGGUUCUGUCUUGGGCCCGGUCUUAUUCAACAUCUUUAUCAACGACUUGGAUGAUGGACUCAAGGGCAUCCUGAUCAAUUUUGCAGAUGACACCAAACUGGGAGGGGUGGCUAACACCCCAGAGGACAGGGAGAAAUGUAAAGUAUUGCACUUGGGCAAAAAAAAUGAGAGGCACAAAUACAAGAUGGGUGACACCUGGCUUGAGAGCAGUACAUGUGAAAAGGAUCUAGGAGUCUUGGUUGACCACAAACUUGACAUGAGCCAACAGUGUGACGCGGCAGCUAAAAAGCCAAUGCAAUUCUGGGCUGCAUCAAUAGGAGUAUAGCAUCUAGAUCAAGGGAAGUAAUAGUGCCACUGUAUUCUGCUCUGGUCAGACCUCACCUGGAGUACUGUGUCCAGUUCUGGGCACCACAGUUCAAGAAGGACACUGACAAACUGGAACGUGUCCAGAGGAGGGCAACCAAAAUGGUCAAAGGCCUGGAAACGAUGCCUUAUGAGGAACGGCUAAGGGAGCUGGGCAUGUUUAGCCUGGAGAAGAGGAGGUUAAGGGGUGAUAUGAUAGCCAUGUUCAAAUAUAUAAAAGGAUGUCACAUAGAGGAGGGAGAAAGGUUGUUUUCUGCUGCUCCAGAGAAGCGGACACGGAGCAAUGGAUCCAAACUACAAGAAAGAAGAUUCCACCUAAACAUUAGGAAGAACUUCCUGACAGUAAGAGCUGUUUGACAGUGGAAUUUGCUGCCAAGGAGUGUGGUGGAGUCUCCUUCUUUGGAGGUCUUUAAGCAGAGGCUUGACAACCAUAUGUCAGGAGUGCUCUGAUGGUGUUUCCUGCUUGGCAGGGGGUUGGACUCGAUGGCCCUUGUGGUCUCUUCCAACUCUAUGAUUCUAUGAUUCUACUUGGGAUUCUCGUGCCUUUGAUAAUGGCGUGACAGAUAGGGCUGGGCAAUAUCUGGUUUCCAGCAUUGGGAUGUAUCACCAGCUAAACAUCACAAUAUACCAAUAUAUCACAAUGUCUGAAAUGAGGAUGGAGCUACAGGUAUGUAGAGGCAUUGGCUGGCUGCACAGUUUUCCCCGCACCGUGAUUUUUGCAGGGCCGGCUCUUGUGAUUUUCUGCCCGCUGCAUGAAGCAGGAGAGAGCUGGGCCUGCAGAGUUAGCAGGGGCUGCGGGACUCAAAAGAAGCAUUGGCUGGCUUCAUGGUUCCCCCCACAUUGUGGUUUUUGCAUAGCACACAAACACAUUCAUGAUUUGUGAUAUAUUGCCAGGUCAAAAAUUACGAAACUGAUAUCACGAUAGGGACUUCAAACUGGUUUUGGACAAUAUAUCACCUAGCCCUCGCGACAGGCAGACCUGCUGCCUUGCUCACUCCUGGCAGCCAUGGUAGGGAAAGGGAGGAACAGAUGAGUUUCCUGGCUAAGGAUGCUCCAAAUUCCUCGUGCCUGAUGGGACUUGCAGGGGUGUUGCACUUGGGUACAAGUACAGAAAGCAGAACGACUUGCCCAUAGGGUGCUACAGUUGGGCUUGUCUCGCCGUUUUUAAAGGCACGAGAAUCUAGGUUAACAAGAUAAACAAGAUGCCUUCAUCACAUAACUCCCCUAUGAGGGCAGACUGCCAUGAUGGGUAGCGGUGAAGAGAAUGCCGGGCUAUAGGGUAGGUCUGUCCUAGACUGCAUUCGAAGCGUGAAACUGGAGCAACAAGCACAACUCUCAGUCCAAACUCAUGACUCUGGGCUCAUGUGUCUUGAAAGUCAUCCGAGUGUCUCUGGUCCCACUUGGGGGGGGGGGGUUGGAGCUGGCCUAAUUCUCCUUGCGGGAAGCCGGCUGAAUGAAUUGGGGGGGGGGGGAGCGUCUCAGGAGUUGCAGGGAACUGGGAUUGCAUCUUGCUCCCUUGGGGACAGCAGGGAAUAGAACUCUAGCAGUGGCUGGAGGGCUGGGAGAGUCAUCGAAUCAUAGGAGUGUAGAGUUAAAAACCUCCAGCAAAGGAAAGCCCACCACUUUCCAUGGUCGAUCAGCUUUUACAAUCAGAAAGUUUUUAAAUGUUUAGUUGGACUCUCCUUUCUUGUCCUUUGAAUCCAUUGGUUUGGGCCCUCUCCUCUGGAGCAGCAGAAACCAAGCUUGCUCUGCUGUUUUCUCGACAGUGCACCCAACUCCCCCCCUCCCCCUUCCUGGCUCCCCACCCACCCACUGCUUUUAUAUAGACACCUGCAAUUCCAGGCAAAGCAUGAGCAAAUCCUCCAGGGCUGUGCUGUGUGUGUGUCAGCCGGCUGAGCCUGUCCUCAGCAGACACCUGCGCUUGCAGAAAGUUGCCGCUCUCUGCAGUCCUCUGACUCAUCAGGCCUCCUUUAGCUUUUGAAACUUGCUCCAUAUCGCAGCCUGCCGGUUUCCCCUUCUUCGUGUUUCCUUUGCUCCUGGCUUGCCACCCAACAGCACAUAUUCAGCGGCACAUAUUUAAGCGAUGCACGGAGGGAGCAGGGCAGGAGAAGUCCAUGUCUGAAACCUGAGAAGAGCUCCCUUGUUUAGAUCUGCAGUGAUUAGACACCUUGAUAUUGGAUUUGGGGGUGGGGGGGAGGUCUGGGAAUUCCAGAAAUACACAGUCCUCUGUUGUUGGUGCUGUCAAGAGGCUUAGCGUCAUUGUUCACCUUUCGCUUAAGGGCUCUUCCCUUUGCCUUGAUCCCAUUUUUGAGCUCUUGACAGGUCCUUUACAUUCUUGUCUGUCUGCACAAGGUGUGUGAUGUCCCUAUAAUGAGGGCAAGGCUUUUCCGGCCCAGCUUUUCCGGCCUUCGAGCAGGCAGUCCGAAGGUUUCUGUGGCUGCCGUCUGGUGCAAAACUGGGCACCGAAAUGUGUUCUCUUGCUUGCAUUACAGCCACUGGAGGUUUUCCCUAAUCUGUGUACUGUUUGACUUGCUUCAAACUCAAUGGCGCUGAAAUCACUGGAUCAAGCUCAUCAGCUUUGUUGAAUUAAUUAAACUAAAUAGUUUUAAUUGGAUUCUGGAUAACUGUGCAAUUAAUGGUCAUUGCUUUGAAUUUUAUUGUGCUGUUAUCUUCCCUAGUGGGUUGUGCAAACCACCCUUCUGAACAAUGCUUUUUAUAGGGGAGGGGCAGUGGGGAUGAGUUUGUGGAACCAAGCUGGGGGAGACCCCAAAAUGUCUGGGAACCACUGCUCUGGUGCAUCCCAGCAGCCCCUAUGCCUUCCCCUCCUAGGUGUAAGGGGCACCAACAUUUAUGAAUUUUUGAUGCCACCUAAAAAUGUGGUUAUUCAUCCAAGGAUUUUAGCAAAGUGCUGUCUUUUCUUGUUUGGUUUUAAGUUGUAUUUAAACGAAAUAUUGUUUUAUUGCGUUUUAAUGUUGUUCCCUGUUCUGGGAUUGUGAGGACAAUGAAGAGCAGCUUGUACAAAAUCAUUUGAAUGAACCAAUGAAAAGAUCUGUAUUUAAAGCAAUAUCCUUCCUACCUUCUGGAGUCAAAAAGGAUUCCCUCAACCCCUCCAUUCCCAGCCUCUUUGGUUAGGAACACUUGUCUUUUGCAGGAAUGCAGGAAACUGCUGCUCCAAAGUGAGAUCAUGUAGCAUUUCAGGAGCCAGGCGCAGUCUUGAAAGUUGCAUAGUAGCACCUCUGAGCAUGUGUGGAGUGCCUUCCACCCCAAGCCGUGAGGCUUUAUUGAUUGAUUUAUAGAACAAGGGCUCCCAGAGCGGCUUAUAUAUAGCAAGACCGUCCCUAUCCCUAUCCCCAUCCCUAUCCGCAGACUUACAGCCUGAAAAAACAACGAAACACAAGGGAAAGGGGACAGGGAGGGAAGAGGAAAAUCAGAACUCGGGCACCAAUUUCUGUUGUUCCAAUAAUGACCAUCUGGCCCUGUUUGGGGGCUGGAGGUGUCUGGUGAAGAGGGGCCUCCAACACAGCUUGAUGGAGGAAGCUUUCUUCUUCCUGUUUCUCCCACCGAUGGAAUGGCUGUGUCCCAAGUGACUGUCAAGUGGAGAUUAGGCCUCAUGCACUGGAUUAGAGGUUAGCUCUUGGGGUGUCGCAUGUCCCGGCUAGAUUGACUCACCACUCUUCCUCCAAAAACGAAGCCCAAUUGUUCUCAGUUGUCUCCAGAGGCCAAUAUCGUUUCCCCUCCCACCUGUCUGGAGAAGCGGCAAGGCAAAAUGCCACAUGUUGGGGCGUGACUUAACCCUUUUUGCUUUUAUCUUCCCUCCCCACAGAAUUCUGCCGUAUCGACCAGGCCUUGUGCCACAACGAAGACGAGCAGCUCAGCUUUGAGGCUGUCCUCAACAUCCACAAGCAGAUGGACGACGAUGCCAAUGGCGAUGUUGACGUGGAGGAGAGCGAUGAGGUGAGGGCACAGCAGAGGGCACCCCACUCUCUCGGUCUCCAGUCCCUCUCCUGACCUUCCCACUCCACUUAGUGUACAUAUGUUUCGGGGGACCCGGCACCCUCUCCCCACAGCACAGAGAUUCUAAAAUCUUACGUUGUAAACAGCCCUGUGGUCUCUGGAUGAAGGGCUGUAUGCAAAUUUAAUAAAUCAAGAAAGAGGUGACACAGUCAGCUUGGGUAGGAGGUGUCUUGGACUACAACUCCCAUCAGCCCCAGCUAGCCUGGCCAUCUGGAGGGCACCAGGUUGGGGAAGCUAAAGUUAGGCUGAAGCUCUUGGCCACCUCCACCUGCACCACAGGAAGCAGUGCUGGCCAGCAACCUAGGUGGCUUUAAAAGAGGACUAGGCAAAUUAAGGGAGGAGGAGAGGGCUAUAAAUGGGUACCUCCCAGGGUGGCUGUGCUCUGUCUCCAUAGCUUGAGGCAGCCAUGCUUCUGAAUCCCAGUUGAAAUCGCAGGAGGGAAAAGGGCUCUGGUGCUCAGGUCCUGCUUGUGGAUUUCUCUUUGGAGCAUCAGGUUGGCUGCAAGAGAACAGGAUGCUGGACUAGAUGAGCCAUUGGCCUGAUCCAGCAGGCUGCACUUAUGAACCAUACAAAGAUUAUGUUCAGCAAAACCUCCGUCAGUCCAGGACCCAAUGCAUUGUAGGGGGUUGGACUAGAUGAACCUGAGGGGUCCUUCCCAACUCCAUCAUUUUAUGAGUUCUCUGAGUCUCCCCAGAGGACAUCUGCCACCACCCAGCCUCCCCCAUCUGGCUGCUAUACUCUCCCCCCGCCAAGAAGUUAGCCAAGAAGUUCCUAGCAAAAAAGGGGGAGAUGAUUGCUUGGUUUAAAACCAGCACAGGGCAACAACCUCCUCUCCCUUCCUGCCACUCUCAUAACAAUUUCAUACGCUUAGAGAUGAAUGAGACACAGAAAUAGGGGAGGUUUUCCGUUGUGCCGCUCUCUGCUUGUCUUUUGGAGCAAAAAGAAGAUGGGAAAUGCCAGACCGCCCUUCAGCUCUUGAACUUUCUUAUUGAAUCCUUCCACCUGCUCCCUCCAGCUUUAGGGCAGUCGUAGUCCAGCUACUCUUGAGAGGCGGCAUUUGUCCUCCUGUACUUCUGCUGCACAUCUUGAAAAUGGAGAGCAUGAGGAGGCCCUAUGUGUGUGUAGAAGCUGAGCCCGAGAGCCACUGCACACUCCUGCCUCCUGCGGCACUGGGACUUCUGGGACUUCCCUUAACCUUCCUUCUCUUAAGCUUUCUUCUGAAACUAUGCUGCUUUCCUUCAACAUUGUCAAAGCAGGCGUGGGAAAGGAGCUGCAAAAUGGCUGCAGGUGGUCUUCCAUUUAAUGUGCAAUAAAUAGGAUGAAAAGCUUAGAGGAGCAAAGGAGGCCUUUGCACGGUGUUGAGAAAAUAGAUGGAGGGCUAAAAAGAUUUUCUCAAUACUCCAAGGUUAGUAACCCUGGUGUCCCAGGUCCUAGUUCAAUACUCUAUUUUUUUAAAAAAAUGAUAUUUAUUGAAAUUUCAGAAAGAGGAAUUACAUAAAAAAGGAGGAAAAAAAACAAAAACAAUAAACAGAAGUAAAAAUACAGGAAAAAUACAAAAUACAGAAUAAAAGAAUGAAAAACACUUAAAAGAAAAAAUACAUCAAUCUUUCCAUACCUUACAUUCAUAUCCUUGUUUCCCUGACCUCCUCAUACCUCCCUUUUUUGUAUUCCAGUUCAGUUAGUUAAUUCAGCAAUUUCUUUCCCUCUUUAUUUUCUCUUAAUCCUUUAACUUAAAUAUACUAUAGCUUUGAAUUUUCACCUGUUAUCAAUCCAUUUUUUCAUACACCUUUAUAGCAUUACUGCUUAAACCACCUAACUUCAUUCUAACAUCAUUCUAACAUUCAUUAAUUUUGCAAUAUUUCUGUAAAUAGUCUUUAAAUUUCUUCCAAUCUUCUUCCACCGACUCUUCUCCCUGGUCUCGGAUUCUGCCAGUCAUUUCCGCCAAUUCCAUGUAGUCCAUCACCUUCAUCUGCCAUUCUUCCAAAGUGGGUAGGUGUUGUGUCUUCCAAUACUUUGCAAUAAGUAUUCUUGCUGCUGUUGUGGCAUACAUAAAGAAAGUUCUAUCCUUCUUUAACACCAAUUGGCCAACUAUGCCCAGGAGAAAGGCCUCUGGUUUCUUCAGAAAGGUAUAUUUAAAUACCUUUUUCAUUUCAUUAUAUUCUGUAUCUAUUUUUAAGCACACCACCAGGUUCACCAAAAUUGUUAUGAGCUGGUAAGGCCCUAGCCAAGUUAACAGAAUGAAAAGCGACUAUCUAAAGGGUGUCUUUUUCUUUUCCAAACUAUGUUUGGAGGAUUUCUCAUGAGCAGAGCUGCUUAGAAAGGAAUCCUCCCUAGAGCUCUUAAAGAAAACAAGCUACAUCUCUGAAGUUCAGAUUAAGAACCUUCCUUCCCCCUGUUUUCCCUUAAGGCCUGAACUACUGCAGUUGCUUUCUGAUGCUCUUUUAACAGAUAUAGACAGGGCUCUUUUUCAGCCGGAACUUGCUGGAACUCAGUUCCGGCACCUGCCAGAUGGGUGCCAUUGCCAUUCUAAGAGGUGUUCAUGGUGAGUUCCGGCACCUCUUUUUCAGAAAUAGGUAUUUGUGUGUGGGGGGGACCCAUUAAUUUUAAUCUCGAGCUGCAGAAAGGGCCAAGGACUCUGCUUUCAAGGCACGCAGUGAAAGCUGAGUCCUUUUCUUUGUAGCUGAGCAAGAGCUGGGGAUCUCAACUGUUGUCUUUGGAAGCAAGGCAUUUCCCGCAUCUGAGCAACCUGCCCUGCCCACAGCCUACAUCUAGGUGUAGCAUCUUCUCAAGGGAGAUGCACCUUUUGAGUCUUCUUCUCCCCCUCCCAGUGCAUUUAGGACUUUCUCAUCCCUCCUUUCGCUGCCUGAAGGGCAGUUUCCCAGGGGAAACGUCUUGGCUUGGACAUGCUUAAACAUGUAAGCCUGAUUGCUCUUGGCUCUGACAUCUGAUUCCGCUAAGCUGAAGUGCUUUCUUUCAUUAGGCAAAAGUGAUGCUGUCAGGUUGCGUUCUGUGCAGAACGGGAAAGCUGUGUUUUUCCAGUAAUCUCUUUCCUGUGGAGCUGAGGCUGUGUGAGUCAAGGCUGAAUCAGAGCAUGUUCACAUACACACAAGCAGGUCCUGCUAGCCAAACGCUAUGUGUUCUCAGAAAACGUUCCUUCGGCGAGCCUUCGCAUAGCAAGUCAACGAUCUUCAUUGAGUCCUAUGGGGAAGUUUCUAAUGCGUUCCCAACCAUGGAAUUUUGACCUCAAAGUGACAAAAAACCCAGGAAAACCCACUGAAAUCUUGCAAAAGGAGAACAAGGAGGGGGAAAAUGCUCUCUUCUCUGUCCUAUCUCACCCCCUCCCUCCUUCCCACCAUGGUUUCUGGCAAAGCAGCUGCCACAGACCAGCAAAACACAAAAUAGCUUGCAUAUCUGAAUCUGCGACGUGUAUAGCGAGAUUUGGGUACGAAUUACUCAUAUUUGGAUAAUUGAUUUUCAUAUAACAAGCAUUUGGAUAGCGGGACCUGCAUAUAUAUAUAUAUAUGAUCUCUUCCGCUUAUCAUUUGUGCAGCAUUUGUCAUUUGCAAGGUACCUGCCUGAUACUUGGAUUGCCAAAGAUUGUUGCAGUUCUGUCACUAUCCUUCUCACAUCCCGGGGUGACAUCUUAAUAUUUGGAUUUCAAGAAUAAAGGAAACCAGCUUUUGAUCACAGCUAAGUGGUGGAGAGGGAGAUGGAUUCCCAGCUGAAACUCUGGUCAAUGGCUGCCAGUAAUUGUUGACAAUAUUGAGGUUGAUGGACUAGUGGUCUGGUGGUGUAGUGGUUAGAGUGUUGAGCUAGGACCUGGGAGAGGCCAGGCCUCGAAUCUCCACUUCAGCCAUGAAACACACUGGUGACCUUGGGCCAGUUACUCGCUCUCAGCCUAACCUACUCACAGGGUUGUUGUGAGGAUAAAAUGGGAAGGAGAAGUAUGUACGGCUUCUUGAGCUUCUUGGAGGAAAGAGGGGAUAUAAAUGCAGUAAUAAAUGAACAGACCUUCCUAACCAGUCCUUAAUUCUGGGGUAUUUGGUGCCCCCAGCCCUCAGUUUCUUGUUUUAAAGGGAGUCUAGAGAUACAGGCAAAACCUGGGAUUACACUCAUGGAAUCUGCUAUAACUUGUCGGUACCAUUCCUCUGUUCCUGCUUAAGCUCUUUCAGAGCACAAAUCCCAACACCAGUUUAGAGUUUUGAAGAGGCAUUAGGCAAAACCUAAGCAAACACGCAGCUUAAAACAUCAGAUACUCUAAACUCGGUUUAUAUUUAUUGAGGAAUUGACUGUCGGACAUAGAAUUAGGCAUAAGAGCAAAAGGAAGUUGAAUGAAGUUUUACUUGGCCUUUGACAUGAAAUGCAAAGCCUGUGAGCACGGGACGUAGCUGUAUUUAUCACUGUCAUUAUUAUAUUUAUAAUAUAAUAAUGAAGACUGAACGCGGCUUACACAAAUUAAGACAAGACAGAUAAAAUACAAAAAGCCAAAUAUAUAAGUAACCACUAAUAAAUUCAAGCAACAUAGAAACAAAUCUGUAAACAUACAGAUAAUAAAAUUGGCACACCUUUGUUAAAAUUCCUUAAAAAAACAGUUAGUCCCUUAAGGCCUGUUGGAAUAAACCUGCCAGGGGAAGGACAGGAAGGAGGGAGCCAGCCUAGCUCUUUUUCGGAAGGGAGUCUUUAUUCUCUGUUUUCUGCAAGUCCCUAUUCAAGCCAGGGGCAGGAAUCUUAGAAGUGCACCUUCCUUCCUGACUCCAGUCUUGAGAGCACUAGAUACUUGGCGGUGGAGGAGAGACAGAACCCGGCUUCAGACGUCUGCCUUCCUUACCAUUUAUAUCACACUCAUCUUUUUGCUCAUUAGCUCUCUGCAUAUUUGCUCCCGUUAUUAUUUUUUUGCUCAGCAGCUCUCUUGUUUUGCUAAGCUGCGCUGCUCAAAACCUUUGCCCAUCCGCAGCCUGGGAGUGCUUCUCUUCACAUUUCUUGACGCUCCCCUCUGGGGAGAGGAGUUUGCUGUGUGUUCGGAGGUGGCUGCAGGGACCGCAAUUAAAAGGAGCGCCCCUGAACCCCAAGGGGAAUCCCUUCCGAUUGGCGGCCUAUUUCUGGUCUUCGCACAGAGGCAGGCGUAGCUCUCGAGGUGCCCGGUGACUUAAUUGAACCGAUUUCUCUCUCCUCCAGCAUUUUUGCCAAGGGAAUUGGCAGCUCUGGGUUUGCAACUGAGGAAAGAUGCCUGCCUGCAGACUGUAACAUUAGCAGCAGCUUUGUCCUCUGAAUCACGGGGUGAGCACCCCAGAAUUCAUUUCUGAAACUGCAGGUGCUUAGGGUCCACUGAAAGCCCUGUACCUCCCUAGCCCAAGGCUACCUUGGAAGUUGCUAGCAGCACCCUUUGCCAAACCUGUUUGUCGGCCAAGAUGCAGCAAAGAAUGAUGACACAUUCCAAAUCAGCCGUUUUAUGACUUAUUUCCCCAGCGGGGCAACAAGACAUCACACGUAUUUGAUUUAUUUUGAAAGAUUUAUAUAUCCUGCUUUUCCAUCUUGCACCCAGGAUACCCAGUGCACCUAGCGUCGGCAGAUAUUUUAUUUAAUAAAACUCAGUUACAAUAGGUAGAAACUGGCCCAAGGCUUCCCAGCGAGAUUCAUGGCUGAGGCGGGAUUCGAACUUGGGUCUCCACAGUUCUGCCCGAUUAUGCCACAGCGGCUCCAAGUAAUCAGGGGAGAAUUAUGAUUAUGAUUAUUAAUUAUGAUUACCUUUAUUUGUAAUCACUUUAUUUUUUUAUCUUUGCCCUGCUCCCCAAAUGACCACCAAACAGUAAAAACAAUAAUAGUCUUCCUUCCAUCAAAUAACCAAAAUGUUUUAAUUAAUUAAAGGUUGCUAAUUAAGUGUUUAUUUGUUAGGACCUACCAAAAUUGCAAAGUGUGUGCUGCUGCUUGAAAGCUUGCUUUCCUCUUCGCUCCCCAUUGCACUUUCCUUUUGUAUUGCUUCUGUUGGGCCCUGCCUGCCUUACCUCUUGAUGUGUGUGCAGUGCUGUCCCUGAAUUUUUUUUUUUUAAGUAUAUAAAUUAGUUUACUCACAUUCUGUUCACAGAAGGAUCCCAGAAGGCAGACUUAGGUUACAAAAUAUAUACACGUGGAAUCUAUCCCAUAAGGAGAUACCGUAGUUUCUUUGUCCUUUCUUGGCUGAGCAUCUCAGGCUAAGGAGAUGUUGCUAUUUCAAGGAAUGGAGUCAGAGAGAGAGAUGGCUGCCUCCCCUGUGCUAUUUUGUUACCUGCACAGGUGAGGUCACACCCACCUCUGGUCCUGUCCCUGAAUUUUGAGAAGAGGCCGCGCACUGUGCUUCUCAGCCCAUUCUCCAGAAAGAGCCAGUUACCUCACCAUUGAAACAUGGCCAGCUGCCUGCUUUUUCUGCUGCUGGGAUUACUCGGCCGCACGUGCCGUGGGCCUUUGUAUCUGCUUGUGGAGGUGUGCCUUCACCUCCACAGCCUGGGGAGGGAGACAGAAUCCCAGGUGCCUGGCUUCCUCAGGGCUUAAAACUUGUGGCUAAAAGGAGUUAUUUUCCAGCCCUGCUGGGCAUGUAGAUAGGCAGGCCUACAUGAACGUUCUGUCCUUUAGUGUUGCCAUACUCCAGUGAUCUCAGCCGUUAAUUGUAAUUCCUGAGUUGCAGAGGGUUGGGCUGGAUGACCCUUGAGGGUCCCUUCCAACUCUACAAUUCUAAUUCUAAUUCUAAUUCUAAUAAUUUAUUUGUACCCCGCCCAUCUGGCUGGGUUUCCCCAGCUACUCUGGGCGGCUUCCAACAAAGAUUAUAAUACAUAAAAUGUCACACAUUAAAAACUUCCCUGAACAGGGCUGCCUUCAGAUGUCUUCUAAAUGUCAGGUAGUUGUUUUCCUCUUUGACAUCUGGUGGGAGGGUGUUCCGCAGGGUGGGCGCCACUACCGAGAAGGCCCUCUGCCUGGUUCCCUGUAACUCGGCUUCUCACAGCGAGGCCCUCGGCACUGGACCUCAGUGUCCGGGCUGAACGAUUGGGGUGGAGACGCUGCUUCAGGUCUACUGGGCCAAGGCCAUUUAGGGCUUUCAAGGUCAGCACCAACACUUUGAAUUGUGCUUGGAAACGUACUGGGAGCCAGUGUAGGUCUUUCAAGACCAGUGUUAUGUGGUCUCGGCGACCGCUCCCAGUCCCCAGUCUAACUGCCGCAUUCUGGAUUAGUUGCAGUUUCCGGGUCACCUUCAAAGGUAGCCCCACGUAGAGCGCAUUGCAGUAGUCCAAGUGGGAGAUAACCAGAACAUGCAUCACUCUGGCGAGACAGUCCACGGGCAGGUGGGGUCUCAGCCCUAUGAAUGCAUUUUGGCUUAGCUCAUGCUCCGUAUCUCCUGGCAAUGUAGAGGACCCACCACCUCCUGCGCUUGAGUUACAGGACACCGGCUCCUUCCUGGAGAACUGCUCCAGCCUCACCUGAUAGGUGACCUGAUAGCCGCCUCCAAAUAUCUCAAGGGCUGCCCCAUGGAAGAUGCAGCAAGCUUGUUUUCGGCUGCUCCAGAGGGUGCGACCUGAACCAGUGGAUCCAAAUGGCAAGAAAGGAGAUUCCGACUAAACGUUCGGAAGACAGGAAGAGCUGUUUGGCAGUGGAACAGACUCCCACCAGAGGUGCUGGGCUCUCCUUCUUUGGAGGUUUUUAAGCAGAGGUUAUAUGUCCCUCUGCCAGGGAUUCUUUAGCUGUGGUUCUUGGCUUGUAGGGGAUUGGACUAGAUGACCCCUGGGGUCUCUUCCAUCACUACAGUUCUACGAUUCUAUGACCGUGUCCUCUUCCAAGAGACCUUGGAAGCCUGUUUUCACCGGGGCUGUGCUGAAGGAGGGCCGACCGGGAGAUCACUUUUCCUUCCUGAGCUAAAUAUACUGAGCAACAGCUGGUUCCCCUGCCUACAUCCCUAGGGGAGAUCACGGCUGCUCUGAGCUGUGCACAUUGGCCACUCUAGAUGACAUUGCCAUGUUCCCCGUGGAGGUCACAGGCUGUGGGGCGGGGGCGGGGGCAGGAGGGGAUAUCUCUAUCUUUGCAUUCCUGCCUGGUUUGGCUGCACCCAGUGGCUUAUAAUCUCCAGAGAUCUUGGAACAUCCUGGGAAGGUUCACCCUGCCCUCCUCACCACCACCCUCCUUUAUUUCAUUUCGUUUUCAAAUCAUGAGCUUGGCUCACUGAGAAUGUCACAGGACUGCACAGAUUUUCUUAAUCCCUCUUUUCAGGCGGUGCAGCUUCAAAACUCUGCUCAGUCAGGGGCCUCUUGGCCAGCCUGCCAGAGAGAGAGAGGCAUUCCAGAAAAAGGAUCCACUGGGCACUUCUAGAGUCCUGCAGUUGCAGCUUCAGCGCUUUCUGGCUCCAGGAAGGCUUUCCUUCCUCUCCUUUGCAAUUAGCUGCUCUUCCGUCUUCUUCGGCCGGCCUUUUCCACUGUCUUCCUUGCUCCCUCUGUUACUCAUCUUGCGGCAUCUGCACCAUGCAUGGGUUUGUGGCUCAGCUGGGAAAGGGAUUGGCCCCCAUUAGAUGUUUUACUAAGCCUCUUGAUCACCGGAAUUUGCUUAAUGCGGUGUAGUGGAGAGUCACACCGAUACUGAGCUGGAUUCUGAAUUCAUUUGUGUUCUGCUUUCUGCCGUGCCACAUCUCUCUAUAAAAUGGUGCUUUGCUUUGCUUUGCUUUGCUUGCCCUUUGGUAUUUGAUAUUUCACACACACACACACACACAGAGAGAGAGAGAGAGAGAGAGAGAGAGAGAGAGUUGUGUUAGCAGUACGAAAGUGACUUCCCGAGGGUGCAAGCCUGGGCUGUGUGUAUGGAGGUCCUGAGCUACCAGAUGACAAGACCCCCCUCUCAGGUGUGGUGAUAUGGUCCAAAGGAAAGGAAAGCAAGACGUUUGGCACCAUCUUGGCCGCAGGAGUUGAUGGUAGGAGGCGUGCAAGAUGUCAUCCAAUUGCCUUAGGAACCCAACUCUGGAGUUGCAGAGGGUUUACUCCUGUGGCUUUUUUCCUCCCAAAGAUGUCCUGCAAGGCAGCAGAGGUUUAGGAGUUUUCCUUCUCCUAUAUGGGCUCCCUUCCCAGGUGAAUAAGCCCUAUCUGAAUAUAUCCUCUCUGUAGUCAUAAAAUCAUAGAGCUCUGUAGGGUCAUCUCAUCCAUGUGUCCAACGUAGGGAUCACGUCUCAAGAAUCCCUGACCAGAUGGCCGGCCAACCUCCGCUUAAAAACCUCCACAAAAGGAGAGCUCACCACCUUCCAAGGGAGUCCACUCCACUGACCCUAAGGCAGGGUUUGUUUAUUUAUAUACCUCCUCAGUUAGGUAGCUCCUUCAUGCAUCUGAUGAAUAGAAUGGUGGCCCACAAAAGCUUCUGCCACCUUAGUUGGCAUUGACUUGGAACGCCUUCAGACCAUCAGGGCCCAGGAGACUCCCAAGGACUGUGUCUCCCCAUACAGCUGACUCUCUUUCAAAAGAUACUCUUUCCAGGUGUUGCUCUGGGUGCCCUCACUGUUUUGAGGAAUACUUCGUAAGAGGCUCUCUCAAAAGUGACACUGAGCCUUUGGACACUCCCUCUAAUCACCCCCCUCAAGCUCAUCCCAUGCCAUUGCUAGGUGAAAGCUGUUUGUCCCCCACCAGAGGGCAUUUUUUAAGGGGGACUUGCAGUUGGAAGGGGGGUGUUUGGCUGGGCUCAUUGUCAACACCCCCUUUUGUUUUCUGAAUAUCUUGUAAAUAUGGAAGUGACUGAGGCCUUUUGCUGAAAGUGUGAAGUGUGCUUAAAAGCUUAUGCUCUGCUAUAUAUUUAUAGCUGAAAUCCAGGGUUAGGGUUAAGCCCUUUGCAUAUUAAAAGAGAUAUAUUUAUGGAUGCUUGUAACAAGGAACAGUGAUUUCACUGAUGGAAAACGCUAGCAACGAAAACUGAUCAGGAGUGGAAAGGUUUCCAUCCUUUGGAACCUUUCAGGUUAAUUAUCUUGAAUUAUUUAAUGAAUUAUGGUGUGGUCUGGGUGAGGGUAGAAAUAGAUUUUAUAGAAUUGGCGACUAUUAACAACUCGGAAGUCAGUGGUUGUAAAAUGUAUGUAGCUUUCCAAAAACAGUUGUGGUUUUCAUUCAAAACAACAGCAUGAUGUGACGGGGGAUUAAUGUAAUGCCUUUAGAAUUGGUCUAAAAAUAUAUCAUCUGUGUAAACUGAAGAGGAAGUUUCUUUGAAUUUUAGAUACUACAGGUAUCUGACUUUGCAGACAGAGAGGGAAAAGAUAUAAAUCAUGACAAGGAUGAGUGAAUGGAAGCAGGGUGUGUGUGUGUGUGUGUGUGUGUGUGUGUGUGUGUUCCACUUUUUGCCAAUAUCCCUCCUGAAUCCAAAGUCCCUGGGCGUCAGUUGAUUCAGGAAGUGAAGGGUAUGACUAGCCAGGAAGACAUUCCAUCUGCUGACCUUUCUGGACCUCUAAGCAGAGAAAUGCAAAUGCCGCUCUUCUGUCGACUGCCUGUUGAAGGGGGUCUGUGGUGAUUAACCUUGAGAGGGCUCAGGUGUGGCUUUGCAAAGAGACACUUGAGAGCCCUGAUCUCGCGGCUGAGUUUCGGAAGCCACCUUUGCUUGCCCUUGCACACGUCUCCGAAGCUGUGAGUUUCAGAAUAGCCUUUUAAUAGGCAGGUGCUAAGAACUUUGGAGGAAAAAAGAGAUGCAGCCUAUUCAGCUUGUCCUGGACGCGGCUUAGGAACGUGAUGCUGCAGUUUAUUCUUAGCCUCCCGGCAGCAAAGAUGAAUUUGCAGUUUGCGCACGGCGAAUGGAUUUCCUCUUCUUGGCAGACUUACCUUUGCUUUUCUUCAGAGGGUCAGAGUCGCCUGCCUUGCUCGCUUGUUGAGCAGAUCCGCUAGGUGUGCUUUUGCACGCUUGUGCCUCCACGUGGACAGCUGCUUUUCAUCUCCCAUGGGAGCAGCUGGAAAGGCCACCUCUCCUUUUUCUAGCUUCUCUGCAAAGCACUGUAGCAGAGUAAGGCGUUUGUGAUGGGGGGACAGGACAGGACUAGUGAGCAAAGCUGCAUUUCUGCCAGUGGCCUCAUUAAGGAACUGCAAAUGGGGACAACCCAUUCAGGUGAACAGCUGUGCUUCAGUAAAGGUUUGCAUAGCAACAGUGAGAGCAGAGACAGCAGUAAAAGCAUGCAAAAAGAGGCCAUUGGUUCAGUGUGCGCGUGUCGGUGUGUUUUAAAAAACCCUUCUUAAAGGCUUCCAGGAAAGGUUAGCAGCCCGGGAUGAGGAACUGGUGGUCUUGCGGACUGAUGGGAAGCCAAAAGGAGAAACAAGCUGCUGAUUUUUUUUUUUACAAGGAGCGGGGUGAAUAGGACACAUCAGGACAGACAAAAGGAAGUCCUUCAUCACUCAGCGUGCAGUCAGACUGUGGAACUCUCUCCCACAGUAGAGCCACCAACCCAGAUGGCUUUGAAAAAGGGUUAGACAGAUUUAUGGAGGCGAGGGCUAACAAUGGCGACUAGCCAGGACGGCUAGGCUCUGCCUCCAUAAUUGGGAGACAGCAAUGCAGUGGCUGGAAGGCACAAGAGGUGUAAGUGCUGCUCUUGUGCUCAGAUCCGCUUGCAGGUUUCCCACAGGCCUCUGGUCGACCACUGUGAGAACAGGAUGCUGGACUAGUUGGACCAUUGGUCUGAUCCAGGCAGACUCUUACUGUGUUCCAAGUGAUGCUUCCCCCGUUCCUUGGGGACUUGCAGUUUAAUAUCUUACACAAAACCAUGCUCUUGCGUGUUAAUUCUUUCUGCAGCCCUGUGAAGUAGCUCAGCCCCCAGACCAGUUCCUUUGUUGUUUCUGAACCUAGGUCUGCCCUGUCCACACCCAACAAACUUUUAGUAGCCCUUACAGUCACUGUUAAAAUGAAAACAUCCCUAAUAAUAAUUAUGAUGAUGAUGAUGAGGAGGAUGAUAAUUUAUUUAUACCCCGCCCAUCUGGCUGGGUUUCCCCAGCCACUCUGGGCAGCUUCCAACAGAACACUAAAAUACAAUAACCUAUUAAACAUUAAAAGCUUCCCUAAACAGGGCUGCCUUCAGAUGUCUUCUAAAAGUCUGGUAGUUGUUUAUCUCUUUGACAUCUUAAGGGAGGGCAUUCCACAGGCGGGUGCCACUACCGAGAAGGCCCUCUGCCUGGUUCCCUGUAACUUGGCUUCUUGCAACGAGGGACCUGCCAGAAGGCCCUCAGCACUGGACCUCAGCGUCCGGACAGAACGAUGGGGGUCAAGACGCUCCUUCAGUUAUACUGGACCGAGGCUGUUUAGGGCUUUAAAGGUCAGCACCAACACUUUGAAUUGUGCUCGGAAACAUACUGGGAGCCAGUGUAGUUCUUUCAAGACUGGUGUUAUAUGGUCUUGGCGGCUGCUCCCAGUCCCCAGUCUAGCUGCCACAUUCUGGAUUAGUUGUAGUUCCCAGGUCACCAUCAAAGGUAGCCCCACAUAGAGCGCAUUGCAGUAGUCCAAGAGGGAGCUAACCAGAGCAUUCACCACUGGCGAGGCAGUCUGUGGGCAGGGAGGGUCUCAGCCUGCGUACCAGAUGGAGCUGAUAAACACGGGACUUUGUGCAACUGGUUGACUUGGGGCUGUGUUUUUCCCCCUCCAGUUCCUGAGGGAAGACUUGAAUUACCAUGACCCAACGGUCAAACACAGCACCUUCCACGGGGAGGAUAAGCACAUCAGCGUGGAAGAUCUUUGGAAGGCCUGGAAGUCGUCCGAAGGUAAGGCUGGCGUCCAGCUCUGGCUGCCUCACCUCAAAAAAGGAGACUGCAGAGUUGGGAAAGGUUCAGAAAAGGGAAGCCCAAAUGAUCAUGGGGGUGGAGCAACUCCCCUUCGAAGAAAGACUGCAGCGUUGGGGGCUUUUGAGUUUAGAGAAAAGGCGAGUAAGAGGCUGCAUGAUAAAUUUUUAUACAAUUAUCCGUGGCACGGAGAAAGUAGAUAGAGGGAAAAGCCUGCCUCCCUCCCUCAUAGCAUUCAAACUCGUGGGCGUCCAAUGGAGCUGAAUGUUGGAAGAUUCAGGGCAGAGGGAAGAAAGUCCUUCUCACAGUGCAGAGUUAAACUGUGGAACUCCAGCAGGCUCUUAAGUCCUCAAUAUUCAAAAUCUGCCUCUCUGCUCCUCCCUCCCUCUCCUGCUCUCUCUAGCAACCUCUUGCGCCUUAGCCAAGCCACUUCCUUCUCCUUCAGCAAAGCCCCUCUUGCCGCUGGCCUGUGGCUUCCUCCAGUGCAGCCCUUGACCGGUUUCGACUUUUGCAUUUUUUAAAACCGAGUUUGCAUUUGCAACUCCUCCGCUACAGUAGAACAGGAAGCAGGGUGAAAAUAAUAUGCAAAUAAAAAAAAUAUAAUAAAUGGGGGAAUUAUCUCUUUGCCUCUCUCCCCUCCCCACACUGCCCUCCUUUCCUGUGGCGAUAAAGAAUGAGCAAGGUUCAGUAGUGAGUCACAGGAGGCACUGGGCGUGAGUGGGAAGGGCUGCGGCGCGUCUGAGACUAUUUUGGAAUAUUAGGAGCCUGCAUUAAAUACUAGUGUGUUUAAUCCUGUAUGUUUAAUCUUGUUUUCCACAAUUUUUUUUUAAUUUUUACCAACAACCAAAGCACAAACUGUGAAACUCCCAGGCAGCUGGUACAUUGGGUAUACAUAAUCAAUAAUAACAUAUUCAAAUCAACCAUAUGUACAAUUCUAUAUACAUUAACACUCCUCCCUCCACAAGGUUUAACUUUUAACGUUUUAAUUGCCCCAAAUUGGUCAAACCUACCCAAAUAAUUCAAUAUCUUCUAAUCCUCCUCCUUCUCACUGACCUUAAACCCUUUCAUUUUAUGUAUCUUCACAGUUAGAUAUUCUAAAAUUAUAAUAUUUUUCAGUUUUUUCCUCCAUUGGUUCACCCCUAGCUCUUUCCAAUUACUCGCUAUAACCUGUCUGGCCGCAAUUACCAUCAAUUUUACCCAUUUAUAUUCCUCUUUGGUUUCUAACUCGGUGCUACUCAGGCUAAUAAGAACCAUUAAUUUAGAUAUUUCCACCUUCCUACCCACAAUUCCCGAUAUUUCUAUACCAAUCUGUUUCCAGAAUUCAUUAACUAACGGACAGCCCCACCACAGAUGUUCAGUUGCAAGGCAUGGGGAAUGUAAAUGGUUAAGGCAUUUCAGGAGACACGCAGGGGUCACACUCCUGUUCCACUGCCCUGCUGAGAGGCGCAGGAUGCUUCAAGGAAGCUGAGUGUUGGAAGACCCAUGGCAGAUAAAAUAAAGUCCUCCUUCACACAGCAACUGGUCAGACUGUGGAACUCCCUCCCACAUGAGGCAGGGAUGGCCACUGACUUGGAUGGUCAUAAAAGAGGAUCGGGCAAAUUCUGUCAGGAGUUCAGCCUUCACUCGAGUAGGACCUUGGCAGAGACACAUGCCCGACUGGCAUGUUCCCUCCCUUCUGGUCGAGAUCGUUCAGGAGCUUCAUAAGCUUUCUUCAGCCCGAACAUCGCAGCGACCGAUGCCAACAGACACCGGCACACUUAGGGAUCCGCAGAGUCUUCGCAGCUUGCGCGACAGACCUCAGCAACUCAGCAUUUUGGCUAAUCUACUUUAUUUACAUAUAAAGACACACGGAGUACUUCAACAUGGCUCCCUCUCUCUCUAGCAUCAGCUAGCAAAGAGAAAAAGAGCAAAGGACAAUAGUCCCACUUCACGGAACCCAGUAACACAAACAUCCGACUCUGUGGAGUCAAAACAUACACCAUCGUGUGAUAACUGCAAUCACGGAGCAGGAAUUCUCACAAAUUCAUGGGGGAGCAGAGGGCCUUUGAUGGCUGCUAGCCAGGUUGGCUAUGCUCUGCCUCCACAAUCAGAGGCAGAAAUACUUCUGAAUACCAGUUGCCAGAAACUGCAGGAGGAGAGAGGGCUCUUGUGCUCAAAUCCUGCUUGUGGGUUUCGCACAGGCAUCUGGUUGGCCGCUGUGAGAGCAGGAUGCUGGCCUAGAUGGGCUACUGGGCUGAUCCUGCAGGUGCCUCUUGCGUUCUUCAGAGUCCUAUCCGCUCUCCAGCACCAAAGCAUCCUAGGCAAGGCGGCAGUGAGAGCAGAAGACUUGCAGUGCUCUUUGCUCUCCCGAAGUGCCGCAGUCGUGCAGAGGGUGUUGAGUGCCUCCAGAUAAGGCCGCAGCUCCUUUGCCUGCCACACUCAGCAAACACUUCCCCGAUGCUGAUACUUCUUGCUGCCUUUAUGGCCUUGUUAAUCUCCCCUGGCUGCUACCCAUUCUAAUCUUCAUGUACUUGUCAGGUUUUUCCCCCAGCAGAAAAGUUCGGCUUGCAGUCGGAGAGCUUUGCUGCCAGAUCCUGUGUCCUCGUUGUGAAGCUGGCUAGAUCCUCCGCUGCAAGUCAGAGCGGAGGCAUUAUUUUAUUAUUAUUAUUAUUUGUUCAACUUAUUCACCGCCCUAUACCCGGAGGUCUCAGGGCGGUCCACAACAAAACCACAACAUAUAAAAUCAAACCAAAAGCAAUUACCAAUACCCCCCCUCCAAAAGCCAUAUUUUAAAAGGGUGUUGGAUGUCAAUAAGAUCAGCCAAAGGCCUGGUUAAAAAGGAACGUUUUUGCCUGGCGCCUAAAGGUAUAUAAUGAAGGCGCCAGGUGAACUUCCCAGGGGAGAGCAUUCCACAGAAGGGGAGCCAUUGCAAAGAAGGCCCAUCCUCAUGUUGCCACCCUCUGAACCUCUUGAGGAGGAGGCACACGAAGGAGGGCCUCAGAAGAUGAUCUCGGGGACUGGGUAGGUUCAUAUGGGAAAAGGCGGUCCUUGAGGUAUUGCGGUCCUGAGCCGUUUAAGGCAUCUUCUCGGAAGGGAGGCAGAGUCCAACAGCACAGUCGCUGGAGCUGCUGUGCUGUGCUGUCUGAGGGCAGGGUAUGCUCUUAUCUCCUCACCUGUAACCAUUGGUAGUAAAGGUAAAGGUACCCCUGACCGUUAGGUCCAGUCACGGACGACUCUGGGGUUGCGCGCUCAUCUCACUUUAGUAGCGGAGGGAGCGAGUGUUUGUCUGCAGACAGUUUUUCCAGGUCAUGUGGCCAGCGUGACUAAGCCGCUUCUGGCAAACCAGAGCAGCGCAUGGAAAUGCCGUUUACCUUCCCGCUGGAGUGGUGCCUAUUUAUCUACAGUGGUACCUCGGGUUAAAUACUUAAUUCGUUCCGGAGGUCCACUCUUAACCUGAAACUUUUCUUAACCUGAAGCACCACUUUAGCUAACGGGGCCUCCUGCUGCUGCCGCGCCUCCGGAGCAUGAUUUCUGUUCUCAUCGAAGCAAAGUUCUUAACCCGAGGUACUAUUUCUGGGUUAGCGGAGUGUGUAACCUGAAGCAUCUGUAACCUGAAGCGUAUGUAACCCGAGGUACCACUGUACUUGCACUUUGACGUGCUUUCGAACUGCUAGGUUGGCAGGAGUUGGGACCGAGCAACGGGAGCUCACCCCGUCAUGGGGAUUCGAACCGCUGACCUUCCGAUUGGCAAGCCCUAGGCUCAGUGCUUUAGACCACAGCGCCACCCACGUCCCUAAAACCAUUGGUAGAAAAGCAGUCAAUAUUUAUCAGCACGAAGCAAGCUAGUUUUCUGCUGCUUCAGAGGGUAGGACCCAAACCUAUAGAUUCAAAUUGCAAGGAAGGAGAUGAGGAAGAACUUCCUGAGAGUAAGAGCUGUUUGGCAGUGGAGCGGACUCCCUUGGGAGAUGGUGGACUCUCCUUCCUUGGAGAUUUUUAAGCAGAGGUUAGAUGGCCAUCUGUCACGGAUGCUUUAGCUGUGAUUCCUGCCUUGUAGGGGGUUGGACUUUGUUAGUGCCUGAAGGGGCAAUGGCCUGGGAGGUGUCUCUAUUGCCACUCGUUUCCAAAGCGCACUCCAGGAAAUCCUAGUCAUGGUGUCAACCUGCAGAGAUGGCCCCUUUGCUCCUUCUCAGGAUCCCCAGUGGGGGGUCCUGCCCCUCUCAGCAUCCCAGGCAAGUUGACUAGACUCCUCCCAGGGUUGGACAACUCUAGACUAGGCCUACUCAGAAGUUGUUUAGGGCGUUCCAACAUCAUGGGGUGCUCAGCAUUUAAGCAAGCAAAGGUCCACUGUGUUUGAGAAAGAGCAGUUGUCCACCGCUUGGUCCUGCAUUUCAAAAAGGUCCAGCCCACCGUUAGUUUUAUCUGAACAAAGAUUCAUUGGGUGAAAAGUCCCUGCACUUGGUGGGGGGUGUGGACCAGACGACCCUCGUGGUCCCGUCCAAAUCUACAAUUCUAUGAUUCUAUGAAAGUAAGGAAAGAAAGAAAAGGAAAAAGGACACAAUAAAACGUUUUUGAAAGCAGAGGAAUACAACAAUAACAAAAUAACAAUAAAAUACAAUUACGCUUACGGAAGUAUGUAGAUGCACAGGGACAAGCUUGUCUCUCGCACGGAUAGGUCAUCUUCCUCCUUGAAGGAAAGUUCAUCCACCCCUUCUCAGCAUUUUAAACCGCCUCUUCUGGCCAGAGGAGACUGGCGUUCACAUGCUCCCUGCUACGCCCUGUCUCUCUGCAUGUACUCUGAGGUGCAAGCCUUAUUCAGCUGAGGGCAGUUUCCCCAUAGCAGUUAUUUUGCCUUAUUAAAGCCGCUCCUAUCAUGUUGCACAACACGCCCACCCCCGGCUGGAUUUAAAUUUCUGUGGCAGCCCCCUCCCCAGGCUAAGCUAGCAAGCAAGAAGCGACCAGCCAUCCCCAGCCACCCAGCCAAGCCCUUCCACCCCAUGCUGCUGCCAGGCUCUGGCUGUUUGCCAGGCUCUUCCUUGCCCGCCCACCUGCGUCUGCCUCCAAAAUUGUCUGAACAAACAAAGGGGAGGCUUGGCUGCAGUGCCUCUGCCCACAUGCCGGCUGCAGGCUUCUUCUCUCCUCCGAGGAGCUUGGUGGAGUGAGCGCUCUGGAGUCCUGUAGGGCUGAAUGGAGCAGAGGAACAGAAGGAGGAGAGCCUUUGGAGCAAGCCGAUGGUCCAUCUAGUCCAGCAUCCUUUUCAAAAAUAAAAAUAAAUUUUCAUUUUUCAUUUUCGUUCAUUACAUACAUCUUAAAUUCUUAACGUUUACUAUACAUUCCUCCCUCCCUCCUCUCCACGACUUCCCCCAACUUGCGUUUCUGGUUUGUUUCUAUUUUCACCCGCUUUGCUAUCUCUCAACAGGAAAAGUUAUUAAUAACAUAACAUCAAACCUUAAAAACAUAAAAAUAAAUUUAAAUACAUCAUCUUAUUUCACUAUCUUCCAAACAUUUUCUGAUGCUAAUAAUGUGGAUGUUUAUUUAAAUCCUGCCAUCAAGUCUAUUGCCUAGCCCAGCAUCUAGUCCAGCAUCGUCUUCUCACAGGGGCCAACCAGAUGCCUGUGGAACCUGCAAGCAGGACUGGAGCGCAAGAGCACUUCCUCCCCUCCUGUGGUUUCCAGCAACUGGUAUUCAGAAGUAUUUUUUCUUCCAGCUGUGGAGGCAGAGCAGAGCCAGCCUGGCUAGGAGCCACCGAUAGCCCUCUCCUCCACGAAUCUGUCCCAUUAAGCCAUCCAAGUUGGUGGCCAUCGCUGCUUCCUGUGGGAGGGAGUUCCACAGUCUAACUCUGCUGCAUGAGGAAGGGCUUCUUCCCAGCAUUCAGCUUCAUUGGAUGCCCACAAGUUCUAUGAGAGAGAGAGAGAAAGGCUUUUCUCUAUGUACUUUCUGUGCAUAAUGGUGCAAACUUCAAGCAUGUCGCCUCUUCCUUGCCUUUUCUGCAGAGUCCCAGACCUUUCCUCAGAGGGGAAUUGCUCCACUGCCAGCAUAUAGAACUGAGCAUUUGUGAAAGGGCAGUGAAUGAUGUUGCACUGAAAGGGAGGCUCUGCGUGUGCCAGUAGCAGUUUGCACAACCCUCUGCGGAAGAUAAUAUCAGAAUCAGAUUCAGAACAGUACAAUGAAUUGCAAAUGCAUUCAAACCCAAUUAAAACUGUUUAGUUCAAUUCAUUCAACAACUGUUGAUGAGCUUGAUCCCAGGAUCCCAGCAUGUUUCAAAGUCAUUUUCCAGUUCCCCACACUUAGGGAACCACUUUUUUUACACUGAAAUGCCACACAUCUGUCGGAUUCAGGCUCUUAAGGGUUUUUCUGCACUUCGGACUUCCUAAUGAACCUCCUCCAAAGAAGUGAGAACCACUGUGGCAGCCUUGCUUUUGACUUGAGGCAAUAUUUUUUUAAAAUAAGCCGUUCUCUACAAAUACACGGUACAGUUAUGGGCGCCUGCAUGGCUCUGUCUUGCACACGCGCACCCCAAUUUAUAUGUGGACAGACUUGAACAAGCCAUCCGUCAAGAGUGCCCCCUGCCACCCACUUACCAGGUUUCAUUUUGUUGACGAUUGAGACCUUAAUAUAGCUGUAUUUUAUCUUUCCAUGCUGUACCUGUGACCCCUCAGUGGUUGUUUUUGGAUGAAGUUCUCAAGAGAGCCAGCGUGGCUGUGUUAGAGAGUGUUGGACUAGGAAGACCUGGGAGAGACCAGGGUUCAAAUGGUGGCUUAGCCAUGAAGCUCCCUGGAUGACCUUAGGCCAACCACCCCCUCUCAGCCUGGCCUACCUCACAGGGUUGUCCUGAGGAUAAAACGGAAAGGACAACUGUGUACACCACCUUAAGCUCUUUUGGGGGAAGGAGGAAUAUAAAACAUGAUGGUGAUAGUAGUUCUGUAGUCCUGACCUGUAGCUCACAUUUGUAAGAGCUUGAUCGUUUAGUGUGGCAGCCCUUACACUUUGGAACUCCCUGCCUAUUGAUAUCACUGUUUUUAUUUAAACAAGCCCAGCCAGAUGCUCAGAAAGUUGAGGCGGAUUUUUAAUCUAUUUUCAUAUUUUAACUUCCAUACUGUCAGGGAACUGCCAUAAGUGCCGGAGGGAGAGAGCAAAAGCCAGAGGGAUUCCAGAGAGCGUCCAGGGAUCGGGAGGAGCAGCCCAUCUUCUGGGGAAGAGAAUCAGCGUAGCACCAGUGGAGAAGGGGGGCAGAUGGGGGAAGCGGCGAGGCGGUCCCAUGACUCCUUGCCUGGGACCAGCGGGGAGAGUAGGGGUCCUCCGCUGCCCACGCCCUCCUUGCGCAGAAGGCUUUCGCGCAGAGAGAGUAGGAGGAGACUAGGCGUCAAAGAGCUUCUUUGCUGGAAGAAGUUUAAGAAACGCCCACUGACAGAUUCUGCCAGCGAUUGAGUCAGCCACGGGUGAGUGGCUGUCCGGACAGAAAAGGUUCACUUAGGCAAGCCAGCCAGGUGUUUGCACCCAGCCGGGGAGAUAAGCACCGGCUUACGCACGAGCAACCCCUAGAACCAUUACACAUACGUUGCAAAUGUUUAUUGAUUUUAUUGCUUUAUCUUCUUGUAAACCGCUUUGAGGCUUACUACAACCAAGCAGCGUGUAAAUUUUCCAGAUAUGAGUAAAUAAAAGCACAGUUUGCACAGAGGUCCUGACGCCUUCUCUACUGUUGGUGAGAGCAGGUCCCAGAGUCCCAUGGCUUCAGGCAGAGAUCCCAUAUUCCCUUUCGGGGGGGGGGGGGGCGUUGUCAGAUGCUUAGCUGCUGCAUCCUAAGUUUCUUUAUCCGCCCACACUGCCUUUCUCUCUGUCUCUCUCUGCCACCACCCUCCUGCUCCUUCCCAGUUCACAGCAGCUUUUUAAGAACUGAUUUCCACAUCUGCUUCUCUUGGGUGUCUUGACACUCCUGAGCUGUCAGGGGCAGGAGGAGAGGAGCAGUCUGUUUUUUGUCAUGUUGAGUCUUUCCUCCUCCUUGUCUCCUCCUUGAAGGAGGAAUAAGGGCUUCUUCUAAUUUUGCCCAAAUAAGUGGACCAAUGACAUUGCCAUACUAAAAAACAAAAUGGGAAAAGCCUGUUUAUUGGUUCAGCUGUUCUCUGCAGACAUACAGAUGACUGCAUGGUUUGGUGUGAGACUGAACUUUAUCGUCAAGUUAGCCAAUUGCCCGCGAUUAUGGCUGAGCAGGGAUUUGAGCCCUGGUCUCUCAGGCCCGGAUCCAACACUCUUCCCACUCUGCUACAUUGCCCUGCCUUGGUCUGACAUCCUUCUGUACAUUCUCUGACCUUUCCCCCCCUGUCCCCGUCCCUUUAGCCCCUUCUAUUAGGAUUUACUGUAGAGCCUGCAAUUGGCCCAGCCUUUGCCAGCAUUUUCUGAAAUUAUGUUCCUCUCUGCAUCUUCCUGUUGGUUCAGAGUGGUUUGGGGGCAUCCCGUGGCACCAGAAACACAAUAAAGCUAGAUGGAUGAGCCAGACAGUGACAGGAGAGAGGUGGGAGGCCUGGAGACGUGAGCUGAGAUGGUGGGGCCUGAAGACCGGCUGCUGGUUCGUUCAGCCACUGACUUGCCCUCUCCCACCUUUCUUUCAGUGUACAACUGGACCGUCGAUGAGGUGGUGCAGUGGCUUAUCACCUACGUGGAGCUGCCACAGUACGAAGAGACCUUCAGGAAGCUGCAGCUCUCUGGGCAUGCCAUGCCAAGGUCAGUUCCGGGGGUGCAAAAAAGGAAGCUGGGUUUUGGCCUGUGGCUUCCCAGGGUUUUGUGAGAGCGCUGCUUGGAGAUCCCCAGUAGCUUGGCAAAGUCAGUUUCAAACCUGCUUUCGGCGUAUAGUGUCGGUGGGCCAGCGGUGGAGUAGUUGUUGGAAUGUUGGACUAUGACCUGGGAGACCAGUGUUCAAAUCCCUGCUGAGCCAUGAAAUUCACUGGGGUGACCUGGGGGGCGGGACAUCCACUGCCUCUCAGACUAACCUCUACCCCACAGGUGGGAUAUAAAUGCCACAUAAAAAGGUAAAGGUAAAGGGACCCCUGACCAUUAGGUCCAGUCAUGGCCGACUCUGGGGUUGCGGCGGUAAUCUUGCUUUAUUGGCCGAGGGAGCCGGCAUCCAGCUUCCGGGUCAUGUGGCCAGCAUGACUAAGCCACUUCUGGAGAAAUCAGAGCAGUGCACGGAAACGCUGUUUACCUUCCCGCCAGAGCGGUAACUAUUUAUCUACUUGCACUUUGACGUGCUUUCGAACUGCUAGGUUGGCAGGAGCAGGGACCGAGCAAUGGGAGCUCACCCCGUCACAGGGAUUUGAACCGCCGACCUUCUGAUCGGCAAGUCCUAGGCUCUGUGGUUUAACCCACAAUGCCACCCGCAUCCCAAAAAUGCCACAUUAUUUAUUAUUAUUUAUUAUCAGAGAUUCACAGGGUGCUUUACAAUAUCAAAACACAAAAAGGCAUAACAUAAUAAGGGAAGUAUUGCAAUAAAUGCAAUAAAUAAAAUUAUAAAAAAAUAAAACUUAUCUAUCUGGCCACUUUCUCCUUCUCACACAUUUGUGGGGGCUAACAACCAGCUCCCUGGGUUUAGCGAGAGGUGUUCUCUGCAAAGCAGAGACGAUAUCCCAGCAAAGGAAGCUUUCCUGCUUUAUGAAAUGAGAAUAGCUGGUGCAAAAUAUCCUUGUGAACGACCAGGAAGCUGCCUGUUAAUCUCCUACCUGCCUGCCGGUCCUCGCAGAGCUUGCCUGAGGGGCUACCUGGCCAAGCUGUGUUUUUUGCUCCAAAUGCCCUUCAGAUGUGACCACCUCCUCUGCCUCCCUCUUCCCUGCAGGUUGGCAAUCACCAACGCCACCAUGACAGGAACUGUCCUGAAGAUGACCGACAGGAGCCACAGGCAGAAGCUGCAGCUCAAGGCCCUGGACACGGUGCUCUUUGGGCCGCCUCUCUGUGAGUGACGUUCUUGUGGUCACGUGACUGUAUGUGGGUGUAGUGUGUCAGCUGACAUGUGUAGAUGGGGAACACCUCUGGGGUACUUCCGCUAGGCACUCAGGAAGCUGCAAGGACUCCUUGUCUUCUUCGGUGAUCCCUUGUAGCAAGAUUGUCUUCCAUAAACAUGGUUUUAACAGUGAGUCCAUAAGGCCAAUUCUGGAUCCACACGUCCUUCCACAGUGGGGACAUAGGUUUCUGGGUGGGAGUUGAUCACGGUGAGGGUUGCCAAGUGUGCCUUCCUCUUAGCACAUUUCUCCCUUUUGUCCUGAGUUUGAGCAUCUCCAAAGCCACACCCUUGGUAAAGGCUGUUCUCCAACUGGAGCGCUCGCAGGCCAGUGUUUCCCAGUUGUUGGUGUUUAUAGUACUUUUUUUAGAUUUGCCUUGAGGGAGACUUUAAACUUCUUUUGUUGACCACCAGCAUUACGCUUUCAAUUUUUAAGUUUGGAAUAGAGUAGUUACUUUGGAAGACGAUCAUCAGGCAUCCGCACAACAUGACCAGUCCAACGAAGUUGAUGUUGAAGAAUCAUUACUUUGACACGGGUGAUCUUUGCUUCUUCCAAUACACUGGCAUAAGUUUUUGCUAUGAGCCAUUCAACAGGGGAAGGGACUUCCUUGGAAGGUGGUGGACUCAUCUUCAUUGGGGUUUUUUAAAGCAGAGUUUGGAUGGCUGUCUGUCAGGGAUGCUUUAGCUGAGAUUCCUGCAGUGCAGGGGGUUGGAAUAGACUCUACAAUUCUAUACACUAGUUCUAGUUUUCUUCUUUUUCGGACUUGAUGCCUGGAUGGAAUGGAGGAGAGAGUUUGCAGGCUGCCUGUAGUUGAGAAGAAAUCCCCCUUUCCUGAAAAUUUGCCAGAGUGAUUUGGAAGUUGGGUUUUGACACUUGGACUGCCUUUAGGUAAUUUGUGGCAUAGAAUUUACUUUGUCGGUUUGGCAUUUAAGUGGUUGUGGCCCAGCCUUGCCUCUGUGUGGUGUAGUGGUUAAGAGUGGUGGACUUGUAAGCUGGUGAACCGGGUUCGCUUCCCCGCUCCUCCACAUGCAGCUGCUGGGUGACCUUGGGCCAGUCACACUCAGCCCCACUCACCUCACAGAGUGUUUGUUGUGGGGAAGGAAGGGAAAGGAGAAUGUUAGCCGCUUUGAGACUCCUUCGGGUAGUGAUAAAGUGGGAUAUCAAAUCCAAACUCUUCUUCUCUUCUUCUUGGAACAAGGAAGGGGGAAAUCCAAAGAAAUGUGGCUUCAGCAUCCAAGACAAAACAGAAAUCUGUAACCAGAAUAUUCGGAAUCUCUUAGACAGACAGGUAGAUUAAUUUGCAUGCCUGCAUUUCCUGGACCUUUUUCCUUUUUGGCUGCCUGAAACCACCCACGCACCCACCUCGGGCCCCCAUGCUUGGAUUGGCAAGAUGAGGAGCUGGGGGACAGUAUUGUUAGGCAGCAGCAGAGCAACUUAGGGUUGAGUCGGGACGUUCGUACAGAGAAGUGUUUGUGUUGCUGGUUCUGGACUGCUUCAACUUCUGGUUGAAAAGGGAAUAAAUCUAAACUGGCCAUAUAAAUGGUGUGGAAACCCUCAGGGCCUGCAAGUACUCUAGGAGAGAGGUGGUUGAAGAGCAAAGUGGAUGAUUUAUUUAUCAUUCUUAAGUGCUGUUUUUCCCAUGUGGGAUUCCAAGUGGCUGCAAUCGAUCUAACCCAGGAGCACGAAGCUGGCGUCUCCUCCUGCUUGGCUCACAGGCUCUGGUGAGUGAGUGGCUCACAGGUUGAACGUCAGGUGUGCCACCAAUGCUUCUCUGGGACACCUGAUGCUUUGCAGGUUUCUCCCAGGCAUCUAUCUAUUUGGCCUCUGUGAGAAAGGACGCUAGACUAGAUGGCCUGAUCUUGUUAGGUUCUUUCAAAGGGAGGCCAUGCCUCCACAAGCUCUCCAUACUGCUGAUACCGGCAGCAUUUUGGGGAAAGGUGUGACAAGGUGAUUUGGUGGUGGGAGGCCAUAGUGGUGACUAAAGGCAGAGAGGCAUCAAAGCUUCACCAUCUUCCUGCUCAGCUUGGGAGCAAAAGGAGAGCUCAACCUAUGAAACCGAUUCCGGGAUAAAAUUUUCUGUUUGCAAAUAAAUGGUUGAUUUAUUGGGCCAAGGUGGAGGGUGGGAGUUUCCAUCACUACCUUUAUCUAGCAGCAAUGACCGGAGACCUGGAUCUUUGCUCUCUGGCCGCUUUAGCUGCGAUUCCUGCAUUGCAGGGGGUUGGACUUGAGUUCCCGCCAACUCUAAGCUUCUGUGAUUCUGUGGCCCUUUCUUCGAUCCUUAUGUCAGACGGGUCCUUUUGGGAAGAAUCUGAAUUUAGGCCUUUUAUUCUCCCAAGGAACAGAAAGCUUGCUUGAAAGGCACUUUGGCUGUGAAGAAACCCAUUUGCUUUGAUCAGGAAGAGGCGAUUAAUCAAAGUAUUGCAAUUAUGGGGCUCAGAUAUCCUGGCCACUCUAAAUAUUUACAGUCCAAUGCAUUGUGUUUAGGUUGCCUUUGCCUGGUAAUGAGCUGAGCGGCAGCAUCAGCCGAGUCCCAUUAGUUAGCAGUUCUUGGAAAGGCCAUUUGCCGCCUGCGGGAGACCCACGGCCUUCGUGCAGCUCUGCCGAUGCUCCCGAUCCCUGCUGCCAUGCGCAAGGGCCUUCCUUGUGCAUCAGGGCAGCCUCAGUCUGGGGCAGUAACUGAAAUAGGGGAGGACAGGUUGCAGGAGGCAAGUGGGGAUUCUUCCCAGUGGGGGCUGGGACUUUUAGAAGACAUCUGAAGACAGCCCUUUAUAGGGAAGUUUUUAAUGUUUGAUGUCUCGUUGUGUUUUUUUAUAUUGUGUUGGAAGCCUCCCAGGGUGGCUAGAGCAACCCAGUCAGAUAGAUGGGGUACAAAUAAUAAAAUUACUACAGUCAUACCUCGGGUUACAGACGCUUCAGUUUACGUUUUUUCGGGUUGUGGACCGCCGAAACCCGGAAGUACUGGAACGGGUUACUUCCGAGUUUCGGUGGUUGUGCAUGUGCAGCAGACCAAAUUGCAACCCGCGCGUACGCAGACACGCCGCUGCGGGUUGCGAACGUGCAUCCCACACGGAUCACGUUCAUAACACAAGCAUCCACUGUAUUCUUAUUGAGGGGCCUGGCAGCCAGGGGCCACACAAGAACAUAAGAAGUGCCUGCUAAAUCAGGCCGAAGGCCUGUCUAGUCCAACAUCUUGUUCCUACACUGACCAGGCAGAUGCCUCUCACAGGAACCUUCGAUCAGGAUUCGAACGCAACACUCCUGUGGUUUCCAGCAACUGGUAUUCAGAAGCAUUUCUCCCUCUGACUGUGGAGACAGAGGACAGCCAGCAUGGCUAGUAGCUAUCGAUAGCCCUUUCCUCCUCCUGAAUGGGAGGGACUUCCACAGUUUAACUGUGCCCUUCGCACAUUAGUAUUUAACUUCUUGCCUUGCUGUGCUGCAUGUACAGAAACUGGCCAAGGCUGUGGAGUGAGCCAGGAACUGAGGAGGGUGCAGCAGCGUCCUUUGGGCCUCCUCCUCCUGGCAUCGUGUGAUUCCUGAGCCCUGUGACAGGAGCUAGGAAGUGAAAGUGCCUCAUUGGCCUGGCGGCAGAAGGGAAGCUGGAGCAGGAGGAUCAGUCUCCCUCUUCCGACGACCCACCCCACGGGAGGGUCACCUCAGGUGCACCGUCGGUCUGUGUGAGCGCUAGGAUAAGCACAGGCCUUGGCUGGAGAUCUGUGGGAAGGGGCCAGAUCCGCCGAGAGGCGCUGAGGUCACUGUAUCCCAGCACGCUUUGGAAAGCGCAGGGAAAAUGCAGAAAAACCUCACGUUGAAGGGCAGGAAGUCGAAGUGGGGAGCCCAGGGCAGCCCGCGAGCAGGCCGAGCCCCCCUGCUCUGUGCCUGCUUGCUCCGAAAUUCCUUCUGUGCGGCGCUCAGUCUCCAAGGGCACCCCAGUGUUUGUUUACUGCUGGAGUUUGUGUGUGACCCUGUCACCAUAGCGCUGGAGCUUUGGUUUCUCCCGGCAAGCACAGCUCCGUGGUGCAAAAGGCAGGUGGCGGGAGGAGGGGGGGCGGAGGCAAUUUAUUUAACCACGGAGGAGGCUAGCAAAAAAGGGGGCUGCGGCUGCCUCCUCAUCACACCUGCCCCUUAGAGGGCAGAGCAGAGCCAUCAAUAGUCUCCCCCUUCAUGAUUUUUACAAUCCUCUAUUUGGGAAUCGCUGCUCUAAUCCAGCACUGGGGGGGGGGGGGGGAGUUUUACAUUCGAAGAAUCAGCGCUGAUGGUGCCUGCAAAUGCAGGAGACCGUCUGUCGAGAAUAUCUGGUGAGCGUUGCUGCUUCACAGGGGGUCUGUGUGUGGAGGAAGCCACAGGAGGAUUCCUUUGCAGCAGCAGCAGCCCCACAGAGAUCAGUCUUGCCCUCCUUUGAGGUGAAGGUGAGCAAAUGCAAACAUUUUAGGAAGGGAGAAUUCUUUGUUGUUCCCCAGCACUUAGGAGCAGCACGGUUGCUUCUUGGAGCGUUUGGCUUGCCCCGGCCACCCAGAGAUUUGAGGAGAGCAUGGACUCGAUUCCACGUUUCCUGUGUUCAAACCUGCACCCCUAGAGUGCACACCAGGGGGGUGCAAUGAUGUAGAAAGGACUUAUGCAUGCAGGGCAGAGGUAAACUAUGGCACUUGCUUCCACAAGAGGCAGUGAUGGCCACCAACCUAGAUGGAUUUAAAAGAGGAGUAGGCAAUUUAUGGAGAUGUCUUCUGGCAGCAAUGGCUCUGAUCUGCCUCCACAGUCAGAGACUGCAAUGCUCCUGAAUACCAGUUGCUGGAAACCACAGGAGGGAAGAGGGGUCUUGUGUUCGAAUCCUGCUUGUAGUUCUCCCUUUGGGGCAUCUGAUUUUCCACUGUGAGAACAGGAUUCUGGGCUAGAUGAGCCAUUGGCCUGAUCCAGCAGCAGGCUCUCCUUAUAAGAGGUUAUUACAGUCUAUCGGCGGUAGUUGUGCAUGAGCUUGAUUCACUGCUAAUAAAAACAUUUGAGAGGUCUAGAAAGCAAAACUCCAUCUUCCGAGGCACCGUGAUAAGGAGUGACUCUCUUUCUGGUUCCUUUGCCUGUAGCAUAAGAUGCUGAUGACGUCUCUCUCAGUGCAAAACACUUGCAAAAUCUUGGCAUUGUGAAGCCCUGAGCUGGACACAUCCUCCUGGCACCGCGCACAGGAAUGUCAGAGCUGAAACUCUGGUGCGCCCAGCUUUUCCCAGGGUCACCGUCCUGCAAUUUUGACGAUGUCUCUAUAAGAACGCGAAGGGGCAGCUAUCAGCCCCCUGCAUCUCCUAAACACCUCCCGAAUUCAAUUUGAAGCAGGGUGGCUUUUUCAGACUUCUCAGUAGAAGUGGAGGGGGCGGGGUGUUUCUCCCAGACCUGUUCCUGUGCGGCUGCAUUUCUCAAGGAGGACAUUUCCAUUAUGCCUUUGCGAAAUUGGAUCCAGUCCCCAGGGACUGUAUUGCAAUACCUUCUGAGGAAAGUGCAGAAGAAGAGGAGGAAUUGUUCCUUCUGUGAAUGCUCCUUGCUCUCCCCUGGACUGAAAGCUUCCUUAUGGAUACCCAGGGAGACUCAUUAGGGUUUGAGGGAUGCUGAGAAGGACAAACAGGGCAUCAAGUCAAGGCAGAAGCAAGCCAAGGCCGCUCACUUGCCCCACCGCAGGCUCACUUUCAAUAGCUGUGAUGGCAUUUUUCUCCUGCUGCAGAACUUCUGCCGUUCUGGGCACCCCAGUUGAAGGAGGAUAUUGACAAGCUGAAGGAUUUGUGUAGAGCAGGGUGACUGAGAUGAUCCAAGGUCUGACAACCAAGCCUUAGGAGGAAUGGUUAGAGUAGCUGGGUAUGUUUAGCCUAGAGACUGAGAGGAUACAAGAUAGUCAUCUUCAAAUAUCCAAAGCCCUGCCCCAUGGAAGUUGUAGCAAGCUUGGUCUCUCCCACUCUGGAGAAGAAGACCCAUGGCUUCAAGUUACAUGAAAGGGGAUUCUGACUAAACACAAAGAACUUUCUGACUGCCAGAGCUGUUCAACCAUGGAGUGGACUCCUUCCGAAGGUGGGGAACUCUCCUUCCUUGGAGGCUUUAAAGCAGAGUUUGGGUAACCAUCUAUCAGGGAUUCUUUACCUGAGAUUCCUGCCUCGUAGGGGGUUGGGCUAGAUGACCCUCGGGGUCCCUUCCAGCCCGACAGUUCUAUGAUUCUAUGCACUAGUUCUCAUUUUUAGGCAGGCCAUGGUGUCUGGAUUCUUGCGCUACUGCCAGCAAGCAACAUCCAUCCCCACAAUCAGCAGUGCCAGAAUAAAUACAUAGUAGGUGCCAGAGACACCACCAAGAUGCAAAGCAGACAUCACCACUGUGUCCGGAAAGCAGCAUUCAGUGCAAAGCAGUUAAAGGGUUUUUUGGUGCAAUCAAGAGGGCUCUGGGAAGGCCAUGAGGCUCCAGGGACCUCAUCCGUGAGAAAACUGACCCAAUACAAAUAGAAGUGCUCCAUUUCCCUUCAAGGACUGAGCCCUACGCCUUCUUGUUUUCGCUGGACUCAGAGGGAACUCUCUUGAGCAAUUAUUGGGUGAUUACAGAGAGUGAAAUAAGAUGGGGAUAGGAGGGAGGGAGCAGGGAGGUGGCACACAGUCCAUUUGGGACCCAGGGCAGAGUCUGUGGGGCUCUUCUAUUUUGCCACCCAUUCAUCUGCCCAGUCCAGAUCACUGUGUGGCACAAGAAGAAAUGGGGCAUUGUGCCAGAGAUCUGAUGGCUCAGACAAGCCUCCCAGCCAAAUACUCCAGGAAGCAACACUGGAGGGUCAGAACCAGCAACCCAGAAGAGCCUUGAAGUUCUUCUGCGCUGAGUUCUCAGUGAUCCAGCCCUGCCCAGAGCCAUCCAAAUAAGGACCGGCCUCCCUAAGAGCAUGUUGGUUGAAAGGUCCCUCGGAUCUCACAUAAAAACACCAUUCUGAGAGUAAACAAACAGCACUGGUCAGCAAGCCAGCCAAGAGUGUUUCCAUUCAGCAUGUGAGCAGACAGCAGGCCUCUUCCUUCCCUAACCAGCCUCAAAGUAUAAAUCUCUUACGGACCGUUACAGCACAUAAACCCAUUCUUGUUCUUCUGCUGUUACACCCCACACGGUACCCAUACAAUCUCCAUGGUUCCCAUCGCUGAAGCAACCGCCAUCCAUUAGAAAGGAAGCCUGCUUUGCCACCACCAGCAAUUUCGCUUGAAAUGCAAAUAUCAGUUUUGGGGGAAAUGGUUUUUGUCAGGAUUGUGGCAAGGAAAGAGUUAAACUCCCCUUCCCCACCCAAGAGGGACAUGUGGCUGCAUAGGCUUCCCAUCGACUGCUAUUUGCCUCACAAAAAAACGACACUUUUUAAGUUAGCAAAUGGUAAAAGGAGGGAUGGCAGAGAUUUACAGCAAAAGGAAGCCAUGAGUUUUCCAGGUGCUCUUCCAAGUUUAGCUUGCUUGGAGUACGUGAGCCUGGCCUUCUGUAACAAAGUGGACAGAUUCCGGACAGAUGAAAGGAAGGACUCUUUAACGCAGCUCAUAACUGCCACUCGCAGGAGGCCGUGGUGGCCACCAACCUAGAUGGCUUUAAAAGAGGAUUAGGCAAAUGAAUGGAUGACUCUUGAUGGCUACUAGCUAUGGAGGCAGCCGUGCUUCUGAACACCCGUUGCUGGAAACCACAGGAAGGGAGAGCAUUGCUCUUGUGCUUGAAUCCUGCUUGUGGGUUUCCCAGAAGAGGCACCUGGUUGGCCACUGUGAGAACAGGAUGCUGGACUAGAUGAACCAUUGGCCUGAUCCAGUAGGCUCUUCUUAGGUUCUUACGAGUCUCUCUUGAGGCCUCUCCAAGUCUCAGAAGCUCCCUUCCGAGGUGCAGGCUAUCAUAGCGAAAGCUGGCCAUUCUUAGGGAUGCUUUGUAACGCGUUUGCUGCCGAGUGAAGUGAACCCAAGGGCUUGAGGAUUGCAGCUCCAGUUGUCCAGUCCAACCCAGAGAAAGUGGGAGGCUUCCCCAUACACCAUAAGGAAACAAAACCCUGGGGUCAUUUUUCUAAGGAUGGAUCUUUCCUUGUUUGCAGUGCCUUCCUGAAACUUUGGCUCCCUGCCACUCUAAUCCCCAAAUCCAGCCAUGGUUUGAUUGCUCUGAGCUCUUUGAAGAGUCCUUGUGUUCUCAGGGUGAUCUCCUCUUUCUCUCGAGCAGAGGAGUUACAUAACUGCCUCCUAGGAAUCUUACCAUUUUAGGUGAAGUGAGGAGUGCUUUCCAAUUACCCGUUCCUGCGAUAGGAAUUUCCAAUUUACUUUGCUGGCUGAUUGGAGGCCAAAGGAGACCCCAGGACUUGACCCUGCAGCCCUGUCUCACACCAGGCUCCGCCCCCUGUGAUAAAGGCCCACCAUGCUAGACUUGGUGUGACUGACAGUAGCCAUUAUCAGGUGGCCGUGCAACCAGGGUCCGUUUGCGCAGGGUGUAGCUUAAUCAGGAAAGGUUGUGUAGACCCUGGAUCAGGGCUUCUAAUCAGUGGUGGGCUGGACGAGGGCCAAAUUCUGAAUCCUGGCAGGUUGGUGAGCAGUUUCUGAGUGGAUUAUUGGCCAGUUUCCUGCUUUGGAUGGGGUCUCACUCCCCUGAAGGAGCAUGUUUGUAGCUUGGCUGCAUCUCUAUUGCUAGAGGCUAAGGAGUGCUGGGAAGACAGUUUCUGGACUAGGAUGGCUUGGCCACUGUGGUUCCUGCAUUGGUAACCUUGAUGAUUGUAAUGCUCUCCGCAUGGGGCUGCCCUUGAGGGAGAAUGCAGAAGCUCAGCUGCUCACUGAGGCAGGAUAGAAGCAUAGAAUUGUAGAGUUGGAAGGGACCCGGAGAGUCAUCGAUUCCAACCCUCUGCAAAGCAGGAAUGUGCAGCUGUCCCAUACGGGGAUCAAACCUGCAACCUUGGCGUUCUCAGCGCCAUGCUCUAACCAGGAAUAUUGCUGUCCUGUUGCUCCACUGUUCACAGAACUGCACUGGCCACCAAAUAGCUACUAGAUAAAGUUAAAGGUGCCGGUACUGGUGUACAAAGGCCUAUGCAGCUUGGAGCCGGGGUACCUGGAAGAUUGGCCGGCCCCUUCUAUACCCAGCUGAUCACUGUACUCUUCAGGACAGGGCAUCCCGCACACACCGUCUUCUCAGGAGAUCUGUCCCAUAGGAAGUCUGAAUUGAGCCUUCAAUGCCCUUCUGCUAGAUAUCACGCAGGCACCUUCUCCAAUGAAGACUAGUGGAGUUAUUUUAUCCUGCUCUGUUUCUGCACUAGAUUUGAAACUCUUUCGACUUGCAGUUGUUUUAGAUGCGUUUUAAUUUGUGCUGUGGAAUCGCUUCAAGACGCGUCGUAGGAAGUGAUUCAUAAAUAAAGUAAAUAAUGCAUUGGUGACGGAGCUCAUGCUUCAGGCAGGGAUGUGUAUAUUUAGUGCUUUUGCAGGAAUGCUCUGUAAGCACAUGAUCUAAGAAUAGCUGGGGAAGAAUAUGACUUUCUGAGGCUUGGCUGCUGCUGGGCCAGUGGGGAGUCCAAGAAGGCAGGAUGAUCUGUUGGGCUGGAGCUGUGGGAGGGCCAGCCUUGGGGCAGAGUUGAUGGCCAGCCAGUGUCCCCACUGAGAAGUCCAUCCAGGGGGUGAGAGUGGGGGAACUGGAACAAGGAUGCUGGCAGGCUGGUGGGCAGAAGCAAGGCAACAUACCAUGGCAGGGGCAACCGCUGCAAAGUCAGGAAGAAUCCCCAGGAGUAGUAUAUUGCUGUUGAAGGAUGGGAGAAGGAGAGGUCCCUCCAAGAGGAGCCUCAAGAGCAGGCUUCCUCAAACUCAGCCCUCCAGAUGUUUUUGGCCUACAAUUCCCAUGAUCCCUAGCUAGCAGGACCAGUGGUCAGGGAUGAUGGGAAUUGUAGUCCCAAAACAUCUGGAGGGCCGAGUUUGAGGAAGCCUGCUCAAGAGAGAGGAUGUCUGCAUCCCUGUAACUGGUUAAUAAUAAUUGUGCAUGCACACUAUUUAAUUUAUCUGCAGCUUCUCUGUACUGCUCAGACACACACACACACACACACACACACACACACACACACACACAAAUCUGAGUGGCUCACAAAUAAAACUAAAAAUGUGAAAUAUAAAUAUUUUUAUUUAACUGAGUUUCGGGGGAUGGAAUUGCAGAGAUUGCAAAUUGUAUUAUAAACUAAUUCACACACAACACGUAAAGGCAGUUUGAAACGCCACAAAUAAAUAUUGCAGAGUGCAACAAGGCAAGCGAAUAAAAAUCCAAAGAAACAAAACAGGGCCAAUGAAACUGUUUGUAAUCUAGAACGCCUGGUCCUAUCUUUAUCUGGCGCCGAAAAGCUUGCUGUGCUGGUGUGAAGUGUGCCUCUCUGGGGAGGACACUUCAGAAUCAGGGCACAGACUAACAUCACUGUUUUUCUGAAACUAAGGGUGACGCUGUCCUCUACUAGACCGACUUGUGCUGGCGAAAACCCAGGGCCCACUUUUAAGCCAAAUCCCUGUCCACCAGUUGAUGUCCAGUGUGCUAGUGUACAGGGUUCUGCCUUAGACAAAGAAUUAUGUGUGGUUCCGAAGUUUGUAUGGAAAGUUGGCUACUAUGGGCUCUUCCUGCCCCUUGGAGCUUUCCUUGCCAGACCUAAGCGCAGCCACAGGUGUUAUAUCAAAUGCAAAAGAGCAAAGGGAAGGAAGGAAGGAGAGGAGAGGAGGUGGGCUUGUUUCCUUGUCUAAAUAGGCCAUUGUGUGACUUCUGUUUCCCCAGUGACCCGUCAUAACCACUUGAAGGACUUCAUGCUGGUGGUGUCCAUUGUGAUCGGGGUGGGCGGCUGCUGGUUUGCUUACAUCCAGAACCGCUACUCGAAAGAGCACAUGAAGAAGAUGAUGAAGGACCUCGAAGGUCUCCACAGAGCUGAGCAGAGUCUGCACGAUCUCCAGGAAAGGUGAGUCUUGGAGGCUGCAGGGUGCCAUGGGUGGUGCCAGCUGCAGUCCUGGCUCUCUCCCUUCUUCGCUAGCACCUGGCAUGCUGAUGACGUUUGCUCAGAUCUUCCCAAAUACUUUGCUAUGAGACCUGCUCGCGCUUCUGGUUUGGCACUUAUGAACCACAAAGCACUGGAUGAAGCCCCCUUGCAAAGCAAGCAUGCUGGGCCUGUCCUGACCUCGCUCCUGCCCACCAUGUGCCAGUAUCACCCUUCCCAACCCAGCAAGGAUCAAGGGUGGGCAUCUAGUGCUUUGUGUGGACCAGAAGACUGCUGGCUUGAAACACCCAGAAGUUCAUGCAGGUUAGUGUUACCUGUCAGAUCUUGAAACCUCCCAAGGAUGGAGACAGCAGAACCUCAGUGGAGAGUCCAGGUUUCUAGGCAGCUUAUUCCAACUGGUCUUACAGCGAGGGGGUUUCUUCUAGCACUUAGUUUAAACCAGGGGUUCCCAAACAUUUUGGGGGCUCUGCUCCCCUGGUUCUAUGAACUCAUCCCCAGCGCUCCUUACCCUGUGAAAACCAUCAUUCAAAAGGAAGAUAAUAACACAAUAAAACAGUAAAACAGUGAAUUGCACAAUUAUUCAAAAUCUGGUUUAAACUAUUGAAUUAAUUCAGCAAAACUGAGGAACUUGAUCCAGUGAUACCAGCUUCUCAAAAUCUGAUAGUUGUUUAUGCCUCCAUCACACACCCCUGCCACCCCCUUACCUCUUAGCACCUUCCAAGGGAACCCCUCCCCACCCCCAGGGAUGGUUCAGCUCAUUUCAGAACCACUGAUUUAACCCUUACUUCCCUGUAUUCUGAAUUUGUUUCUUCUUGGUCUGCCUUUGGUGGAUGGAUGGGCUAAACAAUGGAGAUAAUCUCUGUGACCGGAAUAAUCCCUGCAGAUUAACCGAUCAAACUGACAUCUAUUUCCUUAUAGCGUAAUUGUGAGCAGUUAUUGGCAUGCGGCGUCCACACGGCUCUGUUAGUCUGUCCUAUUUGCAGCAAGCAAAGAACAGUGAGGCUUUUUAGCUUGCAACCCAUGACUGUAGUUGGUGAGGCCUGGGAUAGAGGGUGAUUUGCCCCAAAUAUUCAGGGUUUGAACCCAGAACCUGCCACAGGCAGGCCUCAAGGCACCUUCUUUCCUCUUUCUCCCUGCCAGCACAAACUGGGGUUCCUGUUUUGUUUCACUAGAGAGAGGCUUCUAAAAGGGGCAUGAAAUCAGCCUUUUCCUCCCUCUCUCCCUCCUCACAUCCUCCAGUUAUCUGGCCUGAUUCCGGCCAACUGAGAAGAGGCUGAGUCACUUAAAUAAUGGAAGCCACCCAGGACCCACUGUGGCUUGGAAGCGCCCCCCCCCCCCCCAACUCUGCCUUUGCAGGAGGAGCUGCUUCUGCUGCGGCAAGGCUCGGCUCAUCACAGUCUGUUGUUUUGUCUCUGCAGCUCUGUGCAUGCAUGCAGAUCCCUGAGAACCUCCCUGUCCCCGCCACCCUUUUAAAAAAUGCCUGAACAUGUGCAGGCAAGCAGUGCUCAGGGUGUGGAGCCUUUUGUCUCCCUCCCUCUCGUGUGUUCCUUGGCCUUUAGCACUUCGUGUUCCCCCUCUGGCCAUCACUCCCUCCCAGCCACCAACCAGGCGGCAAAAGCUCAGUUACAGGAUUCAGAACCCAGCCAGCUCAUUUAGCAUGUUUUGGCAACACAAAGCAAUUACAUCGCUCCACAUAGUUGCUCUCCGACACAGGCCUGCUGAUAAGCAGUUCGGGGGAGGCAAGGCCCUUUUGGGUCUGGACCCUGGAAGAGUCGCUUCCUGGACAGAAAAUAAUCUUGCAGUCGCCCCCAGAAGGAGUGGAGGGGCCUGUCCUGGGCUAAGGGGCCAUGAAGACAGUUCUGUGCAAGGCCGGGGCUUCUGAGGUCCUUCCAAAUGAUUUUUUUAAUCCAUAAACAGGGUUAUACACACCCCGUUCCCAGUGAAGUACUCCCACAUCUGAAGGUUUUAGUGAACUGAAGUAAUGGGAAAUUAGACAGAACAGUUUUCCUCCCUCUCUAACAAACGCGGACAUCCAGUGAACCCGAACAUUGGAAGAUUCUGAGCCGAUAAAAAGAAGGACUUUUUCAUGCAGCACAUGGUUAAACUGUGGAACUCCCUGCCACAGGAGGCAGUGAUGGCCACCAGCCUAGAUGAUUUUAAGAGAGGAUGGGGCAAAUUUGUGGAGAGGGAUAGCAGCAGCUAUUAGCAACGAUAGAGGCUGCGGUCUGCCUCCUUGUAAGAGGCAGCAAUGCUUCUGAAUACCACCAACCGUUGGAGAAGAGAGGCCUCCUGUGCUCAGGUUUUGUUUGUGUGGGAAUGUUGUAGAUACCAGGAGAGGAUAUGUUGAUUUAAUAGUAUCUUUCCUCACUCAGCAGCAGCACGACAUUCCCCAAUAUAUAGCAGGAAGCUAGUUGGUGGAUUUGUUUGAAUCUCUUUACUUAAGCAAUCCAAUCUGGCUUGUCUAGAUUGGGUUUGUUCCUGGUAAAUCUCCUUUGUUCCAUUUUAAAAAGAAUAAAGACACAGCAGUCUUCUCUUAAAAUGAUGAUGUUUACUCACAUUCAGUUCACAGUUGGUUCCCGGAAGGCAGGCUUUAGCUUAGAGUUACAGAAGAGGGUUUGAGCUCAUCCCAUAUGGGGAUAAGCCCAUGUGCUGCUGGCUGAGGUCCAGCAGAUAGCAAAAUACAUCGUUAUCAAGAGGAAAAAGAGGGAGGUGGCUCCAUGACCAGCCCCUUUUAUGGGGUCUCCCAGGGUCAUGCCCACCUACCUGGUCACACGCAGGGGGAGGAAACUCCAGACCAGGUGUGACAGGAAGUCCUCCUGGCUGUGGAGUAACACCCCCCUGUGUGUCCACUCCGGGCAAACAGGAAGUGCUGUACUUGACUGCUUAUGUUACAUCCCACAGAUUUCCCUUUGGGGCAUCUGGUUGGCUGCUGUGAGAAGAAGAUGUUGGACUAGACGGGCCUAUCUCGUCCUGCAUCCUGUUCUCAUAGUGGCCAACCAAAUGCCCAUAAUGGGAAACCCGCAAGCAGGAUCUGAGCACCAGAGGAACUCUCUGCUACUGAGGUUUCCUGGCAUUCAGAAGCAUUGCUGCCUCUGAAUGUGGAGGUGCAGAGCAGAGCCAUUGUGGCUAGUAGCCAUCAAUAGCCCUCUUCUCCCCCAUGAAUUUGUCCAAUCCUCUUUUGAAGCCACCUGGGUCAGCGGCCAUCACUAUGUCUGGUGGGAGCAAACUCCACAGUUCAGCUCUGCGCUGCUGCCCGAAGAAGGACUUUUCUUUUGUCUGGUUUCACUUCAGCUCACAGGCUCCUUUCUGCCGGGAGACAGAAAUUCCUCGUUAAGCCGCAGCUCCAAACAGGCCCCUGGAGCGCCAGGACCCUGCCGAGAGCACGGGGUUAUCUCUGAAACUAGGAACGUCACAAAUAUUCCUUGUUAAUUGGGGAGGGAAACGUUUUUUUCUCUGAGGCAGAAAUGUGAGCCGAAAACAAGUUUUGCCUUGCAGAGGAGCCAGCGAAGAGGGUGGCUGAGACGGCUUGUGUGUGGCGGUGGCUUUGAAAUUGCCCUGCCUGUGUUCUAGCGGUCCCCAAAUUGGGUGGUAGCACCCCGGGGGUAAGUGGGAGAACUGGAGGUAUAAAUAUCAGGCUUUGAAAAGCUGCUGUCCCCAGAUAAAGUUCAUCAAGCAAAUAGUUUUCAUUGGAUUUUGAAUAGUAAAGGUAAAGGGACCCCUGACCAUUAGGUCCAGUCGUGGCCGACUCUGGUGUUGCGGCGCUCAUCUCGCUUUAUUGGCCAAGGGAGCCGAUGUACAGCUCCCGGGUCAUGUGGCCAGCAUGACUAAGCCACUUCUGGCGAACCAGAGCAGCGCACGGAAACGCCAUUUACCUUCCCGCCAGAGCGGUACCUAUUUAUCUACUUUCACUUUGACGUGCUUUCGAACUGCUAGGUUAGCAGGAGCAGGGACUGAGCAACGGGAGCUCAUCCCGUCACGGGGAUUCAAACCGCUGACCUUCUGAUUGGCAAGUCCUAGGCUCUGUGGUUUAACCCACAGCGUCACCUGCGUCCCUGGAUUUUGAAUAAGUAGGCAAUUAAUCAUUACUGUUUUGACCUUUAUUGACUUAUCGCCUUCCUUAGUGGGUUGUGCAAACUGCUGUUCUGAAUGAUGCUUUUCGUAGGGUAGAGUAGGGGGCACUGGGAGGAAACCAAGAGGGCGGUCGCCCCAAAAAGUUUGGGAACCACUGCUGUGUUCUGAGGGGCUGCCUUGUGUUUUUGGUGGGCUUCGCAAGUUGCGAGGCUGCUUCAGUGACACAGCGGUGGCCUGUUCUGCUCUUCCCAGGCAAUGUGUUUAUUUGAGAAACUCGCCUGCCAGAGUGCACAUUUUUCGCAUUCCCCGCAGCGUCCCAUGCUGCCGUUGCAUAGCGAGGCCUGUGCCGGAUGCUUCUGGAAAGGCCUGAAGGCAGCUGCUGCGACGACAUCCAUCUCCCUCGCCCUGACACCUCAUCAAAGUGACCCCCAAGGGGUCACCUAGCCAAACCCUCUGCAAUGCUCAAGGACGCCUGAUAGACGGCCAUCCAGCCUCAGCUUAAAAACCUCCAAGGAGAGUCCACCACCUUCUGAGAGAGUCUCCUCCGCUGUCAAACAGCUCUUGCCCUAAGAAAGUUCUUCCUUGUGUUUCUUUGGAAUCUCCUUUCUUGCUGUUUGGAUCCCUGUGGAGCAGCAGAAAGCAAGCUUGCUCCAUCUCCCUGUGAGAGCCCUGCAGAGAUUUGAAAACUGCCUUUGCCUUUGGAGAAAGGAGCAAUGGGGCAGAGCGAUGCCCAGGAGCCAAGGCUUGGCCUUGGGAGGACAUUCCUCUGCUCUCCCUCCUCGGAGUCUGUGGAUCUCAGCCCUCCUGGGGACUGGCUUCCUCCUCAGAAUACUUGCUUGGUGUUGUGUUGCGCUCCGGGGAGGCUCCUGACACUUCCUUCCAUGCCAGCAUCCACCCAGCCUUGCUGAGUUUGAUGCUCUUAGAAAGCCUGCUUUCCUUUCUCUUAUCAGUGUGAACUGGAGGAAACCUGCAUUCUCCAGCCUCUCCUUCCCACGCAGCUUGGGGCAUUCCAUCUGCUGCUGAAUUUCAGAGCCCCUGACUGACUGGCUUUGCAGUUUCGUCUUACAAACAUAAGACAAACAUCAGGCCAUUGGUCCAUCAAGUCCAGCAUCCUGUUCUCACGGUGACCGAGUGGAUGCCUCUUUUGGGGAAACCUGCAAGCAGGAUUUGAACGCCACAUCCCUCUCCCCUUCUGGGAUUCAGAAGCAUUGCUGCUUCUGACUGUGGAGGCAGAGCAGAGCCGUCAUGGCUAGUAGCCUUCAACAGCCCUUUCCUCCUCCAUGAAUUUGUCUAAUCCUCUUUUAAAACCUUCCAAGUUGGUGGCCAUUGCUGCUUCCAGUGGCAGCGAGUUCCAUUGAAGGGGGAAGGAAUGGGUUUCUGUGCAGUCAGUCUGAAACGGGACCCAAAAUCCUCAUUUUUCCGGUGUCAUUUCACUUUCUUUCUCCCUCCCGGGAGCAACGCAGACCCCACCAAUCGGUAUAGUCUAAUAAGGCUACACCAUAGUUUAACUAUGUUCUGCAUGAAGAACUUUCUUUUAUCCUUCCCGAACCUUUCAUCGCCCACUUUGGAGCAUUCCAUCUGUCAGUGAGCAGCGGAAAACAAGCUUCCUUCAGGUAUUGGAAGGUGGCAAUCAUCUUAGCUCUCAGUCUUCGCUUCUCCUGUCUAAACAUCCCCAACUCCCUCAACCAUUCCUCAUAAGGCUUCGUUUCCAAACCUUUGAUCAUUUUGUUUGCCCUCCUCUGCACGCCUUCCAGCUUGUCAGUAUCCUCCUUAAAGUGGGGUGCCCAGAACUGAACACAGCACACUCCAGGUAGUGAGUGCUGACCAAUGCACGUUUGGGGGCUGAAACCCCUGAAAAUUCAGGGCAGCGUAGGGCAGCCUCUCGCUCUCUGCUUUAUGCGUUGGUUUUGUCACCGGGUGUUGAAUCUCCCAGUAAAAUAGGUUUUCCCCUGUUGCCUUUUAUGCUUGCUUGUCUUCCUCCUCCUUUGAUUCUCUCUUUUUUUUUUAGUCUUUUUAUUAUUAUUAAUUUUUUUAUUAAGAAUUUCAACAUAACAAUUCACCAAAAAAAAAUCAUCCUCAUUUCCCCCCCCCAUUUCCCCCUCCCCCUCCCCAAACAGAAACCCACCCCCCCAGACUUCCCUCAGCUCCUCUCUCUGGUUUCUCAGCACAUAUUAAUCUCUGCAUAUUAUAAAAUUGUAAAGAUCCUUAACCUAUCUCUCUAUAUAUUACCAAUAAUAAAUUUGUGUAUGUUUAUUCUAAACCUGCCAAGGAGUCCAAUUCAGUUUGUUGUUUCUUUAAGUACGUUGUAAAAGGUUCCCAUGCUUCUUUAAAGUCGCAGUUGUCCUUAUCACACAGUUUGUGUGUCAAUUUCGCCAGUUCCACAUAGUCCAUCAGUUUUUCUUGCCACAGUUCUUUGGUCGGGAUUUUUUCGUUCUUCCAUCCUUGUGCUAUUAAGACUCUUGCUGCCGUUGUCGCGUACAUGAAAAUGUUCUUCAAUUUCCUUGGCCUCCUCCAUUGAUUCUCAAAACAAAUUGCUGAACCAAAGUCGACUGAACAUACCCUAAAAGUAAAACAUAGCCUGAAAAGGAAAAUCAUUGGCAGGCUGACAUAAAUGCAAUGUACAGAGGAGGCAACCAGUAGUGUCCCGGAACAGCCCCUCAGCAGGUGACAAGGAGGCUCUCUCUCUCUCUCUCUUUCUCAGGACGUCCUGGCCCUGCAGGCCCAUGGUUUUCUGCUAAGCAAACACCCGGCAGGCAAGCGCAAUACCUGCCUUUGCAUUUCAGGGCAGGGCCUGGGGAGACUCCACACCCUCACCAGAUGCAACCUGCCACAUUAUCACAGCAGAAGUGCCAGCCCAGGAGGAGAGGAUUUAUUCCUCCUCUCUCUUCCCGUGGCAGGGAGUUCCAUAGUUUAACUCUGCUCUGCAUGAAGGGCUCUCUUUUGCCAGUCCUGAAUCUUGCAGCGUAGGAAGUGUGUGUACAUAUACACAUGCAAAUUAAUGUAUCAUAGUUUGUGUCCCUUGAUAUCUAAAUGUGGACAGACUUGGAGCAGAAUCCUGCACCUCGUGGCAGCCUAGGAGGGAAGCAACUUUCGUCUCUCCAACAGGAGCAUGUUUUCAUAACAGUUAGACCAGGUAUCCCUAACCUGUGGCCCUCCAGAUGUUUUGGCCUACCUCCCAUGAUCCCUAGCUAACAGAACCAGCGGUCAGGGACGGUGGGAAUUGUAGUCCAAAACAUCUGGAGGGCCGAAGGCUGGGGAUGCCUGAGUUAGACUGAUUGUUGUCCCCUGGAAUUUGAAAAGCUGACUGCACUUGGUUCAUUGGUUCCUGGUGAGGAAUUACAGCGAAUUACGCUCGUGUCAAUUGCUCUUGUUCUAUAGGCUGCAUAGAUAAAGGCAGACGGAAGAUUUUCACUUUUAAGGUUUGAACGCAUGUCUGCAGGCAGUGGAAUGCGUAGAAGCCUGGAGAUUUCAGCGUCGAGGGAACAGGCAUUGGUGAACUUUGUAGAAUUGGGGCCAGAGGAAGUUUUUUAAGAUCUUGGGAUGUAAAGUACUGAGGGCUGUGGCUUACUUUUGCAACAUCCCAUGGGGUAAUCGUGGGCCGUCCUUAGAUCUGAAUCUUAGAAAAACGUUAUCUUUCCGAGGCAAUGCGCAUGCUUUCGUUGGAGGAGGGCUGGGAGGGGGAGCAGCUUGUGGUCUGGGUCCUAAGAGCCAGGACAAAGAUUUCCGCUGCCUCCUUCCAUCCUCCUGGGAUGCUGUGCAGUGACGUAAACUCGUUUCACACAUACCCCAGGAUGGCUCAAAGCCCACAACUCUCCUUGGAACAGGCUGAUGCAAUUGUCUCCAUUUCCUCUCUUGGCAAAGGUCCUUGUUUUGGACAGUGCAAGAGCUCCAUUAAAGCAUCAGAUCAGAUUGAAGUCCAGCUUCUCAGAGGAUGGCAAAACCCAAUUUGUGCAAACAGGAACCAGCCACUGAAUAGGUGUUGUAGGUCCCCUGCAAAAAGCAUUUCUGGGUGCAUUUCCACCCUAGGCGAAGCCCCUCUCUCAGCCUCGCUUUUCCACUUGCCAUACAGACGCAGUUGUCUCUUUUGCAGCAUCAUUGCAGGGUGGGGUGGGAGACUGAGAUACGCAUGUCCUGCAUUUUGCAGCCUCGGAAGCAAACGGCUCUGACAAAAAGCAGCCCUGUGUGCCUGGGAGAGGUUCCUUUCCCUUCUCGUCAGCCCCAGGGUGUGUCCAGCUACUAGCUGAGAACCCCCUGCCUAAACCAAUCCCUGCCAGGCAUCGGUUCCACUCUGGGUGGGGUGAGAGGGAGGUGUGCUGGGCGGCUCCCCCAGAGUCAGGAAGUCCCCUGCCUUGGAAAACACACCACCAUCAGUCAUGGCUGAGGGCCAAGGUUUGGUGAAGAACUUAAGAAGAGGAGCCUGCUGGAUGAGGCCCAUCUAGUCUGGCAUCCUGUUCUCACAGUGGCCAAUCCGAUGCCCCAGUGGGAAACCAGCAAGCAGGAUUCAAGCACAAGAGCAGCUGUCCUGUGGUUUCCAGCAGACGGGUUGAUGGUUGGUUGGCAGAGGGGUGCUGCAGGUGGGAUUUUAAUCGACUUUUAAGCUUGCAUUUCCUUCCUGCCUUCCUUUUCUUUCUUUUUUUAAUAUAAAUUUUUAUUAGUUUUUUAACAUAGCAUUUUCAACAGUAAUUAAACAUACUUUUACUUCUUAUUCAAUUUUUUUGACUUCCACCAGUCCUGUCUGAAAAUUUUACAAUCUAAACUCUCAGUAUGCAUUUCUUAUUUUCCCUAUUACAUUUCAAACUCAUAACCAUUAUCUCUUAUCUUUUUCUACUUUGUAACACUUUGUAUAUUUCUCCUUACAAAACUUAUUGUAGCCCUACUAGCGUAAUUUGUUGGUUAUAAUUGCUCUUCAAAUAGUUCAUAUAUUUCUUCCAAUCUUCUGUAAAUCUCUGGUCCCACAGGUUUCGAAUCCUUUCUGUCAUUUUGUCCAAUUCUGCAUAGUCCAUUAAUUUUGUCUACCAUUCUUCUUUUGUCAGAAUUUCUUCUUGCUUCCACUUCUGGGCUAACAAUACUCUUGCCGCUGUUGCAUAUUAAAACAGUUUAACAUCUUGCCUAUUAAUGUCCUGGCCUAUAAUACCAAGUAAAAAUGCUUCUGGUUUUUUUAAAGAAUGUAUAUUUCAACCCUGCCUUCCUUUUCUUAAUCUUCUUGGAGCUUUGGGAGGCUAGCCACCAAAGCAAAAUGAAUAGGGGCUGUAGAAUUCCUGUGUUGUAAGUGAAGCCAGGCCUAUAUCAUCACCUUGCUCCUGUUUCUGGGCGACCUGGCCCUUAGUCUUGCUCUCCGCUGUCAGCUUCCCUGUGCCUUCUCCCCCCAACACCCCUCCCUGUGCUCUUUCUAUCCAGCUCCCCUCUGAGCAUCUGAAACAGCUUCCUCCUCCAAGGCAUUUCUCUGAGCUUCAGGAGCUGCUUCCUUGCGCUCCACUCUUGCCAGCCCCCCUGCUCUCCUCCUGGGGGAGGUGACUGCAUCUCUCCAGACUUCCAGCCCUAGCACGCUGUGGGCAGCCAGUCUCAUGGCCCAUUUCUGCUCUCUCUGUCUCUGUUCAGGCUCCAGAAGGCCCAGGAGGAGCACCGCACGGUGGAGGUGGAGAAGGUCUCCCUGGAGAAGCGGCUGCAGGACGAGAUCAGCAUCGCCAAGCAGGAGGCCCACCGGCUCCGGGAGCUGCGGGAAGGGACGGAGAACGAGCUCAGCCGGCAGAAGUAUGCAGAGCAGGAGCUGGAGCAGGUACGCCCUGGCCGGGAGCAGCCCCCAUGCCGGGUAGGUGGACAGCUCCUCCUGGGGGGCUUGAACUCUCUCUGGGCUCUGGAGGUUUCUGCCUGACCUGCUGCCCUUUGGAACUGAGCCCAAAAAAAGGUGGCAGCCAUAUGCCAGAUUCUCUCCUCCCAUCAAUCCCAGUUUUAAAAUGACACACGUGAUUCCUGUCUCCAUAUAAUUGGGCUAAAAACACCAGAAGGCCUCGUCCAACCUCAAGGCAGUCGUAUCUUUGGCCUGUUUCCCAUGACCGCUUAAUCUCGGGCAGCAAGACUGGCACAGACAACCUCUCUAGCCCAAUCUCUGCGGCUCAGGAGGGUUAGAAGUGGCAUACAGGUUUUGAGGUCCAAGUUGGGUUCAGCCUGGUGGGAGGAAAGCUUGUGGGGUUCGGGUCAGCGUCAGGCCUCCUGUUGUCCUCCCCAUUCAUGCGUUCAUUGGAGAAGGAGCAGAAAAGAGAAGCCAAAAUGACCCAGGGGAUAGAGCGACUUCCUAAGGUUGCAGCGUUUGGGGAUUCUUAGUUUAGAGGUGACAUGAUCAAAGUUUGUAAAAUGAUGCAUAGCAGGGAGAAAGCAGAUGCAGAAAAGUUUCCCCUCUCAACACUGGAACUCGUGGACAUCUGAUGAAGCUGAGCGUGGGAAGAUUCAGGACGGACCAGAGAACGUCCUUUGCAGAGUAUGUGGUUCAUCUGUGGAACUCCCUCCCACAGCAGACAGUGAGGACCACCAACUUGGAUUGUUUUAUAAAAAAGGAUUGAACAAAGUCACGGAGCAGGAGGGGGCUGUCAGGAGCUCGGCCUACACUCAAGUAGGACCCUGGCAGAGACACAUGCCCAACUGGCAUGUUCUUUCCCUCCUGGUCGAUUGUCCAGGAGCUUCAUAAGCCUUCUUCAGCCCAAACAUCACAGCGACCGAUGCCAACCGACACCGGCACACUUAGGGAUCCGCAGAGUCUUCGCAGCUUGCGUAACAGACCUCAGCAACUCAGCAUUUUGGCUAAUCUACUUUAUUUACAUAUAAACACACACGGAGCACUGCAACAUGGCUCCCUCUGUCUCUAGCAUCAGACAGCAAAGAGAAAAAGAAGAAAGGACAAUAGUCACACUUAAUUGGAACACAGUAACACAAACAUCCUGUCUCCGUCACUUCCCACUCUGUGGAGUCAAUGUGAUGGACAAAAAUCCCAUGACUACAGUCAUGGAGCAGGAAUUCUAACAGGGGCCACAGAUGACUAUUAGCCAAGAUGCUCUGCCUCCACAGCUAGAGAGAGGAGGCGUCUCAGGCGAGCUUGGGAGGAGCCCUGGCACACCCUCCUAAAGGCCCACUACUGCAGCGGGAGAGCCCGAUGGAGCCUGUUUCAGCCUCAGCAGGCCCUGCCAGGCCUUUUGGAGGGCAUGCCAGGGCUCCUCCCAGCGGCCUUGUGGGACCUGCAACAGGACCUCCUGCUGCUGUGACAGGCUCUGGCGGAGCCGGCUGUUGCAGUGGGAGACCCCACCCGGCUGCAGAAUAUUGAGGGGGCCCAGACCCCUCGCCGAAAAUUUUGUGGGUGCCUGGACACCCGGGGCUCUGCAGAGACGGCGCUCCGGCGUUUCUGAAUGCCUGUUGCUGAACACCACAGGACUCUUGUGAGGGCUCUUGUGCUCAGAUCCUGCUUCCUGGCUUCCCACGGGCGUCGGAUCAGUUGGCGUUUCCACUCUCGAGGGCACACAAAGGGGCACGAGCUGCGGCGUCCCAAUUCCAGGCCCCCUUGGUAGGGUGGGAAGGGAGACCGUUCACCAGGAUGCCCUGAGCCAGUUUGGCAGUAGGCAGAGGAAACCGGAACCCAUGGCCCAGAGAGACUGGAGUGGGUGGGGGGUUGUCGGACAGGGCCGGUGCGCCUUGUUGUUGACCGUGGCUGAUGCCUGCCCCCCCUGAGGAAGUCUCGUGCGCCUGGGGCCCCCUUGCCUGACUGCCGAAGUACUAGAGCGGCUGCUGUUGUUCCCCACUCCCUGCAGGUGCGCAUGGCGCUCAAGAACGCGGAGAAGGAGCUGGAGUCGCACAGCAGCUGGGCCGUCCCAGAGGCCCUGCAGAAGUGGCUUCAGCUGACCCACGAGGUGGAGGUGCAGUACUACAACAUCAAGAAGCAGAACGCCGAGAAGCAGCUGCUCCUGGCCAAGGAAGGGGUGAGUGGGGGGGCAGGGAAGAAGGAGCAAGGAGGCCCAGUCGAGAGGGAGGACUUCUUCACGCAGCGCAUGCCUGAACUAUGGGGUUCUGGUUGCCUUGCCUCAAAGAGGGUAUGUAGAAUUGGAGGAGGUUCAGGAAAGGGCAUCCAGAAUGAUCCUGGGGGUGGAGCAACUCUCCUACAAGGAAAGGCUGCCGCGUCUGGGGCUUUUCAUUUAGAGAAAAGUCAACAAGAUAGGAACUUGUGAAAUUGUGUACCGCAUGGAGAAAGUGGAUAGAGGAAAGUUUCUCUCUCUCAUAGCACUAGAACUUGAGGACAUGCAGUGAUGCUGGAUGAUUCAGGACAGAGAAAAUAAAGUAGUUCUUCACACAGCACAGAAUUAAACCAUGGAACUCCCUGCCACAGGAUGGUCUUGAUGGCUUUAAAAGAGGAUUAGACAAAUUCAUGGAGGGCUUUUGAGGGCUGCUAGCCCUGAUGUCUGUGCUCUGCUUCCACAGUUGGAGGCAGCGAUGCUUCUGAAGGCCGGUUUCUGGAAACCACAGGAGGGGAGAGGGUUCUUGUGUUCGAAUCCUGAUUACAGGCUUCGCUUUAGGCCACCUGGUUGGCCACUGUGAGAACAGGAGGCUGGACUAGAUGGGCCAUUGACCUGAUCCAGCAGCUGAGCUCUUAUGCUUCAGUGAGGCUCAUGGAGGUGGGAGACAGAAUCCACAGACUGCUCAGCACCCUGUGGCAGAAGGAUGUGGGCUGUGUCUUCCCUUCCUAGCCUCGCCCUCUGGGUCCCAUAGGGGCUGGCAGCCGAGACUCAGGAGCAGAAAAGUUUGAAUAGAUGUGACCUUUUCAGUCACGUUCCUCUGCUUACGCCCUUUUCCAGGCCGAAAAGAUAAAGAAGAAGCGCAACACUCUCUUUGGGACAUUCCACGUUGCCCACAGCUCGUCCCUGGAUGACGUGGAUCAUAAAAUCCUGACGGCCAAGUGAGUUUGCUGUGUGCGUGGGCAGCUUCUGUCCGCUCUGCCCCCUCCGCAAGACCCACAUCCUAGGAAGCUGCUGCGCAGGUUUGGAGGCCAGAAGCCGGGAGCCUUCAGCUGUGUGGGAGGCAGAUGACCCCCCAUUCUGUUCUGCGGAAGCAAGAGCGCUUUGCGGAGGAGGAAGGGCCUAGCCGCCCAUCCGCUCCGCAGGCUAAAGAUGUUCUGUGGGGCAGGCGCAUCACCCUCUGCUUCGCCACUUUUUGUCUGGAGAUGCUGCCAGAGAUUGCAUCUGGGGCCUGUUGCAUGCCAAGCAGACACUCGGCCACUCAGCUCUGCUCCUUCCGUGGUUGGGGUUUGUGGAACUGUAGAGUUGGGGGCACCCCAGAGGCCAUCCAGACCAACCCCCUGCAAGGCACCUCAGGCCUUUGUCUCUCCGCUCCCUCCAGCCCUGCUUGUUUCCUUUCCUUUCUCCCCCGCCCCCCGGUAAUAUGUGUUUAUUUCUUUUCACAAGUACACAUUUAUAAGAAAAUUGUUUAAUAACCAUUCUCUGAGAUUCUCUGAAUCUCCAGACUGACUUCCCUCCAUCCCCUACAUGGGUCCUUGUACCAAUAUUUACAACUACAUGUCAGUCCAUUCUCCAUAGUUUUUGUAGUCAUACCUCGGGUUACAGACGCUUCAGGUUGCAUUUUUUCAGGUUACAGACGCGGCGAAACCCGGAAGUACCAGAACAGGUUACUUCUGGGUUUCGGCAGUCGCGCAUGCGCAGAAGCGCUAAAUCAACCUGCGCAGGCGUGGCGCUGUAGGUUGCGAACAUGUCUCCCGCACAGAUCACGUUCACAACUCGAGCGUCCACUGUAUUCCCAAAUUGUCCAUAAUUUUCGUUACAUUACAAGUGGGUCUUAUAGCCCAGCUAAAGUUUUAAUUUGUUUACAAUGGUCUCCUAGGUAAAUUAUACAUUUUUCCCAUUCUUUUUUAAAGUCCUUGUCUUCUUGAUUCCUGAGUCUGCCAGUUAGUUUUGCCUUUUUGGCAAAGUCCAUCAGCUUGGCUUGGCUAAUAACAUCCAUGCAGCUGUUGUCGCAUACAUGAAAAGUCUUUUCUGAUCUAUUGGGAUCUCAGCACCUAGAAUUCCUAAUAGAAACGCUUCUGGUUUUUUAACAAAAGUUAUUUUAAAUGUUUUUUUUUCAACUCAUUAUACACCAUUUCCCAAAAUGAUUCUGUUACCUUACAUGGCCACUGCAUAUGGUAAAAGGUACCUUCCUUUUCUUUACCCUUCCAGCAGGUAUUUGAACUUGUUCUAUACAUUUUAGAUAACUUAGUAGAGGUCAAAUACCACCGGUGCGUCAUUUUCAUAGAAGCUCGUUCCCUUCUCCACCCCGCAGGCAAGCCCUGAGCGAGGUGACGGCGGCCCUGCGGGAGCGGCUCCACCGCUGGCAACAGAUAGAGAUGCUCUGCGGCUUCCAGAUCGUGGUCAACCCGGGCAUCCACACCUUGGUGUCUGUCCUCAACAUUGACCCCUCGUGGAUGGGAAGCUGCACACGGCCAAACACAUCGCACUUCAUCAUGACUGACGACAUGGACGACCUGGAUGAGGAAAUCGUAUCCCCCGUGUCCAUGCAGUGUAGGUCUCCCUGGGGAGCGGGGGGGGGGGGGGCGAGGAGCUUCACAGCCAAGGAAAGCAAGGGAGCCCUCACCUGUUAGAGGACUCUAGGCUAGCAGUGAUUCUCAAACAUGGGUCUCCAGUUGCUUGUUGGACUACAACGCCCAUCAUCCUUUGCUAGCAGGACCUCUGGGUCACGGAUGAUGGGAGUUGUAGUCCAACAGCAGCUGGAGACCCAGGUUUGAGAGACGCCAGCUAGGGGAUGGUUCACUUUCGCACAGUCCUCCCGGUACAGAGGUUCCCAAAACUUUUCUUCUGUUUUUAUUAUUAUUUAUUGAAUUUAUAUACCACCUUAUACCUGGAGGUCUCGGGGAGGUUCACAGAACAAAAUCAAAAUAUAAAACCACAAAAUAUAUAAUCGAAAUAAAAACAGCAACCCAGUAGCCCCUUCCCCCUGUCUCUGUUCCAUCAACUUGUCCCCAGUGCCACCCAUUCCGCCCGGUAUAAAAGCGUUAUUUGGAAUAGCGGUUUGCACAACCCCUAAGGAAGAUAAUCACAUGGUAAAAUUGAAGGUGGUAACCAUGAAUUGCACAAUUAUUUGCAGCCCAGUUAAAACUAUUUCAUUCAACUGAUUCAACAAAAUGGAUGGGCUUGAUCCGGGCAUGCCAGCUUUUCACGAUAGUGAUUUGCACCUCCGUUGUCCCCCUGCCACCCCCUUAGCGCUCCCCUUCCCCGGUGAGCCCACUGCCCCACCCCCACUUUGGGAACCUCUGGACCAGAGCCCCCUCUCCAUAUCGCCUUCCUGACACAGGAAGCAAAUUCUACAUGGAGGGAAGUGGGAAGCGCCUGGUGCGCAUGCGUGCUUUAAGAGCCGGGGUUCCUCCCCUCCCCACCUCUGCAUUAAAGUGGGGCGGUGGUGGGGAGGAGGAGGAGGAGGAGAGCGUAGCCCUGGGGCUACAGAAUGCCACCGGCUCCCAUUGCGUAGCUUCAAGACAGCUGGAAUCAAGCAGGGCUUGGUAAGGCUCAGCUCAAGGGUGCUGUUCCUUUGAACAUGCGCAGAGCGCUUCCCAAGCUCAGCCAGGCACCUUCAGUCUGGGGCUCAGGGGUUUCUGAGCAGAGGUUUGAACACCAGCGUUUUGCUCUUCUGAAGCACCCCUGACUCACGAUGGCCUAAGACAGGAACGCCUGGCUUGCCUCUGCCCUGCAUUUCCCCAAUACUGGGAGGAGUGUGGGGUGGGUGGGAUUUGCUGCUGUGCUUCAAGGGACCCCGAGGGUCAUCCAGCCCACCCCCUGGCAAUUCGGGAAUCCCAUAGAAUAGACUGGAACCUGCUCACCCUGGGCAGGGAAGGUGAGGACAGAGCGGUUGCUGGGGGUGUCAGGUGGGGGCAGGAGUGGGGAAGGCAAGCCUGGGGGUGGUGAGUGGGCACAGAGCCACAGAGUGGGAAUGGGACCCCAAUGGGUCAUCUAGCUGAAACCCGACAAUGGGGUGCAGAGCGGUGGUCUAGGUUUGGCAGGAUUGGGGGGGAGGGCAGGGCAGGGUCCUUUGCUUGCCGAUCAGAAAUGCCGAUGUGAGGUGUGAUGUUUCUCCCCACCAAUGACGCCCCCCCCCCCUUUCUCUCUCCCCCACCGGCCUCCCUGCCCUCCUCCCGGUUGGCUAAUGCCAGACGCAGCCUUGCUCUUGGGGCACAGGUUCAGCGACCGCUCAUCCCUCUCCUCGGAGGACCAGUCCUGGAAAUACCCCGGUUUGAGGAUUAUUAUCUUGGAUUCUCUUUCCACCCUCUGAACUAAACGCAAAGGGCAGGAAGGCGGGACCCUCCUGCUCACACAAUGGCACCAGCAGCCUCUCUGAGCACAGAAGCUAAUUCUCACCUCAUCCUUUCUUCCUUCAUCUCUAGCCAAAAAAGUGCACACACAAAAGCCCCCCAAAGCUGGCAUCUUUACUAACACCUUCCCUGGGGGCAGGGCCUGCUGGGACCCAGAAUCACCCCCAAGCAGAGAGGAAAGCAGGGCAGGAGGGACUCGGGGGUCACCUGGACUCUGUGCCCUGAAUGUUCCUGUCCACAGUCAGAGGCAGCGAUGCUUCUGGAUCCCAGCUGCUGGAAACCACAGGAUGGGGAGGGCUCUGGUGCUCAGAUCCUGCUUGCAGGUUUCCCAUAAUGGGCGUCUGUUUGGUCACUGUGAGAAGAGGAGGCUGGACAAAUGGGCCAUUGGCCUGAUCCAGCAGGUGAUUCUUAGGUUCUUGCGUUUCGAAAGACCUUCCAGGCUGAAACCUGCAGUUACUGGAGGAUGCUUUCUGGCAAGAAACAAGAAGACAGAGCAACCUGCCCCCUCCCCCUGCCUCUGUGGGCAAAGAUUCAUCGCCUGCCCCCCGCCCCCCCCCCGAGCCUCUGAAAUAUUAGAAUUGUAGAGUUUGAAGGAAGCCCAAAGGUCAUCUAGUCCAACCCCCUGCAGUUCAGGAAUCACUUCAACUGCUUCCUGGUUCUUCAGAUCCCAGCAGGGCCCCCCUUGCUCAUCGGCUUCCCGCUCCAUGCGCCUCUUAACCCCUCUGACGUUGCUGCUUUCUUUGCAUGCCCCUCCAGUGCCCAGGCACCCUCCACCCCUGGAACCCAGAAGGCACCUCUGUGCCGACCUCCCAUGGUGCCCCGUCAGGAGUUAUGCGCGGGUGCUGUGAAGCCUUGGAGGUCCGGGGGCCUCGUCCUGGAUUCCCAGGCUUGAGUCCGCCAGGCUCCUUCGCUCGCUUCUCAUCCGUUAGCAGGGCUGCAUUUGAGAGAAGAAUCCGGAGAGGGCAAGAGGAGGGAGAUGCUUAUAAGAAUCCCCAAAAGAAGAUAGCGAAGACCCUCUAUAGGGCAGCAAGCAACCUAGGUGACCCCCAUAGAUGCCUCUCGACUACUUUGAUUGACAAAACUGCUCCUCUUAGGGUGCCACGUCAACCCCAUUCCACAUUGUGCAAAAACAAUAUUUUGGUGCGACGGCACCUAUACACUUAUGAACCUGUUAUUGACAUCCGUCAGAUGCCUUCCCUGCACUCUUUGGCUUAGACAAGCCUGCUGCUGCAAGUUUUACUCUAUUUCCACUUUAACUUUUGUUAAGUCUUAGGUUGCUGCGCUCGGUUUUUUCUUACAGAUGAUUUCAUGGUUUUAUUUUUUCCCCUACGUUGCUUUGAGCUUUCUCCUUCCAGUCGAGCAGUGUGUAACUCUUACAAAACAAGCAAAACAAAAGGCACUGCAAGGAGGAGCUGCCACAGCCAUUUACUGGGGGCUCAGGGCGAGUGUGGAGCUCCUUCACUUCCCCGGGGGAGCAAUUGGCAGUGGGCAGGGACAGGGACAGGGCGCAAAAGCCGACAGCCAGCAACCUCUCCUGUCUCCCUUGAGCCGCUCGCCCUCCUAAUCCUCUGUCUCUCUCCCGGUUUAGCGCCCUCCAUGUCCAGCGGCGUCCGCCAGCGCCUCGUCGACCCGCAGCACUCCUUGGGAUCGCAGAGGUUGGUAGAGAGUCACCAGGCUGCUGGCCAGGGUGAAUCGGGGCCGCUGGUCCACUACCUGCCCGGCAGGGUCACUCUGCGCCGGAUGCCCAGCUUGAGCGGCAGCCAGCCCUUCGCCUCCGACAUCCACGGCGGAAGUGCGGCCGCCUGCUCUCCAUCUUCUUCUUCCUCCUCCUCGCCGCCGUCUCCUCCUUCCUCCUCCUCCACGGGCCACUCGCCCUCCUCCGCUUCCGCCUGCCACGCCCUGCCCAUCCUUUACCACCACACCACCUCCUCCUACAUCCUCCAGGUGGACUCCCUGCCCAACCUGCCCCCUCCCGACGUCACCUCCGGGACGCGCUGCCGCGCCGAGAGCUAUGGGUAUUGUGCGGCUUCCUCCGGGAGUGGUGCUUGCCCUCUUGGCUUCCCCUCCGGGGCCCGGCCUGCCUUCCUAACCCAGCUUCCUACCUCCUUCCCUUGGCAGAAGCAUGGGUGCCCGUGGCUGCCGUCUUGAGGCCUGCACAGCCUGGUUUGGCGUGUCAUUGGUCCUCUCGCCUGGUGGUUCUGGCCAGGAAAGAAAAAGGACGCUAACACAACUAACUGGCCAGCCACCUCCCUGCCUGACUUGGGCCGUCCUGCGAUGCAGAGUGUGCUUUUGUUUGGUUUGCCUCCACUUCUCCCCGCUGCACAGAGUUAAAUUGCUCCAAGAGGGCUCUUGGGUUUGAAUCCUGCUUGCAGGUUCCCCAUAACAGCCAGCCACUGUGAAAACAGGAUGCUAGAUUAGGCGGGCCAUUCGCCUGAUCCAGUGUGCUCUUCUGAUGUUCUUAACCCUGCCUGGGUUUGUGUGUUGGUGUGUGUGUGUGUUUUGGACAUCAGUAAUUAUUACUAUUCUUAUUAACCCCAGCCACUCUGGGCAGCCUCCAACACAUUCAAAAACAUAUUAAGACAUCAAACAUGGAAAGCUUCCCUAAACAGGGCAGCCUUCAGAUGUCUUCUAAAAGUCAGUUUAUCUCCUUGACAUCUGAAGGGAGGAGGGUGUUCCGCAGGGAGGGAGCCACUACCAACAAGGCCCUCUGCCUGGUUCCCUGUAACUUCGCUUCUCGCAGGGAGGGAACCGCCAGAAGGCCCUUGGCACUGGACCUCAGUGUCCUGGCUGGACAAUGGGGGUGGAGAUACUCCUUCAGGUGUACUGGGCUGAAGCCGUUUAGGGCUUGAAAGGUAAACACCAACACUGAAUUGUUCUGGAAGCCAAUGUAGAUCCUUUAGGACGAGUUUUCUAUGGUCCCAGCGGCCGUUCCCAGUCUCCACCAGUUUAGCUGCUGCAUUCUGGAUUAGUUGUAGUUUCUGGGUCACCUUCAAAGGUAGCCCCACGUAGAGCGCAUUGCAGUAGUCCAAGCAGGAGAUAACCAAUCUGGAGAGAGAGUGCGCGGUCACACAUUUUAAAAUCCGGGUUCCUCACGCCCUGCUUUUUUCCCUUGUCUCUCUCUCCCCCACCGCCAGAGAUUUAUCGCACUCUGACUCGGAUUCCUCCAUCCCUCACCUGAGCAACAGCCAGCGCACGUCCAGCUCGGCCCCCCGGCUGCCUGCCCGGCCAGCGCUGCUCAACAAGUCGGAGGAAGCGGCAGUGGCGGCCGCCUGCGGCUACAGCAACCGGCCGGCGGAGGCUUCCUCUCUGCCGGAGCCCUUCCCCGAGAGCCCCAUCCUCAUGAAGAAGGCCGUGAUGCUGAACCACGGCCUGGAGAAGUCGUCCAGCCUGGGGGAGAUCAGCCACGCGGCCGGGGCAGGGCCCCCCUCCCGCCAGGCCCACUCCGACUCCUCCCGCUCCCACAGCCCCAGCUCCACCGAGCCCGACACGCCCUCCCCCACCUCCGACCCCCGGCUCAACAGCCAGGGCAAGGCGGGCAACAGCCGCAUCCCCCACCUGGCCUCCAAGAAGAGCGCGGCCGGCGGGGAGGAAGACAGCGGCUCCACGGGGGAAGAGACCGACUCCUCGGGGCAGGGCAAGAAGAAGUUCCCCCUGAAGAUCUUCAAGAAGCCCAAGAAAUAA